This is a messenger RNA of Podarcis lilfordi (Lilford's wall lizard), 96577 nucleotides long. The record is from the annotation of a GenBank genome assembly. Lineage: Eukaryota; Metazoa; Chordata; Lepidosauria; Squamata; Lacertidae.
AUUCACAGAGCCAGCGGGUUGCUCGCCUUGGCUUAGAAUCUGGAUCCCUAAGGACUUGAGAGCUCGCAUCAGAAUAGCUUCCAUCGCCUCGACCGAGAGCUUCUCGAGGACAAUAACGCGGCAGCGACUCAGAAGAGCCGAAUUGACCUGGAAAGAAGGGUUUUCGGUGGUUGCCCCGAUCAGCGUCACGGUCCCGCACUCAACGUGAGGAAGGAAGGUAUCCUGGAAAUGGGAGGGAAACAGAAGAAACUGGUCCCCAUCAAUGACAACUUGAGGCAUUCCCUGUGAGUACAAUUAAUUCACAAUCGCAAUUGCGAUUUUCCGUUUGCUCAGAGACUGAAGCAGUUCCGUUUGGGACGUUUCGCUGGCAGCUCGUCCAAAAACCAAACUAGAUGCUCUUGUUUUCCCCCCAUACAUAAUUAAGGUGUGUGUGGUUUUCACUGAGAUGGCAGUGCAUCUCUCCUUUCCUCUACCUUCAACAGAACCAGGAUCUCUCUUCCCCAGGAGUGACCAGGACCCUUAAAGAAAAGUCUCCUAGCUGUGUGGUGGUGGCAGCAGUGGGGGGGCAACCUCUGUUCCACUUCUGGUGGGGAGUAAAGAGAUUUGCCUCCCCAAAGGCACCACAUUCCCAAUACCAAUCACACAGGCACAUUUCAAGGAAAAACAAAGUGCAUAGUUGCAUGCCAUAUAUUAAGCAAAUUCUUAAUUUGGUCUGUAACAGCAGCUUUAGUCAUUCCAUUUACAGUGUAUGUUGAGGGGCUGUGUUGUGUAAAAAAGAAAAAAAGUUUCUGCAAUUUUUGCUUUACUGUUCGAGAUACAGAGGCAAAGUGUUCACAUAUUCAUCAUUACUGCAAUGCUAAACUGACAAAAGUGAGUCCGUUGUGGCUCUUUCUCCCCAAAAGGAUUAUUCAGAGAGGUCGUAAAGAAUCAUGUAACUCUGAUAUUUUGGUGGAAAACAAUUUGAAUGCGACUUUAGGAAUUCGUGGAACAUUUUACGCAGAUCUCCCCAUCGCAGCAAUCCAUCAUUCAAAACAUCUUUUAGAACUUUCAACACCUCUUUGUGCCCAGAGCUCUCAUAUUCCAUUUCGACUGCAGAACUGAAAACUCUAAGAUGCAAGUGUAAGAAAUUAUAGAAAAAAUCCAGUCAGUAUUGCCUUUGCUUUCCUGCCUCUUCCCCCUCACCCCACCCCCAGACUUAGGGAUGAUGCAUUUGCAUGUUUGUUUGCAGGGUGGGAGUGUAUUUUGAAAUGCUGGACUGCCUGCCAACUUCCUAAUCCCAAAGCUUGUGGUUUAAACUAGACUGUGGUCUUCCUAAGGCUGCAAAUGAACUCUCAAUUCAGUCAGCAAAGAGAUGCCAGACGUGUAGUUUCAAUAUAGGUUAAAAGAAGUUUAGGUUCUAGUUUUGAAAGCCAAAUGCACGCCAACAAACUCAGGGACAGAUUCCUGCUUGCUGGGUGACCUUAGGGCACUGGUUCUCUUUCAUUUCUAAUCUACCUUGUAAGGUAGAGAUAAUAAAAAAUGGGAUAACCCAACCAUGUAGGUCACACAGAGAACCUCAGAAAAAGGAUGAGACAUUAUAUUUUAUUUCAUCCUCACUGCAACCCUGUGAGGUGGGUUAGGCUAAGAGAUAGUGACAGGCCCAAGAACACAUCAUAAUAAUAAUAAUAAUAAUAAUAAUAAUAAUAAUAAUAAUUUACUAUUUCUACCCGGCCCAUCUGGCUGGGUAUCCCCAGCCACUCUGGUCGGCUUCCAACAAAAGAUUAAAAAUACAAUAAAAUUAAAAUACACCUAGAGAGCUUUAUAGCCGACAGGAGAUUUGAACCCUCGCCUCUCAGAGUUCUAGUCUGACACUUUAACCACUAUGCCACACAGACUCUCAGUUGAGAUCAAUUUAAGUAUUGCUCAACCACAUUGUGUAGAAGCCAUUCAUUUCCAAAGGGAGGCCUUCCGACUACUUCCUACUGAGAAGGUAGCAAUCGGUACCUGCUGAGACUUAUUGAAACGGUGUAUCUCGUCGAUAAAGAGGAUUGUUUUCCUCUUGCAGAGCCUCUUUUCAUUUUGCGCUUGAGCAAUGACCUCUCGGACAUCGUUGGUUUUGGCACUUGUGGCCGACAGGGUCACGAACCGUGUGCCGUUCUUCUUGCUGCUGUUCGCGAUGAUGUGAGCCAAGGUGGUCUGAAAGGAAGAAAAGCGCAAGGGUGUUGAUUUUCCUCCGAGAACACAAAAGACAUGGCUAAAAGGCAUUGUGAAGGGGGAAACAGUGUUGGGCUGUGAAGAAGCGAAGGAGUGUUUUGGGAUAGAAAACGUCUCAUUCUCUUUUUCUGACUGGAAAAUAUAUUUGGCAUUAGUUGAAAAGGACAUAUUAUUCUGACAGGAAGAGAGCGUGAAAAUUACCAUCCUCUGGUGGGGAAUCCAAAGAGCUAUUUUAGCCAGUGGGAGAGAAGGUUUCUCUUUGGACAGCAGACUCUCAGGCCAUUUAUCACCAGCUGGCUUCAGAAAGCCUCUCCAUUUUCAAAAACAGAUUGCCAUGUGGCUUGACAAGGUGCUGUUUCCAAAACACAAGCCCAAAUACUCAUUGGCCUCUAGUUCUUUGGAUCCCAGGCUUCCAUGGCACAAGAAACAGCUUGAUACACCAAGCUUGGGAGUGCUCCCAUUUGUUACUUCCAUUAUUAUUACAGAUAUCGGCAGGCAGAUUUGUGUGAGCAGAAAGCUGCACGCCAUUCACACAAGGCAGCCAUCUUGGAUUUCUGCAGUUUGAUUGCCUCCCAGAUUUCUGCAGAAUUCUUGCCUCCUGCAGCCCUCUACAUGGCAUUAAAUGCAGCAUUGAAGGAUCCCAGACUUUCAGGAAUAGCUUUUUUAGGGAGUACUGCAGCAGGAAGGAGGUGGGAAACUCAAAUUCCACAUGUGGAGGCUUUGCCUGAGAGAGAUCACAAUGCAGCACUAUUCAGUGGCUGAUGCUUGAGGUUUGGCAGGAGUCAUCUGUCUCUGCCUGGCAGCCAACUGCAUGUGAUUACAGGGGCAGAAAGACAGGUGAUGCUGAACACUUUUGUCUCUGGCCUUUUGGUAUGUAACCCUUCCCAACAGAUCACCACCUUAGGAACUGCCUUUGAUAGGAAAAAGAUCCUCCUCCCCAUGCAUUAAAAACCAACAAUAAUGGGGGAAAUAGAUUGUAUUUGAUUUGGUCAACAACAUAUCGGCAUCUUUUCACCAAAGCCAGAUUAAAUGUAUUCCAAUCAGAAGCAUUAAAUGGCAGACUGAGAGGUAUUCCUUAUCAAAAUAGGAUCUGUGUAUGCUCUCAGGACGUUGACUGCAUGAGCCAUAUUUUAUUGCAUUGCAGACAAUAUGGUCAAGCUAGGGAACUAUUGAUUAAACCACUAUUGGCAAAUCAGCCGGGUCAAUCUGAAGCCUAUUAUAUCAAAUAUCUUCUGGACGACAAGUCCAAUGAUAUCACAGUGGCUGUGGCAAUGUUUCUUUCAGUAGUCAUACGAAUCAAAGAUCAACAUACCCAUGACUAAACAUAUCAGGUCUCCCUUCCCUGUGGGGAUUGUCUGUAUGAAUCUGUAUUUUAUUCAGAAUCCAUGUUAUGGGUCGUUGGACCGCAAUAAAGAUUAUUAUUAUUAUUCAUUUGGUCAAGAAAGCGGCAAAGAUAGCCCAACUUUACCACUCUGUUCUAAAGACCGUUGAAAUAGCGUGUGCAAAGUCAUUUGAACACCAGAUGCAUCAUAUGCCUACUAAAAGCAUUAAUGUUAUAUACUUAGUUCAGAUUAUUUCAAUAAAUUAAUCCAAAGGUUUUGUGUGUUGCAUCAGACUAGUUCAUUGCUGACUAAAGCUUUUGCCCACACAACUGAGCGUCCUUUUUGGCUGUCAGAUUGAUUUAUCUUAAAUCAAUCGCCUUUCUGUCUUUGCCCCCCUGGCAGGACUCGGCAAUUAUUUAUGGACCCUCUUUGGUACUCCUUACAGCAGGCCUUCUCAAUUUGUGACCUGCCAAAGCAAACACAGCUACCAGCGCAGUUUUGUGACCUGCCUUGACAAUUGCCACCAUUUCUGUGGUCUAAGGCAAGACACACACAAGGCGGGGGCAGCUUUAGUGACCCCCGGUGGGGCAGCAUACAUGGAUUUUGAUGUGUGUGGGUCACAGUCAAGCAUGCCUUCGGCACCGCGUUUCUAUGAAAAUAUUUUUAGGUACAAAUUUGGAUGUUUCGGUACAUUUGUCGCAAAAUUCACGUUGGAAAACCCCAGCAGAGCAGAAAUAGCUCAGUUUACCUAAGCUAUCUUUUAUAAACACCCCAGGAGAGGAAAAAGGGAAAUAAAGAAGGAGGGAAACCCAACUCAUAACAAGAGAAGAAAGAAUACGCGACUGGAAUAAAGAAAACUGCCCUACACUGAGGAAGGCUGUAUAUACUCUAUACCUUUAAAGAGCAUUCAAUGCAUGUUUUCCCCCCUCAAGGCAUUUUGGGCACUAUGGUUUGUUAAGAGCUGCUGGGAACUGUAACGCUGUGGGUGUCCAGAAUCUUUGAUGGCGGAAAAUAUGCUUUAAAGGUAUCAUGUGUACCUGGCCUCACCUAAUAUAAGACAGGCAUCCCCGACCUGCGGCCCUCCAGAUGUUUUGGCCUACAACUCCCAUGAUCCCUAGCUAACAGGACCAGUGGUCAGGGAAGAUGGGAAUUGUAGUCCAAAACACUGGGAGGGCCGAAGGUUGGGGAUGCCUGAUAUAAGAUGAUCUCAGUAAACCAAACCAGGGUGGGAAAUGAGGAAAACAAACUGGGGAAACCUAGGGAUGCAACUAUUCAGGACAAAUAUUAUCUGGAUAUCCUGGAAGUGAGAAGAAGAUGGCCACCGUGGAGAAAAAGAACCUAGAGUGGAAGCACCCGCAAACUCACGUUCUCUGUCCAUCGGCCAAACAUUUCCUCGUCUAUUCAAGGAACCACAGCAAGAUAAGCCCGAGUAAGACUAUGAGGGGACAUUCCUGAACAGAGCAGGAAGGAUUUGCAGAGGGACAGGUGUGGCGAACCAACCGUCUGGAUAGCAAACGCUUUAGAUGUUUUCAGGGAAGCAGCAAGAGAGUCUUUUGGAAUGCGAGUAGGAGGCAGCAGGCUUUCUCGAUUUCAGAGUUUCAGCUCAGCUUAGUUCCUCCUCCCCAUCCUGCCGCAAUCAGAUACCACUGUCAGGAUUCAGUAUCCACAGAAAGUCGAAGGAUAGAAAGACUAUAUAACCUGACCUGAUCAAUACGGGCUCGUCUGGUUAAUAUAGACUCAUAUCCCAGUUGAGUCACGGACAAACCGAGUAGCUUUAGCUGUGAAGUUAUUCUCUCUCAGACUGAGGGUUGUAGCAACCAAGCGUUGCUCAGAGUAGACCCACUGAACUUAAUGGCCUAAGUUAGUCACGUUCAUUAAUUUCAGUGGGUCUGCUCUGGAGUAGGAGCAGCACUGGAUUCCACCCUUAGCCACCAAUAUGUUAAAACCAGGCCUUUGGGGGGGCGGUUAUUGUUUUGCUGCUUUGCUUUACUUAUUUACUUGUUUUUAUCCUGUAUUUUAUUCUGCGAACCGUCCUGAGAUCUUAUGAUGAAAGGUGGUAUAUAAAUCUAAUAAAUAACCAAAACAAAGCACAAAAAAAUGGCUGCAAACUUCCAUUAAUUCAGUUGGUGCACUAAUCAAGAAAUAACAGCAAUUAAUUGGUGCAGCCGAGAUGUAAGAGUUCAGCACGAUGCAAAUCACCCAAAGGAAACAGACAAUCAAAUGAGUUUUAAUUCAUUAACUAAAGGAUUAAUAUAUCUGUGUCUGAUUAAACCAAUUGUUUUGAUAGGGGGGAGCAUGCUUCCUUCAGUUUUAGAAGUUGCAUGUGGUGUAGUGAUUAAGAGCAGUAGACUCGUAAUCUGGUGACCCAGGUUCGCUUCUCUGCUCCUCCACAUGCAGCUGCUGAGUGACCUUGGGCUAGUCACACUUCUCGGAAGUCUCUCAGUCCCACUCACCUCAGAGUGUUUGUUGUGGGGGAGGAAGGGAAAGGAGAAUGUUAGCCGCUUUGAGACUCCUUCGGGUAGUGAUAAAGAGGGAUAUCAAAUCUAAACUCUUCUUCCGGUGGCUCUUUUACCUGUUGCUGAACUAUAGUUAAAUUCAUGCCACACAUUUAAAGAACAAUGCUACCACUUCAAACACUCAUGACUCCCAAGAAUUAUGGGACCUGCUACAAUUCCCAGGGCUCCCUGUGAAUAGAGAUUGACCAUUAACCACUCUGAGAAUAGGUAACUCUGUGAGUGGGCAUGAGAUUGCUUUGAAGCAUGGGAUGAAUGUGGCCUGCAACUCCUACCAUCCCCAAGCAUUGGCCAUGCUAACUGGGACUCAUGGGAACUGGAGUCCCAACAACUUCUGGGGGGCUACAUCCCCAUCCCUGAAUUUAGCAAGCAUCAUCUUACAAGAGGCAUUCUCCUCCUGCAUAAGAGUGAAGGGGACUUGCUUCUAAGACAGCGCCUGACAACUCCAAGAUACUGACUAAAGCCACAGCUGCUUAGCUUCAGCAAGGUGAUGGCCUCGUGGACCUUCAAAUCCCACCCUGGGAGGGCUUUCAACGUACUGUACUGUCCCCAAUAUAAGCCACAAUCCCCCCCCCCCCAAUUCCAACCGUGAAAAGUUAAAGUGCAAUUCGUGACCUUACAAAAAUUGGCUUUUAUGGUAUUGCUGCCGAAACAGACAUAUGGUAAAACGAAACGAAAAACAAGUUUUAUUGUCGAUUUGCAAGCUUAAGACUGUUGUGUGAUUUAUUCUAAUGCCAUUCAUCGUUUUCCCUGUAUUUUACAGUGCAGUAUUGAUUUUUUAAUUUGCAUUUACGGUGCUACGAACAGGUGUUGAACCCACUAGUACCUCUCUUCUACAUUUGCCAUUUACGGGUGUGAGUGCCUGUGGAAUUUUAAGGGAGCAGCUUAUAUUCAUGUACUGUCUUUUUUUCCUAUCCCCGCCUUGAACUUUAAAGGUGCGGCUUAUUUGCGGGUGCAGCUUAUAUUCAGGCUAAUACGGUACAUUCGCACUUAUGUUACAAAUAACCAACUUUUUCUCAGAGAAACGGGUUGUCUGCUUUAUCAGGGAAGCCAUGUUAGACAAUUAAGAAAAGGUUUUCAAUAGACUCAUCUAAGCAAUCAGCUCAUUCAGGAGUUCCAAAAGAUAUAUGUAUGAAUAAGGCUUUUCAGAACUGAACUUUUCUUGGCUGGAUGUUAAUUCUAUUCAGAUUGCUGCACAUACUUUAAAAAACAGCAACAACUGGGCAGCAGCCCCCUCUGCCCCCACUUUCUUCUCCAAUAGCUGCUCUGGGCCAAAAGAUCCUCUGCAGCUGGUGAGGGCAGGCGGUGACAAGCCUAAAUGCUGCCCGAAAAGAUAUCCCAAAGAUCAGAACUACUUCAGCAGGUGCUCCGAAUCUGAUCCUCUACUGGAGAGCGCUUCAGAGCCAGAGCUUUAUGUCCUGGGGACUAACAGUGAGAGCAGGGCACUUCUGUUUGUUCCAUCAAUGGCAGCACAUCCACCCCCAAACUCUCUCUCACCCUCUCUCCUGUUUCUCGGUCUCCUUAACCUUUUAGGCAGCCGAAGGUAGAAAGACUGUCAUUGGAUAUAAGCCAGUACAAGCUCAGGCCAAGUAUGUACGGGGAGCCUGUAGUCCUCUGGGUGUUGAUAGGUUAACACUGGGACGCGGGUGGCGCUGUGGUCUAAACCACUGAGCCUCUUGGGCUUGCUGAUCAGAAGGUCGGCGGUUUGAAUCCGGCGACGGAGUAAGCUCCCGUUGCUCUGUCCCAGCUCCUGCCAACCUAGCAGUUCGAAAGCACACUAAUGCAAGUAGAUAAAUAGGUACCACUGUGGCAGGGAGGUAAAUGGUGUAUCCGUGAGCUCUGGUUUCCGUCACGGUGUUCCGUUGCGCCAGAAGUGGUUUAGUCAUGCUGGCCACAUGACUUGAAAAACUGUCUGUGGACAAAUGCUGGCUCCCUUGGCCUGAAAGCAAGAUGAGCGUUGCAACCCCAUAGUCACCUUUUUAACCUUUAGGUUACACUACAAUUCCCUGCUGAAUCCUGGCCAUAAUAGCUGGGGCUGAUGGUGGUCCAACCACUUUUAGACUUUUCUAGGCUAUCCUCUUCCAUUUUCAGAAUGGAAAUGAUUCCUGAUUCAGGAAAGCAUUAUGUUUUGAAGGCUAUGUGAAAAAGUUCAGUUCCUUUUUCAUUUAUUGCAGGGCAGAAUAUUCUGCAUUAAUCUAUCCCCAAGCUGUAGAUUGCAGACUGAUCUUAGUGCAUAUUUGCUCAUAUGCAUAUUGCACUGCGUUCCGUAGAACAUACUCUUAAGAUAUCUGUGUAUACAGUUGCAGCCCUAAUUACAAGCAACAGGUGUUAAGACAUAAGAAUACUGGUUUCUAUUAAAAAAAACCAGGAUACAUAAAUAGAAUGUAAAUGGAAAGGAUUUUUUUUUUUUACAGUAUGAUAUACAACAGCUAACAUUCUCACUUCUAACACUGUCCCUCCUAGAAAAUAAGGCUGUUUCUUCUUUUUCCCUUUUGGUCAAACUUACACACAGCUAUGUACUAAUUUUUCUGUGGGAUCCAUUCUCUCCUACUCUUUCCUUUUAAGAGAUAAAAGUCAAAAUAAUCCAAGUCAGAGAGGAGUUAUGCAUUAAAUCUGAACUUCUGUAAUGUUUGCCACUACGUUAUACAUUGCUUAGUUUUCAUUAAAAAUUCUUAACUACAUUUCCUGUAAAGGUUUGAGACUGUGCAAGGAGAAAGCAAACAAAAGCUUACUUCUGAGUAAUCAAUGUGUGAUUUUAAAAUCUGCACAUGAAUUGACCUAAAUCUGAUUGCACCCUGAUGCCAUGACGCUUGCUAACACAAUCUCCUGAAACAAAACAUAAUGAUUAUGUUUCAUUUGAAAAUACAAAACACAGUAGUAAGUCUCCCACACCUCCCUCGUACUCUCUGGAAUUAGAGGGUUCUCUGGAAGGCCCAGAGCAGAAAUUUAACCCUUUAUUUUCAUAUAAUAUAUAUAUCCAAUAUUAAUUAGUCCUAAAACACAUGAUUGCACUGUGCACUAGAUAGCUGGUCCCAAAGACUUACCAAGAUCAGCGUCACAAUUGCCCUUCUCUAUUUAAAUCACCUGGUCCUCAACAUUUAUUGCUGGUAACUUGACCGCCCACCCAGAAGGCAAUCAAUGACCCUCCAUUGGGUAUUCAUGGAAUCCAUAUCCCCCUCCCUAUACAAUUGCAAUGGUGGUGUGGCCAACAGCUGCUUCAUGCUGUUAGCUCUCCCUGGCAAAGACCCUCCGGGCUUAGGAUGGGGGAACUACAUUUAUUACAGAGGUCUGCUGCCAGCUGGGAAGAAGGCAGGGUUCUGAACAGCCAAGGAAACCACGCUGCAUUUAUUUCACAGCCCCAUUGCCAACAUUCCCAGGAGACCAGCUGUGAAAGGCAGUUCUGUAGGGUGGGGACCACAAACCCACGGACCACCAUGUCAAACUAAGAGAGCCGGGCAUUACACGUGAAACUUUCAUUUUCUUCCCAGCUCCGUUUGUGGAAUGCUCUCCCCAAGGAGGUUCGGCUGGCACCUUCAUUAUAAGCCUUUAGGUGCCAGGAAAAACGUUUCUCUUUAACCAGGCCUUUGGUUGACUGACAUCCAAUGCCCUUUUAAAAUGUGUUGGGGAGAGGGGGUUAUUGGGAUGUCCUUAUUUUUUAUUUUUAUUGUGUAUUUGUUUAUAUGUUGUGAUUUUAUCAUGUGGACUGCCCUGAGACAUGUGGAUAUAGGGCAGUAUACAAAUUUAAUAAAUAAUAAAUCUGUAAGGAGGAGGUCCUCAUCAAGGCCAGUGGCAACGAAGAAAAUUAGGAGCUGUUGUGACAAUAUAUACUUCCAUUUCCUAACUUCUUAAGGAGCAUAUUUACUACGUUCCUAUCCCACCAUUUCCCCAAGGACCUCAAGGCUUGCUAAACGUAAUUCUUUCCCCUGACCCUCCAUUUUAUCCUCACAAUAAUCCCGUGAGAAGAGGCUAGGCUGAGAGAUUGUGAUUUAGCCAAGGUCACACAGCGAGCUUUGUGUCUGAACGGGAUUUGAAUCUGGGUCUCCCUUGUCCUAAUCUAACACGCUAAACCACACUAUACCACACUGACCCACAAUGUUAUCACAGUAAAUUGUGGGUUGUUUUUUUUUUUUGAGGGGGAGCAGAUGUAGUUGGGGGGGGGUUGACGUAGAACUCAUACUCUCAACUGAAAAUGGUGUAUACAGGUCAAGUAUGCAAAAUGAGAUUUAACAUAUACACAGCAAAGGGGAACUACCUACAGAAAUUCAGGGCAUCUUUGUGUUUGGCCUCAUCACCUAUUAAACACUGCAUGCAGUGAUGGGCUCACCAUUUCGAAAUUUGGAAACUGUGGAAAUUAGCCCUGAAGGGUACAAAAAGAAAUCCCUGAUUUGGCAGAGAUUUUACCAGGGAAAUUCCCGCUUCAUAACAAACAGCCGAGAUAGCUUUGCUAGAGUAAUCCAUUAAACGGUAACCAACCCCUGUCAGGUCAGUCAGAUUCGAUUACCCUCAAGUCUUCUUGCCUCAAUAAACAAGGUAGAGAUAACAGGUGCAGGGCGGAGUUUCAUAAUUUACUGACAAUUUCACACAACAUCCGUCCUAGUCUUGUUAAUGCAGGGACCGAGCCGCUCAAGUCUAAAUCCACUUCCACCCAAAAAAAGUCUUGUUGCGACAACGAAUCUCAGCCACAUGUGAAACCCCUUAAGCAACUGGUAUGGAUGAACAGGCACUUAGACCAGAGACAGCCAAGCCCCUAUUUCCCCAAAUGGCCUUGCUGCCAAGCCCUUUUGACAAAAAUGAUGUUUGGCCACAUCUAUCUUUAUCUUCUGGGACUGGCAACUACAGAUCAUGUCUCUCUGUAAGGGAAAGGAGGGUUGGCAUGUUGUUGUUGUUGUUUAGUCGUUUAGUCGUCUCCAGUUCUUCGUGACCCCAUGGACCAGAGCGCGCCAGGCACUCCUGUCUUCCACAGCCUCCCACAGUUUAGUCAAACUCAUGCUGGUAGCUUCGAGAACACUGUCCACCCAUCUCGUCCUCUGUUGUCCCCUUCUCUUUGUGCCCUCCAUCUUUCCCAACAUCAGGGCCUUUUCCAGGGAGUCUUUUCUUCUCAUGAGGGGGCCAAAGUAUUGGAGCCUAAGUUUCAGGAUCUGUCCUUCCAGUGAGCACUCAGGGCUGAUUUCCUUCAGAAUGGAGAGGUUUGGUCUUCUUGCAGUCCAUGGGACUCUCAAGAGUCUCCUCCAGCACCAUAAUUCAAAAGCAUCAAUUCUUCGGCGAUCAGCCUUCUUUAUGGUCCAGCUCUCACUUCCAUACAUCACUACUGGGAAAACCAUAGCUUUAGCUAUACGGACCUUUGUUGGCAAGGUGAUGUCUCUGCUUUUUAAGAUGCUGUCUAGGUUUGUCAUUGCUUCUCUCCCAAGAAAGGGUUGGCAUAGAGGUUUGCAAUUGCUACUCCUGAUGGGUGGCUUUUAUGCUUUUCAUUUGCAUUGUCCUGUUCAAGGGUCAUGUACCACUCUCAGCAGUUGUCACCUAAACAUACAACUGAGGAUUAAUACAAAACUUGAACCCCCAUUCUCCAAAGAGAGGAGGCAUUUGUUCCUCAGUGACAAAAUGCUUCUCACUUGUUGAAACAACCACCCCUCCAGUGGCCAUAGGUUCACAGAAGCCAUUGGUUUCUUUUGGACGCUGAAAGCUUAUUGUCUCUUCUCAUUGGCUAUUCCAAGACUUUCGAACUCCCUUCCUAGAGAAAUUAGACUGGCUCCCUGGCAGGUAAAUAUCUAUUUGCUCCAACAGGCUUUUGGGAACUGACUGAUUUUACUGAAAGGGUUAGGGCUGGUGCCAUGCUGUUUUUGUUGCAAUUAACUGUAUGUUUUCAAUAGAUUACAGAUAGACUUAACUCUAUCAAUGUUUAAUUGGUUCCUCCCCCCUAUGUUUUUAGCUGUUCUUGUUUUUAUCUGUAAGCCACCUUGAGUCCUUGUCAGGGAAAAAGUGAGCAUAACUAAACUAAGAAUAAAAAUAAGAUUGUCCCCGGUAUAAAAGGAAACUUCUUGGCAAAAUUAGACUGAAUCUUGCAUUGUAUAAAUAUAAGUUUGUAGGGAAGUUAACAGAAACUAUAUACGAAAUAUGUAACUGUGUGGUAUAAGAUAAUCAACAGAUAAAGUACAGUGAGACUAAUUGGAAGCCAUUUUUAAUAUCUUGUUUUAUAAGUUUUACAAUCAUUCACAUCACUGGGAGUACAAAUGAUGUUAGUUAUAAGAAUUGUGUUGUUUCAUAUAUUGCUAUUGUCUGUUUGUCAAUUUACAGUUUGUUUAUUUGAUUGUAUGUCUGUUUGAUGGUUUGUUUGCUUUCCUGGCAUAAAUGUAUCUAUUUUAUAACAAUAAAGAUACAUCACAAAAAAAGUAUAAGAAUGUCCCCAAAAUACUUCUUUAUGUUUGGAGUGGGUUUGAACUCUGACCUGCCACCGAAGUGUGACAGGAAAUCACAUGUCCAUGCAUUUUAAUGCAGGCAUGCCUUUAGGGUGUUAUUCAGUCCUAAUUUUUAAACAAUAGUAUUCCUGGAAAUUGUACAUAGGGAAUCAUUUGAUUGGCGUUGUUUUCAGACUUUCCUUUCUGAAUUGUAAUGUGGCUAUCUUACGUAACCUUUGUAAGAGUUGCUAAGAAAUAAACACCUUUUCUCCACCCAUGCUAUCAAGACAAGGUGGAUCAUAACCAAUUAUACUGUUUUGGUAUUCUAGAAUUCAUCCCUACUGUGAAUUUUCCCACAACCUGUGAAAAUCGUCAGUGACUGUAGUCAGUUAAUAUACACUGGCAAGCUGUGUCUCUGAAGAAGCAAAGUAUCUCCUUUAUGGUCGCACAGAUAAGAAGAAGACUUAAACAGGCUGACUUUCCACUGUUAUACAGUGGUACCUCGGUUUAUGAACUUAAUUCGUCCUGGAGGUCCGUUCUUAAACCAAAGCCGUUCUUAAACUGAGGCGUGCUUUCCCUAAUGAGGCCUUCCGCCGCCGGUGCCCUUCCACCGUUCGGCUUCCGUUCGUAGACCGAGGUAAAGUUCGCUAACCAGAACACUACUUCCAGUUUUGCGGAGUUCUUAUACCGAAUAGUUGGUAAACAGGGCCAUAGCUGUCAACGUUUCCCUUUUUUAAAGGGAAAUUCCCUUAUUCCGAAUAGGAUUCCUCGCAAGAAAUGGGAAAAGUUGACAGCUAUGAACAGGGCUGUUCUUAAACCGAGGUACCACUGUAUUGCAAAAGGCAAAGAUGGUCAUAGUGGAAGGAGAGAGGAGUAUCACUUUGUUUAUGCUGACAGCCCUAUAUGCCUGGCACCAGCAAUUGUAGUGGAAACCAAUUCAGUUUAAUACAAGGAAUGCCAAUAAGACUCGUGUGUCUAUGGCAGAAAGCCACAACCUGGGAAGGAAGAAAAAGAGACUGAUAAACAGCAAGGAGAAGAAAUGACUCGGAAAUCAAUCAAGCUGUCAGAGAAGUGAACACUUCAAUAUGUUCCAAACUAACAUACCCCAUUUGUACCCCUGGCCUAAACUACAAAUACUUUUGCCCUGUCAUGAUGAAGUUUGAACUAAAAGCUAAAAGACAAAAAUAAGCCCUGUGAAACUUAAUACAGAUUGCCAAGACAGCAUGUUGCUUUGAAGUUAACACAUUCCCAUCGUCUAUUAACUCCAUUAACGUAGUAUAAGAUUGCACAUGGAAGACCGAGAACAGCUGGCUUGCAGCCUUCAGAGUCAAUUUAUUAAGUAAUAACAUGUCAGACAUCCCCUUACGUAACCCUUUUGCACGGGUGUUAAAACAUAAACAAAAAAAGUACAAAAACAAGGUUAUACCAAACCUUCGGUUUGGCCAGUUCUGAGGUUCAUUUGCAACAGCAAAGCUAUUCUGUGCUUGGGUUACAGCCGUGGAUGUUUCCCUGCUGCAUCUCUAGACUAAAAUUGGGUGCUUCAUGGCAGACAUGCAAAAAUCUGAAUCUUGCACAUUAGAGGGUCAUAAAUCAUAGCACAGCUUACUCAGGUUGCAAGCUUGUGUUUAAGCAGCUGGACCAGCCAAGACGAAACAGGGAAAACUUUUUAAAAGUUAAUUUGUGGCUUGAUAGAACAAACUGAUGCUCCUGGUUCAUGCUAUUUGACUGUGGGCAUACGCAGGAUACCUAGGGACGCGGGUGGCGCUGUGGGUUAAACCACAGAGCCUAGGACUUGCCAAUCAGAAGGCUGGCGGUUCGAAUCCCCGCGACGGGGUGAGCUCCCGUUGCUCCUUCCCUGCUUCUGCCCACCUGGCAGUUCGAAAGCACAUCAAAGUGCAAGUAGAUAAAUAGGUACCACUCCGGCAGGAAGGUAAAUGGCAUUUCCGUGCACUGCUCUGGUUCGCCAGAAGCGGCUUAGUCAUGCUGGCCACAUGACCUGGAAGCUGUACGCCGGCUCCCUCGGCCAAUAAAGCGAGAUGAGUGCCACAACCCCAGAGUCGGUCACAACUGGACCUAAUGGUCAGGGGUCCCUUUACCUUUACCUUAUACGCAGGAUGCUAGUAUUAAAGGUUCGGGGGUAAUUUAUUACCACUUCCAAUAGCCACAGAUUUGAUGGUCACUUCAAGCGUAUUGUUCCCUUUUGACCUGCACAGCUGACACUUAGACUGAGCUUUUUAGUCUCUUCCUGGAGCAACUUGGAGAAUCUUGGAAGACACAUGUCCCAUGUGCUGUAGCAUCAAGGUGUACAGUGGUACCUUGGUUUAAGAACAGCUUAGUUUAUGAACAACUUGGAUUAAGAACGCUGCAAACCUGGAAGUAGGUGUUUCGGUUUGUGAACUUUGCCUUGGAAGCAGAACAUGUUCCGCUUCUUGUUGAGUGUGUUCCAUUUGUAAAUUGAGUUCCCCGCUGCUAUGGGAAAGCACGCCUUGGUGUGAGAACGCUUUGGUUUAAGAACGGACUUCCGGAACGGAUUAAGUUCGUAAACCGAGGUACCACUGUAUAUAACUUUUCCUCACUUAAAUGCUUUAUUCCUGAUCUGUUGUUAUAGGGUUGCCAUAUUUCAAGAAGUACAAAUCCAGACACAGUUGCUCCAAAAAGUUGCUGAGCUUUCCUUGUUUUUUUGGACAAUCGUCCAAAUUUGCGAUUGACAACAGCGGACAUUGGGGUGGCGAGAGGGCUUCCAAAAUCACCGUCUAGGAGGCAACAAGGAAGCAGCCACUCAACAGCGCUUUUGCUUCCGCUGGAGAACAGACAAAAUCCCAGACAUUUACUAUUCAAUUGAAUUUCCCCCCAGGGCGCCAAUUUAGCCCCACCCCCCUGACAUUACCGGAAUUUUCCGGUAUAUAUGGCAACCCUGUCUGUUAUCGUUGAGAGCAAAUUAUGAAAGCUUUUCCUGUGCUUGGUACCAUUGAAAUAACGGAUGAAUUCAGGUAGAGUCAGGGGAGGGAAUCAAAGGAACGGGUACAAGUGAGUAUAGGAUGGAGAAAAGUAACCCAAAUUUCUAACCUACAUUUAUUUAAGCUGCCGCCCAUUGCACCCCCACAGAGCAGAGGCGGGGGCAGAGGAAGAGGUAACAACAUGCCUAAAACACAGCAGCAUUAUGACAUAUUAAACCACACUCAUCAUUUAACCCAAGAUCUCACAAGAUUUCUGUGGAAAAGGGCCUGUCUUGAUCAAGUUUUGAUGGGCUUUUAAACAGAAAGCAAAGCUGAAGAGCUGGAGAAGAAUAUUGCGGGAACCCGGGGCAGAGGCAGGUAUCAAGCAACUCAGAGUGCAACCUAUCAGAAAAACGUUGGAUUUUUUUAGUUUUUGGUAUCCCAUUCUGUUUUUCUUUGUCUGCAGUGUGCAUACACAUGUCUGUCUACCUUUGCCCAUUUGCUCAGAAGUCUAAUUGCUGCCCUACGAACUUCAGUUAUUAACCUUUUUUUAAAAAAAAAGGGGGGGAGGGGAAACGUUUCAGUUCAAAGAAGACCGAGAAAGAAUAAUUCAAACAUUUAUUUUAUUUCAGUAUUUCCAGGUUGCUUCUCAGAGUUACCCAAAUGACUGGGGCAGGGCUGGGAAAACUGGAUGUAACUUCAGGACUUGGCAAAUAUGCCAAAGAGAUGGCAGACUUUCUCAGUGAAGAGAUACUACUUUUAAACUCAUGAGUACACGCUGUAUCUCUUUGGUUUUAGGUUCACCAGUUACACAAGAAGGGGGAAUGGUAUGUGUUUCCUUUUGUUUCAGGGACGGAAGGCAGUGAGGCCCAGUCACAGCAGUGCUGAAUCCUAGAUUUCAUCUUUUUUUUUGGAAAAAAAGGGAUAGUCCUCAAUUCUGCCCUUGAAAAGACCACAAAAAUGUGAAACAGAGAUGAGCUACUCUCAAUGUUAUCGCUCCCUCAGUAUGCCAUGGGUCCUUUUUUUUGCGAUGAGAUCUAUUACAGUGGUUCCUUGGUUUACAUAUGCUUCAGGUUACAUACGCUUCAGGUUACAGACUCCGCUAACCCAGAAAUAUUACCUCGGGUUAAGAACUUUGCUUCAGGAUGAGAACAGAAAUCGGGCUCCGGUGACGCAGCAGCAGCAGCAGCAGCAGCAGGAGGCCCCAUUAGCUAAAGUGGUGCUUCAGGUUAAGAACAGUUUCAGGUUAAGUACGGAUCUUCGGAACAAAUUAAGUACUUAACCUGAGGUACCACUGUAUUAAUAUGCAGGUUGGGAGUGUGUGUGUGAACCACGUACUCCUUGGAGGAAAAGCUGGGUUAUAAAUGCAAAAAAUAAGCUCUACUACUUAAGGAAACUGGAGGGGCAAGCCAGAUGGAGAUGUCAGUCGCCAACCUGGCAACCAGAGAUCUCCCUGGGGCCACAAUUGGACCCACGCCAGUCGCAAAAACGCACCUGGCGCCUGGCUAAUUUUGAACACUGGACUGUGUCCUGUGGAGUCUGUCAGAGGGGAGGGGGAUAGAAAGUAAGAAGGAGUCCCCCCGCUGCACAAAACAUCUGGCUGUAAAACCUAUAAAGCCUUGGAUGGCUCAGGACCGCAAUACCUGAAGGGCCGCCUCUUUCUAUAUGAAUCUACCCGGACCCUGAGACCAUCUUCUGAGGCCUUCCUUCAUGUGCCUCCUCUUCGAGAGGUCUGGAGCGUGGCUCCCAUCUGUGGAAUGCUUUUCCCAGGGAAGGUCGCCUGGUGCCUUCAUUAUACACCUUUAGGCGCCAGGCAAAAAUGUUCUUUUUUAACCAGGCUGUUGGUUGAUCUGAUUUACAUCCUAUGCCCUUUUAAAAUGUGUGGGGGGUUUUUGUUGUUGGAGGGGGGGGGGGGCUACUGGUUUGUUGUUUUUAUUUUUACUAUGUAUUUUGUGGUUUUUUAUUUUGAUUUUAUUCUGUGAAUUGCCCUGAGACCCCCGGGUAUAGGGAGGUAUAUAAAUUCAAUCAAUCAAUCAUUCAAUCAAUCAAUCAAUGGCUGGUGGUUCGAUCCCCACCCAGGAAGGGCUGGAUUCCUGCACUGCAGGGAGCUGGACUAGAUGACUAGACGACCCCUGGGGGUCCCUUGCAACUACUCACCUUGCCACAACCCGGCGGCCCCCAGAGGAUGAACGAGGGGAUUUCGUGCACUUCCAGCAGGGAGCGCAGGAGCGUCCGUUCGCCCAGCGCCUGAUCCUGCCCCACGUAGUCUUCCAGGACGCUGGGCCGCAGCUUGUCCGCCAGGGGCUUCCCUUCCAGCUUUCGGGCCAGGCUUUCCAAGCCCAGCUCGGAGCCACGCGCACCGGAGCCCCGAUGAUCCUCCCCGUCCGGCUGUUUCUCUCCCGUUUGCGCCCGGGAUGGAGAUGGAGACGGGGCGGCAGCAGCAGCAGAGGCGCCCCGAGGUGUCCCGGAGCUCCUGGCCUUGUGGAAAAGGGAGAACAGCGGGGCUGAAUCGGGUCUACCCAUCCCCGCGCGCUCUUCCCCGCUGCUCCUCUCCGGGGAGUUGGAGAGGCGAAUUUUCUUCCGGCAAGACGCGCCCAUCCCCGCGUCCUUUGGGCUGCUGCUGCUGCUGCCGUCGAUGCCGCUUCGCUCCGCAUCCUCUGGGACUUCGCUGCCUCCCGCUUCGCUUUGCUGCUGCAAACAUCUGUCCAGAUGUGAGUUGAUGCAGCUGGCGGGGAGCUCCCGCAGGCAAACGGGGCAGCUCACGAAAAGCUCUUCCUGCGCGCCCGCUCCUUCCAUUUCCAGGGCCAAGGAAAGAGAGGGGAAUCCCACGGAAUUAAGGCUGGCCCCUUGGCUUCUCCCCCUUUCCUCUUGAGCGCACCCGCUUUAGGGAUCCUCUCCAAGAAGACAGAGAUCCAAAACAGCCAAAACGAAACCAGAAGUUGAGCUAUAGAAACAUGCCCGGGCAGGAAGAGGAGAAAAGUCAACACCUCCUUUCGCGACAAACCCAGCGGGCUGUCGGGAAUCGUAGUUCUUUAUGCGGGAGGAGCGUAAAGGUCCUGCCAUAGCUGUCAACUUUUCCCUUUUUUAAAGGGAAAUUCCCUUAUUCCGAAUAGGAUUCCUCGCAAGAAAAGGGAAAAGUUGACAGCUAUGGGUCCUGCCGGGCUCGACUGAAGUUGGAUCCGAGCUUGAGAGGCGGACGGAAAAUGCCAUAAUCGCUAACAUUUGUUGUGCAUAAUGUGCACAGCCUUUAAUACAAAUUAGACAUACCUUUUACACAUUACAGCGGUACCUCGGGUUACAUAUGUUUCAGGUUACAUACGCUUCAGGUUACAGACUCUGCUAACCCAGAAAUAGUGCUUCAGGUUAAGAACUUUGCUUCAGGAUGAGAACAGAAAUCGCGCAGCGGUGGCACGGUGGCAGCAGGAGGCCCCAUUAGCUAAAGUGGUGCUUCAGGUUAAGAACAGUUUCAGGUUAAGAACGGACCUCCGGAACGAAUUAAGUACUUAACCCGAGGUACCACUGUACUCGCCUCAGUACAGGGGAUUUGGCGGUUGUGAAAGCUUUUGUACACUAAGCAUCAUCCUCGUGAUUAUUAGAGAUCAGGCCCUAAGGAAUCUCCGUAGUCAAAGACUACAAAUUAAAGUGCAGUUGUGCCUGCUUUUGAAACACUGUGUUUUGUGGCAAUCGAUUGAAGAUUUGCUCAAUAGACACAUGCAGGUCUGGCUGCUAUGUUGUUCUGAAUACAUGGCUUUGCUGGGUGCUAAGUUUGCCGCCAUGUAAACACAUUCUGUUUGUUUCCUUUUAUUGCAGACAACAGACAGGAGAUAUUGGGGGCCACUCCUAUUCGGUACUUUACGGAACCAUGAUGGAGAAACACGUAGUAGCUUACCAUUCGAAAAUCUAUAAGAUCAACCGGAUGGAUGAAAUGAACACGCGGUAUUACAACAGCCGGGAGGACACCAUGGCAUUCUUCCAAAAAUUGGAGAAAGUCAAAAGCGAAGAAGAGGUAUGUGAAGAUUACAUAAUGUGUGUGCGCGCACGCACACACACACACACACACACACAGAAUCAUCCAUUCACACACAGAAUGAAGUAAACACUUGUGUGCGUAUAAAAUGUUACAAAAUAUUGGUCUGCUUUCUGUGGCAUCAGAUGGUUGUUGAACAGAGAAGAAUGUUCGUGAACAUAUUAUCUUCUUGGAAAUAUAAAAUUAUUCCAAGCAGGUCCUGGCCAAUACAUUUUGGUGCCUGAGGCGAACCACAAAAUGAUGCCUCCCUCACCAUCAGGGAAGAAGGGAGUAAGUGAAGAUGUACGCCAGGAACAUCUUCUGCCAGUGUGGCUCCUGCUGCCUCAGGCGGUCGCCUCAUCUUGCCUCGUGGCCAGUCUCGAUUCAAAGGCUGAUUUGGCUAAGGAUAGUCAAAAAGUUGGUCCACUUGAUGAUUCCUAGGGUAGAAGAUGUCAUGUUGCACAUGGGUGUAGGAUUGGAGUAAGGCUGUGAUGGUUUGAAAGUGGUGUAUAAACAAUUUCAGUAAAUGAAUACAGUUGAAAGCAGUUGGAUUAGUUGAGGGAGGCGACAGGACUGAGAGUUUAUGGUUUCCAUAUUGCCUGUGUGAAAGUUUUCAAAGGACUGAAAUAAAAGGUGUUAUGAGGUUUUGAGGUGUCUUACAAUGUACGACCACAUGAUUAUGACUGUAUGUGAUUAUGUCUGUUUUGAAACCAGCAGGAGUGUUUCAGACCAUGUGGCCUUGUGUUUGUGUUAGAAAACUGUACACUGGUACCUUGGUUCCCAAACGGCUUAGUUGACAAACAAAUUGGCUCCUGAAUGCUGCAAACCCGGAAGUAAGUGUUCCGGUUUGCUAACGUUUUUUUGAAGCCAAAUGUAAGGUUUUAAACAUAUAGGCAUUGCCCCCAUGUUUUAUUGCUGCGAGUGACUGGACAAAUCCUUGUGCGUAAAUUUGGUGCAAAAGGAUUGUGCAGUCUAAGAUUACAGUUUUUAAGGUUGCUGACAGGAGGUUUGUUUUGUACAUUUUCGGUUGUUUCAAAGGGCAAAGGAAGUAAUUUUUAAAAAUCUUUGCACUUGGCUAAUUGUGGAGGGUCUCUGAAAUUAAUCUCAUACAAGGAGCAAUUGCACAACUUUCCUCUAGGUGGAAGUCUCCUCCACGUUGAGCACUCCGCAAAAUACUGUCCUCCUUCUCCUGUCCACUUUUUGCUAUAUUAAAGGGAAUCAUGCAGGAGCAGUGAUGGCAAAUUUCACCUGUGGCUUUAAUUAGUUAAAAAUAGGUUUCAUUGAGAAAAGAAAAAGCCCUGCAUGGUUACUUCCAAGUACAUGUAUUGUGUUUGGAUCGAGGUAUUGACUGCUAGGUUUCAAACUGUAUUUCAUAUGUAUUUCCUUUCUACAUACAGCCAUAUUUGGGUCAGAACUUUCAUAUUGCUUAAAUUGGGGUUGGGGCAACAGGACAGAGAACCCAGGUAAGCGCUGCACUCCUGAAGCUUCUCACCACUUAGAGAAAUUGGAAACAGGCAGCAGUACUUUCACGCACAAAGCCUGAAAAACACCCUGAUCAGCUUGAACACUGACCGCUUGGCAGAUUGGCUUUCCAAACCAUGCAGUUACAAACUUUAGCCAGUGCUAUCACUAAUUUGCACCCCGACUGCAGACCCUCCAAAUGUCCCUUUUUCCAGGGACAAUCCUGGAUUUACAGAAGCUGUCCCAGUUUCCAAUUUGAUCCCAGAAUGUCCCGCUUUUCCUUAGGAUGUCCCUAUUUUUGUCAGAGAAAUGUUGAAGGGUAUGGUUGUUGUUGUUGUUUAGUCGUUUAGCUGUGUCCAACUCUUCGUGACCCCAUGGACCAGAGCACGCCAGGCACUCCUGUCUUCCACUGCCCGCAGUUUGGUCAAACUCAUGCUGGUAGCCUCGAGAACACUAUCCAACCAUCUUGUCCUCUGUUGUCCCCUUCUCCUUGUCUCUUUCCCAACAUCAGGGUCUUUUCCAGGGAGUCUUCUCUUCUCAUGAGGUGGCCAAAGUAUUGGAGCCUCAGCUUCAGGAUCUGUCCUUCCAGUGAGCACACAGGGCUGAUUUCCUUCAGAAUGUAUAAGUUUGAUCUUCUUGCAGUCCAUGGGACUCUCAAGAGUCUCCUCCAGCACCAUAAUUCAAAAGCAUCAAUUCUUCAGUGAUCAGCCUUCUUUAUGGUCUAGCUCUGGGAAAACCAUAGCUUUAACUAUACGGACCCCUCAGCCAAUAAAGCGAGAUGAACGCCGCAACCCCAGAGUCGGCCACGACUGGAGCUAAUGGUCAGGGGUCCCUUUACCUUUUUAUAUUGGCCAUUGCCCAAUUUCAACAUUUAACAUAUGUAACAGAUUUCCACCCCUUGUUUUGAUGUCUCUGCCCUCCACCCACACCCAAGUCCCUUGCAUCUCCUUGCAUCUUUCCCCCCUCUCCUCCCUUUUCAGCUCUUAGAGGGAUAGAAAACGCAAGAGCAGAUAGCUUGCAGCAGAAGUUAGGAACUGCUGAGGUUGAUGCUCGCAGCCCUGGCCCAUUUGAGAAUGUCAGAUGAAUUAUCUUCCAAGCGAGGCUCUGCCCGUCUUCUCUGCACCUGUUUCGUGCUUGUCACUGAGCCAUCACGUUGCUUCCCUUAUAGGUCCGAUCGAGUUUGCCGGUGGAUUCCUUCCAGCCGGCAGCUUAUCCAUGCCUUCCAUAGCUAGGUAGUGCUGGCUGGGCUGAGCAAGGCCACUGAAUGAGCCCGGCAAAAUUUCCCUAGCAAUGCCCCAAACCUGCCCCCAAUGCUAAAACAUCCCCACCCAUCCCAAAAUGGGUCUCCUUUCGAAAGGAAAAGCUGUCUGGAUCGCUGGUUGCUUCUGCUUCUUAGCCUCAUUCCUUUGGCACGUGCUGUGGACUCUCUUACUAAACCAUGGAAGCAAGAGAAAGACCGAAGUAUCUGCAGACACACAGGUAGCUGAAAGGCUUUUGAGGAGGGUGGAUACAUUUCAAUAGCAGGCUUGCCGUUUGAUACAGAGUCAACUGUUGAUAGUUCGCAAAAACAGGUUAUGGUGUCCAGGCAACAUUCUCUUUAUAUGCUUUAAAGAUUUUCCUAAGUGUAUAUCUUCUUUUAGGCUUGCUGUAUUUGAAAAACUGAUAAAAAUGCAAUUUUAGAAACUGGAAGAAGGGGACAAAAUAGAAGUGCAAGAUGAUGUAUUCUAGAGUUAUAUAAUAGGUUGGUGUAGAAUUCUAGGCCAGUGGCAUAUUUUGUCUUCACAUUUUGAAAGGUUGCAUCCUUCCACCUUCAUGGCCAUCCUAAAUUCUCAUUGAUCCAUGAAACAUCCUCUAGUGACCUCUGCUGGGAGAGACAAUCUUUGUAGUUAGCUAACCUGUUACUUGUACCAUUCAUUAUCAAGUCAACCCACUAUUUGAACCCUCCAUCCGUUGGUAUGCAUGUUUUUGUCUCCUACGUUCUCUCCCCUGAAAAGUAUUUACAAUCGAACUUCUCCAUCCCAACAGGCAAAUUUCCAUUAUUUUACCCAUUAUUUGGUAGAGAGAUCACCAUGUAUUCUCUUUUCCCUCUCCAUUUCCCCAGGCAGGAACAGAUUUCCCAUAGGAUCAAUUCAUAUUUGAUGAUUGCAAAAUAAUGGUUUUAUAGAUGAAUGCAUAUAUUUAUUUUUAUUCCUCAGUUAAGGACUCAAAGCUGGCCUUAGCAUGUGUAAGAUUAUUCAGUUAGGAAAAAAAUGUAAGCAUGGUUUUACUAGUGGUGAUGGAACAGAGCAAAUAUAGGUGGAAUAACACUCCUCUUUUGCGAUCAAGUACAUACCUUGGAAAUGCUCCUUUGCCCAGUGUUGUCAUUGGAGGCACAGCUGGCCUUCCAACUCUGGCUGGUUCACCAGUCAUGGUUGUCCUUGGACCAAGAUAGUCUGGAAUCAGUAACCCAUGCUCUGAUGACCUUGCACUUGGAUUGUUGUUUUAUGUGCCCUACAUAGCGUUGUCCCUAAAGGCUGCCUAGAAGUGGUGAAGAAUGUGGCUGCCUAGUUCCUCAUUGGAACAGCCAGACUGGAAGGUGUAAUACCUAUCCUAAAUAAGGUAAAGGUAAAGGGACCCCUGACCAUUAGGUCCAGUUGUGGCCGACUCUGGGGUUGCGGCGCUCAUCUCGCUUUAUUGGCCGAGGGAGCUUCCAGGUCAUGUGGCCAGCAUGACUAAGCCGCUUCUGGCGAACCAGAGCAGCGCACAAAAAUGCCGUUUACCUUCCCGCCGGAGUGGUACCUAUUUAUCUACUUGCACUUUGACAUGCUUUCGAACUGCUAGGUGGGCAGGAGCAGGGACCGAGCAAUGGGAGCUCACCCCGUUGCAGGGAUUCAAACCUUCUGAUCGGCAAGUCCUAGGCUCUGUGGUUUAAUCCACAGCGCCACCCACGUCCCGCAUCCUAAAUAUUAUCCUAAAUAUUAAUAAUAUAAUAAUAAUUUAUUACCUUUGGCCUGGCCUCCCCAGCCACUCUGGGCGGCUCCCAACAGAAUAUUAAAAACAUGAUUAAAAAAAUCGAACAUUGAAAACUUCCCUAAACAGGGCUGCCUUCAGAUGUCUUCUAAAAGUCAGAUAGUUGUUUAUUUCCUUGACAUCUGAUGGGAAGGCCCUCUGCCUGGUUCCCUGUAACCUCACUUCUAAAUGCACUGGAUUGACUGCCUCUGGGCUACCAAACCUGGUUCAAGGUGCUGGCAAGGCCCUAAAUAUUUCAGGUAUUUAUAGGAGCACCUUUUUCAGUGCCAGUCAAUUCGAUCCUUGAGAUAAGCAUCAUGGCGCUCCAAGAUUGCACAGUAUGGGGAUGGAUGAAAAAGUCUUCCCCGUGGUGGAAUUCAAACUUUGGACUAGGUAGAGAGGUAUGUGUAUCUUUUGUUUUGACUGACAGAUCCAGUUUUUAAUCACAGUGAAAUAUUAUUCCAGGACACCUCCUAUAAUCCCUAGGGAGCAGGACUAGUGGUCAGGAUGGUGAGUGUGGUGUUCCAAGAACAUCUGGUGACCCAGUUUGAGAAACACUGAAUUUCAACCAAUAGCCCAUUUAGCUCGUAUCAGUUGCAGCUCUUCUUGUGAUGUGGGGAGUGACAGAUGCCAUUGAAGAUGGUUUUUGUGAAGCCCUCAUGGUUUCAAAGAGACUUAUCCUUCAGGGUUUGAAGGAUAAACUCCCAGCAUCCACCACUCAGCUGGUCUGAAGACCUUCCUGUCCUUUGCACAUUUGAACGUGUCUAAUAUACAUAUUCUACAAAGUUGUUUGUCAGUUUGCUAUGCGUUUGGACACCCCUUAAAAUAUAACCAAAUUUUGCAUGAUGGUUUCUGAGACCAAGGAGCAGGCUUCUGUAAAUAUAUGGUAGUUGGACGCCACUUGGAAUCAAGAUGGCAGAAUGAACCGUUCAAAACUGCACUGCUUUUUUUGUGUGUGUCUUAGAAUUCCCAGGCAAUGUUGAAUAUGAAGCUGCUUGUAUCUCAUCAAUCCCAUUUGGCUAUCUAUCUGGGCACAUGGACUACUAAUAGUAAUACAUAUGUUUACGUUAGAAUUGAGGGAAUACUUUUAUUGCUAAUGUGAUCUGGCAAUACUUCUUCCGUUGUUCUUUUGUCGUAUUCGCGAAAUAUAAAUUUAUUAUUAUUAUUAUUAUUAUUAAGUAAGGGAGUCACACUUGUGUUAUAUUUUCUUUCUAAUUCUGCUGUGUUAUAGCUUCCAAGUUAGGCUGGAACUGUCCAGCGGCUGCUCUUACAGUCAUACUUCAGGUUACAGAUGCUUCAGGUUGCAUUUUUUCGGGUUACAAACCGCCAAAACCUGGAAGUACCAGAACAGGUUACUUCCAGGUUUUGGCAGUCACGCAUGCGCAGGAGUGCCAAAUUGCAACCCGCGCAUGCGCAGACACACCACUGCGGGUUGCGAAUGCUGCAGGUUGCGAACGUGCAUCCCGCACAGAUUAUGUUCGCAACCCAAGCGUCCAUUGUACAUGCAAACCUUCCACCCAUUUUGAUAGUUAUUGCACCUUCGUGUGCCCAUCCAAAUUUCUUGGAGAUUUCUGCCAUUUCCAUAUUGAUUCUCUGGCAUGGCUUAUAUGCUGGGCCAUAUAAGAAGGGGCAUUACGAGAUCAUUAACUAUGGCUGUAUCCUAAAGCCAACAGCAUUUUUAUUUUUCAUGGCUUCUCUGCAACAGUGAAGUAAAAACAUACUCUCCAAGUGUCCCGGUUUUCCAGGAACAGUCCUGGAAUUACAGAAGGCACGCUGGUUUCUGAUUUGACCUUGGGAUGUCUCUUUUCCCCCUUUUCCCUCCCCUCCACGUCUUGGAUAACAAUUAAAAAUGGUGUGUGUGUGUGUUUGUGUGUGUGUAGUUACAAAAACGGAAUCCUAUUUAUGCGGAAAAUAAAAUCCCUGCACCAAAUGAAUGAAGCUGCUAUACGAAUCCCUUUCUAUAAUUUUGAAGGAAAAGGUCAUCAAUCCACUUUAAAUUCUUUAAUUGCGAUGCUUCAGCAGCCAGCCAUUUAUUAGGAAACUCGGGGAGCGUUGAUUCAUUUAUUGUAAAUGGAGCCCUAUUAUUAUUACAUCCUGCCUUUUUCCCUGACAGGGACUCAAGGCAGCUUACUGCUAAAAUGUUAUUUCAUUUCAUUUAUCUGUGGAAGGUGUUGCACAUGAUAUUUCCUCUCACACGUUUUUCUUUACAACAAUUCUGCAAGGUAGGUUGGGCGCCGAGGUUGUAAUUGGCUCAAGGUGACCGAUGUAGAUGUGUAUAUGAUGCAUAGCUGUCAACUUACAGAUUUGAAAAUAAGGGACCAGCAGCCUUGAAAAUAAGGGAUCAGCAGCCUCGAAAAUAAGGGAUCAGCAGCCAAAAUAAGGGAUCAACAAUUACUUUGAUAAAAUAUAUAUUUUGUUGCGUGCAAAUGGCUUUAGAUACCUAUUAGGUCCAUAAAUUACCAUAUAGCAUAUAUUCAACACAAAAAACAGCAACAAUUUGUUGUUGACAAAGGACAGCUGGACAUAGAAGGGGCCCCAUUACCUUCAGUAGCUUAUUUAAGGGACAUCAUCAAUAAGGGACAGCAGCGGGACAUGGCGCUGGGAUAAGGGACUGUCCCGCCAAAUAAAGGACACUUGACAGCUAUGAUAUGAUGUCUUUGUGUGUGGUGAGAUCAAAUGUGGGAGAAACUUCCUGAGGAACAAUAGGAUGUUCCUUAUAUUCUUUGGAGCAAUGUUGGGUGGGUAUUAAAAAAUAAAUGCUUUAACCAAGCAUUUAAACCACCCAACCGUAAGCCACCCAACUUGGCCAACAAGACUCAAAGAAAUGAAAUCAGUCUCAAAGGCCCACAUUGUGAGAAAGAGAGAAUGUGUACAUUUUGAUUCAGUUAAGUACAGCUUGCUAGAAAGGCGGAUUGUGACACAGGUCCCAGCAUAUGCGCUUGUCAAUCAAAAGAAAGACGUGUUUCUCACAUUGCUUGAGGCUUGGCAUCUGUUUCCUCUUACAUGUCGCACUUGCUAUGUGUUAGCCACUUGUCUGCUGAAUAAAAAUAAGAUCUAAGAAUUUGUUAAUUAGUCCCACCAGAUCUGGAUGUCUGUGUACGAGCACUUCAUUACUCUCUCUUUUCAUAUUACUCUUGAUUCUUAUCUGGUUACAGUCAACGACCUUGAAGGAAACCUGACCCCAUAGCUACAUUCCAAAGUCACAAAGGGUAGCACAACAUUCAGCAAAUGCCAUUAAUUCCUUAAUUAAUGUGUGUGUGUGUGUUCUACGAGCCACGGUAUUUUCAAACACUGUUUCUGACUCGUGCCAAUCAUAGAAAUGUUCCUUCUGGAAUUGCAUCUUGUAAUAUUAACUUGUUUGUGUUGGAUGCAUUUAUGAUAGAUAGAAAGGGCAAUGAACAGUGACCACCAUUGACCAAACUGCAAUUAGUGAUGCCACAGAAAUGUGUAGUUCAGGCAUAGGCAAAGUCGGCCCUCCAGAUGUUUUGGGACUACAACCCCCAUCAUCCCUAGCCCACAGGACCAGUGGUCGGGGAUGAUGGGAGUUGUAGUCCCAAAACAUCUGGGGCCCCGAGUUUGCCUAUGUCUGGUAUAGUUAAUCAGUUUGGAGGCCAAAAAAUGACCGGUUCAAAAAUGACCAGUCUUUUUGUACAAAUUUUGUAUGUUGGGAGAAUUGCAUCACAACAUUUGGAGAAAUGCAGAUGUUAAAAACUAGCAUCAAUGUACCGCAUUUUUCACUCUAUAGGACGCACUUUUCCCCCUUCAAAAAUUAAGGGGAAGUGUGUGUGCGUCCUAUGGAGCGAAUGCAGGCUCCUUGGCUUCAGCGAUAGCAACGUGAAGCCUCCGAAGCACAGAGGGAGCGCUCCCUCCGCGCUCUGGAGGCUUCGCGUUGCUUUCACUGAAGCCUGGAGAGAGAGGGGGGUUGGUGCGCACUGACCCCUCUCGUUCUCCAGGCUUCAGGGAUAGCCGCCUGAAGCCUCCGGAGUGCAGCGCGAGUUCCCGCUGCGCUCCGCAGGCUUUGGGUUCCUUUUGCUGAAGCCAGGAGAGCAAGAAAUGGAAGGGGCUCCGUUUCUCCUGCCGCUUCGCUGAAGGGGCACUGAGCAGAGAGGAGGAGAAUUUUUUUUCUUGUUCUCCCCCUCUAAAACAAUGUGCGUCCUAUGUUCGGGUGCGUCCUAUGGAGCAAAAAAUAUGGUCUUUGAUACUUUACAGAAUUACUUAGUCAAAAAUAGACAGACCCUGCCCACAAGGAGCUUACAAUCUAGAAUAGACAAAGUUGAAAUCAACAAACAGAGGGGAGGAAGAUAUUAGUUUACGACGAAGAUGGAUAUGAACCAACCUCUUUAAAAAACAGAUUACAUUUGCAUGUGAGGAUUAAAAUGAUAAGCAUGGUACAACCACGUACAUUGUAGUGGCAGUGGGAAACUCCCCAUAUUCAUUGAGUACUUCACAUUUAUGAGAGUCAAAGGACCCCUAUAUCUUCCUGCACAAGAUUGCUUUGUUUAUUUAAAGAAACAACCAAUAUAUCCAUACCACUAUCGGCCUGACUCUCAUUUGCAUUGCAGCACUUCUGGCAGCCAAAAGAGACCUUAAAAUGAACUUUGCUCUCGUUUACACCCACUUUAAAUCCCUUUUACAUUGCCAGAAAAUGAAGAGGCUUUUAUAUAAAGUAUCUGAGAAUGUCCCUGGCCCCUCAUUGAAUGGGUUAGUCUCAUUUCAUUCAUCAUUCGUAUUUUGGUAGAGUGAUUCUUCCUGUCAUCUGACUGGGUUACCUGCGCAUGUGGAAGAGCUAGGUCAGUUUUCAUCUGUUAAUGAUAAUGUGUGUUGGAUGUUAACAGUUGGUGUGGGUCUCUUCUACCACAUUAUGUGUAGCUUAAGUGUCAAAACUCUGAAAACCUUUGAGCAGCAAGGCUUCAUGCCAUUGUAAUGUCUAUUUCUUAAUGCACUUGAGAAUUCCAUUCAUCUUUUAAAAUAAUUGGGUGGGGUUCAAAAAUUCUUUAUCCUCAGACAUAUUUUUUUUUUACAAAUUUCCAUCAACGCAGCAUAUUGUGAUGCUGAGUAAAUUCAGGCAAAUAGUAUUAAUUGCUAUGGAUUUGGUGUUUUUGAGUGUUAGCUGCAAUAAUCAGCGCAUUCCUGGCAGCUUAGUGUAUAGAUAAAUUUCAAAAAUGCAAAAUGUUGUGCUUGUUUUCUACAGAGAAAACUAUACUAUCCCUUUAAUUCACUUGAAUUGACGUUGUGUACUAUGUAGCGUUUCGAAUGCUUAGGAUACGACUGCACACCCUCCAACAUUUCUCCGAUUAAAAUAGGGACGUUCCCAUUCCAUAAUGAUAAUUUUACUAUUUAUACCCACACAUCUUAUUGGGUUGCCCCAGCUCCUUGGAGGAAAAGGUGCGAGAUAAAUGAAAUAAACGAAUGAGUUAACAUACCCUCCAACAUUUCUCAGAUGAAAACAGGGAUGUCCUAUUUCAUAACAACAACUAAUAUUUUAUUAUUUACACUCUAUCCAUCUGAAUGGCACUCUGGGCAGCUUCCAACAUAUGUGAAAACAUAAUUAAACAUUAAAAAGCUACCAUACAGGGCUGCCUUAGAUUCUGAUGCCAUCUAAAGUUACUUAUCUUCUUGGCUCGGGGGGGGGGGGUUGCUUCCCAACUGCCCAUGUUUUAAUUAAAUCUUAUGUCAAGAUUUAAUUGCCAGUCUGGUUAACUUUUGUACAUGGAAUGGGGAAGACAUAUUUUCCUUUGUGCCAGGCAGUGAAUUGUCUUGGGUGGGGACCCACAUGUUGUGGGGAAGGAGGGGGGAAAUUGACUUUGCCAUGGCUACCGGUACAUGGACAAUGAAGUCUGUUAGCAAACAGAGGAAGGUAAACUGCUCUGAGUUCAUGAAUGCCAGCAUCAAAUAGAGAAGCAGCCUGACAGGAACUUGGGAAGGAAACAUUAAGGUUGCAGUGACCUCCAGUGGUGAAAAAAUAUCCUAAGGAUAAUGGUUUGUUGACAUCUGAAGCCAUGUACAGAACAGGACAGAACUUUUCAGCUGUAUUAGGGAUUUUCUGACCCGAGAGUAACAGUGGAGCUUACUUUCAAGUAAAUGUGUAUAGGAUUGUACUGCUGUUGUGUUUUCGUGUGAUUGCUGGUUUCACUUUUUCUUUGAGUCUUGUUUUGUGUGGUGAUGCUGGGAUAUAUGAUUUUAAAAAGUAUAAACUUACAACAAAAAACAGUUCCGAAUCCAAAUAUUGAAAUUGCUGUGAACCUCCUGACUUCCCCCCAUUCCUUCCGUGGUGAUGUUGGGGAUAUAUAUAUGAGAAUGAUUUUAAAAAAUAUAAACUUACAUAAAAAAACAGUUCCGAAUCCAAAGAUUGAGAUUGCUCUGAAUCUCCUGACUUCUCUCCAUCCCUUCCAUGGGUCUUAACGGUAUUAUUUACAACUGCAUAUCAAUACUUAUCCAAAUAUGAAAUCCUUCUAAAUUAUCCAUGCUUUCCAUUACUUUGCAAGUGUGGUUAAAAUCCUGCUGAUGUUUUAACCUGCUUACAGUGGUCUCGUAAAUCAAUUAUAAACUUUUCCCGUUCCUUGUUAAAGUUUUUGUCUUCUUGGUUAUUUUGGUUUUUCGUUGUGUUUUGUAAAUUUGUAUUCUUUUAUUUGAUUCUGUAAUCCAUUUUGAAAGGUACGUGUAAAAGCAUUGUAUGAAUUAAUCAGUAAUAAACAGAACACCAAAGACUGGCAUCAGCACCCAAAAUUCAAGUGCUUCAGAAAUAUCCACUAAUGAUGCCAAGGCUAUCCCCCAUCCCCAUACUAGGCAGCUGAGUCUGAAAGCUGACUGCCAUUUAAAUUACUCACAAUGCCCGCAGCAUGCUGUCACUUCAGAGCACUGCGGAAAAUAUACCAUGCCUUCUGUGGUCGCUUAAUGUGGGGAUGUGUUUCUUGGUCUGACCUUUUCUGCAGUUAAAGAAAAUAUUUAUUAUCAUUCCAGCAUACACCUGUAUAUAGGGAGUAAGAAAUAGCAGAAAAAGGUUUAACUUCAUGAGAAAACAAAUAUUAUUUUUCUUAAUAUAAGGCCAUGUGGGUAUUUUCCAUUGGUUGGAAAGCUAAUGGAAGGAGAUGUCUGCCUGUUUAAAAGCUUUUCAUUCUGUCCUCCAGUCAGUGUAGAAAUUCAGGGCAGUGCACAAUUAGAUAGAUCGGACAUGAAAUGCAGAAAUAAAAUAACAGGAGGCAAAUCUUAAAACGCUCACUAAGUUAUAACAAUGUAUCUGUGAGGCAAGUUUCUAUGUGGAGAGCUUUUUAGAGACAGGUUGCCACUACCAAAAAGGUCCUUCCCUUUGUUGCCACCAGUGCCGGAUUUACGUAUAAGCUAUACAAGCUAUAGCUUAGGCCCUGACUCUCUUGGGGCCCCCCAAAAAAUGUAAAGAAAAAAAUACAAUUAGUUUGAUAAAAUACAUAUUUUGUUAUGUGCAAAUGGCUUUAGAUACCUAUUAGGUCCAUAAAUUACCAUAUAGCAUAUAUUCAACACAAAAAACAGUGACAAUUUGUUGUUGACAAAGAACAGCUGGACAUAUAAAGGGCCCUGUUACCUUCAGUAGCUUAGGGCCUCAUCAAACCUAAAUCCGGCCCUGGUUGCCACUUAGCAUAAUUCUGCUAAAAGUGCCUGAGGAAGGGUCUAGGUCUGGGUAGGAUGAUAUGGGAAGAACCUGGCCUUCCGUUAUUUGGCUUUUCUGUGAACAGAAAGAGGAGAAACUGGAACUUCCAGCCCACAGUAAAUUGCAGCAGUGAUGCAGAUGAAAUUCAGAGCCAAAACAGCAAAGUUACCAGCUAACAUGGACUGUGUUGAUCUACCUUGCCCAUUAGAUAAAAAGCAUCUCUGUGCCGUGCAAAGUUGUGUGAAGGGUUUCAUUGCAGUUUGUGUGCUAAGGAUAAAGAUAACUUGACACACGGUCAGGAACAAAACUAGGUGCAGCUUUAAUUGCAGGUUUUAUUAUUUAUAUAUAUGUAUGUGUGUGUGUGAUGUAAACAGCAGUCACAGGAGAGUCCAAGUGGUUGUGGGAUCACAGGGCAUGAGGAGGGAGAGUUCAGUCCUUCCUCUCCUGCUAUGGUUCUGGCUGAAACUAGCAACAAGCUGCUUUUUGCAUCCCGCUGGGGGCGCAAUUUUGACUGGGACCACCCUCCCCACUUCCAGGUUAAUGCCACAUCCUGUUUGGCCCUGAGGGAACGAUCUGCACAUUCAUGCAAAUCACCACUUACCUGCUGCCAAAGGCAAGUGAACAUUGCUGAUGGACAGGGACGAGUUGAUGUCCUUAAUCUCCCUGUCCUUUUGCUUGCAUACUUUCAUUUAUACAUCUGUUCCCUCCUCUGAGUAAGAACAGCCUGCCUGCUCCACCUCCCAGGUUAUUGCUGGCAGGUCUUUGCAAUGUAUGUCUUUCCAAAAAGAGCAUCUCCUGCAAUUUAGUCAAUUGAUUUAAGUAGGGUAGUGCCAUUGCAGGCACAAGGAAGAACAAUGUGUGAUAUAUAAUAUGCAGGGGGAACUUUAAUGCUUUCGUUUGGUAGAUAACUUGAUCAGGUAUAAUAAACUAGAUUUUCACUAGGCUGGAAAAAUAAUAAUCCAUCUAUGGCUUAGCAGGAGAAAGGAUUGCAGGACUUCUGUUUCUAAGCGUAGUGAGGAAAUUUUGCUUUCCACUUUUCUCUUGCACUGCAGAUGGCAAGAAUAUUUUGAUCCAAAUUGGUGUUUUAACCUCAUAAGUUCUGGUGAGGAGACUUGAACCCUUCCACUUAACUUCCCUGUGACCCAUCAAAUUGGGCACUUUGCUUUCAUCCCGAUUCCAAUACCAGAAGUAAACUAGACAAGAGGAGGAAAAUAAAUUCCCUUAAGCAAUGGACAGAGAGCAGAAAGACUGCGCUCCUCUCAGCCAUGCCUCCUCUCAGCCAUGGGAGCCAGUGUGGUGUAGUGGUUAAGAGUGGUGGACUCGUAAUCUGGUGAACUGGGUUCGCUUCCCCGCUCCUCCACAUGCAGCUGCUGGGUGACCUUGGGCUAGUCAGACUUCUCUGAAGUCUCUCAGCCUCACUCACCUCACAGAGUGUUUGUUGUGGGGGAGGAAGGGAAAGGAGAUUGUUAGCCGCUUUGAGACUCCUUAGGGUAGUGAUAAAGCGGGAUAUCAAAUCCAAACUCCUCCUCUUCUUCUUCUUCUUCUUCUUCUUCUUCUUCUUCUUCCCAACCUGAUAUUGCUAAAAGUAAACUUUCUACCUGUAAACUCUACCUGUCCAUGGAGAAGAAUCAUUUCAAAUAUAUGUGGCUACCACAGUCACAUCUCAUUUUGCCAUAACACCACCACGGGCAGGCUUGUAAUGUGUAUGCUGGCUGUUUUCACCUUCUUUUCAAGGUUAAUCAGUUAAAAAUAGAGGUUUGCAGAAUCCAGCUCUAGAAACUGUCAUGCAGAGCUUCCAGUAUCUUCUCGGCUAGGCACACAACACCUGCUUACUGUCUGAGCAACCUGUCUUCAGGGACUCCCUGGAGACCACGGUCACGUACAGAUUAAGGAUGUGGCUUUGAGGUCCAAUUAAAUGCUGCUCGUGGGCAUCUAGAAAUAGCCUGCCUACUUGUUGGAAGUUGGAAAGCAGGGGGAAACGUGACUUGCGCAGAUGCCAGGAGGAAAAGGUGGCAAAUAGUGCGCCCCUUGGAUGAGCUAGACAUGUGCUUCCUUCCAUGUAGGGUUUGUGCAGUUAUAACACUGACAUCAGGUUUCAUGUCCAUGUGAGAGAUAAUGGACCUUUGAAGAGAUGUUGACAGCGUUUGUGCAUCAUGGAAAUUUGGAAACCUGUAGCUGUCAACAGAGCAGCAGGUGCUGGUGCAGCAGAAACUCCAGCUUCUGAUUCGGAAAGUGGUGGUGUAAGCUUGUCGUUGAGUCCUGUGUGUUCCGGCGAAAGUAACCUCCAUGCAUCUGCCUAUUUUGGGCCGUUACUGUUUCCGUGAUGACUUUUCUCCGCGUGUUGUGUUUCCGAAACCAUUAAAAACACCUGCGUUCUAGCCAAACCCAGCAAGUAAAGUUUUAAAGGGAGGAAAGAUAUUUAUCCCCAAAUGCUUCCUCUCUGCGUGUUCGUGCGUGUGUGCAUAUGUGUGUGAGAGACUUUUAUUAGCCAUUUUCCUGCUUAAAUCUUGCCAGCAGAAGGGCGAAGUGGAAAUCAGCUAAAUGCUUCCUGCUUCACAAAUGCAAUAACUUUGCUAUAGUUUGAGGUGUGUGUUGUUGUUGUGUGCAUGGCAGAGGGCCUUCUCGGUUUCCCCAGCCACUCUGGGAAGCUCAUAAGAGAAUAUUAAAAACACGAUAAAACAUCAAACAUUAAAAACUUCCUUAAACAGGGCUGCCUUCAGAUGUCUUCUAAAAGUCAGAUAGGUGUUUAUUUCCUUGACAUCUGAUGGGAGGGUGUUCCACAAGGCGGGCACCACUACUGAGAAGGCCCUCUGCCUGGUUCCCUGUAACCUCACUUCUCACACUGAGGGAACCACCAGAAGGCCCUCAGAGCUGGACCUCAGGGUCCGGACAAAACAAUGGAGAUGCUCCUUUAGGUAUACUGGGCCAAGGCCGUUUAGGAAUAGCUGGGUUAUGAGGAAAAGAGGGCAAGGAAAGGAGAACUGGGAACACCGAAAUGGAAGGAUUGGUUGGUGGGGUGGGAAGUAAAAUGUAAACAAUGUUUUGCAGCAAAGAGCAACUUGCUUGAAAUCUACAACCCGACCUGAUCUCCCCCUGGCUGUGCCUAGAAUUAGAACAGAAUCGUAUUUAAAAACAGAUGUCACUCAGGUCCUUAGGAAGAGUGUAAUAGUAGCCACAGGAGUAAAUAGAUACCAAGUCCCACCAAGUGACACAAUUAUAACCUUUUGUAGGAUUCUCCCCUCUCCCAGAGGUCAAUGGAUCAAAAUAGCAGCUCUGCCCCUGCUCCCUCGUGCCACACUUGCACGUGAGUGCCCUGUAGACAAUACGGAGGCACCAAAGACCCCAUAGUUCCCAGUUUGUAUGGUAUCCAGGCAAGAAGAUGGAGAAUGGUGGCUUUGGCACUUAGAAUCAUAGAACUGUAGUACCCCAAGGGCCAUCUAGUCCAGCCCCCUGCAAUGCAGGAAUCUUCUGUACAACACAGGUCUUGAACUCAGGCUCUACUGACCGAACUGAACUGAACAUGCGAGCUGAAAAUUAAACAGCAGGGUGAAAAGGACCCACAAUGUGUAGGCUAUGGGAAAGAAAAUAAAAGUGCUCCAAGAAUAUAGUACAGUGGUACCUCGCAAGACGAAUGCCUCGCAAGACGAAAAACUCGCAAGACGAAAGAGUUUUUCGUUUUUUGAGUUGCUUCGCAAGACGAAUUUCCCUAUGGGCUUGCUUCGCAAGACGAAAAACGAAAACGUCUUGCAAGUUUGUUUCCUUUUUCUUAAAACCGUUAAUACCCAGGGUGACUUUGAGGAGCAACUCAUAGCAUGCGGUGUGGUAGCCUUUCUUGAGGUUUUUGAAGACUUUGGUGAUUUUGAAGACUUUGGGAAACCGUGCUUCGCAAGACGAAAAAUUUGCAAGACGAAAAAACUCGCAGAACGAAUUAAUUUCGUCUUGCGAGGCACCACUGUAAUCCCAAAAUGCUACAUAAGAAAAGAAAGAAUCAUCACACCGCUGACUUUUUAAGACAGGAAGGCCUGUACUCAUACUUUACUACUCAAGCAGAAGCUAAAUAGACUAUAACUCGGAGCCAAGUCAGAACAUGGUUACUGGAUUUUACUGGACUGCAGUCAAAGAACAGCGGGUACUUGCUUUUGUAGGAGAAAGGAAAGCGUUUUUCUCAAACGAUCAGGCACCUUUCUUGCUCAAGCUCUGGCUUGUGGCAGAGGCCAAACCAAAUAGUGUUGGAGUUGCUGAAGCUGAUGAGCUGCAGCAGUAGCUUCUAGAAUAACAUAGGUAGGUUCCAACUUUGAAGCUUUGAACCCCUAAGCUACAGCUUGGGUAGGGGCAUGGUCUAGGGUUGCCAUUUUUGAGCUAUUUUUAUGGGGAAACGGCAAAAACGGCACUGCCAACAUGGGCUGCUGUACGUUUGGAUUUUCCAGGACAUUUUCCCAAUUUCCACCCGGACACUGCUGCUGACUGAAGUAUUCUGGAUAUCUCCAGGAAAAUCUUGACGUAUGACAUCCCUAGCGUGGUCCUCAGUCGGAUCCCUAUAUGCAUGAUGUUAAAUAUUCAUCGUUUCGAAUCUCUGAACCGAAGUAUGGCUCGAUUUACUUCUUGUCAGCAAGAAGAGAAAACCUGGUCUAAGUUAGAAAUAGGGUUUCAUUCAAGCUUAUCAUAAAGAAACCUUUAAAAUAUAUAUAUAUCCCUCUAAGUGAGGGGUCCACUGUCCCUCAGACCUUGUGGGGAGCUGAACUAUAUUUUGAAGAAGAAAAAAAGAACUAUUUCCUAUGCCUCACAAAUAAGCCAGAGAUGCAUUUUAAAUAAAAGAAAACAUUCUACUCGUGUAAAAACAUGCUGAUUCCUGGACCGUCCACAGGCCGGAUUUAGAAGGCGAUUGGGCCGGAUCUGGCCCCCGGGCCUUAGUUUGCCUACCCAUGCUAUAAGUGGUCUAUUUACAGUGGUGCCCCGCAAGACGAAUGCCUCGCAAGACGGAAAACCCGCUAGACGAAAGGGUUUUCUGUUUUUGAGUUGCUUCGCAGGACGAAUUUCCCUAUGGGCUUGCUUCGCAAGACGAAAAUGUCUUGCGAGUCUUGAGAUUUUUUUCCCGUUUCCCCCCCCUUUAUCUAAGCCGCUAAGCCUUUAAUAGCCUUUUAGCAGCUAAUCCGCUAAGCCGAUAAGCCUUUAAUAGCCGCUAAACUGCUAAUAGCGCUAAUCCGUUAAGCCGCUAAUAGGGUUGCUUCGCAAGACGAAAAAACCACUAGACGAAGACACUCGCGGAAUGGAUUAAUUUCGUCUUGCGAGGCACCACUGUAUAACUUUCCUGUGUAAUUCUGCAUUAAUUUGUAAUGUUAUGUGUUAGUGGUUUUUAUAAUAAUUUAAAAUGUGCAAAAAAGGUUGCAAAACUAUGGUUCUUAAUGUAUGUCAUAGAUGCCAAUUCCCUCGAGCCCUGCGUGCCUGAACAUCUACCAAAUUCCCCAAGAAGGGGCCAGGCACCCACAAAUUUUGGUGCCAAGGCCAUGGCAGCCAUGGUCGCAGGGCCAAAUUGGCACUCCUAAUGCAUGUGUCUUAUCCUGAAUAAACUGGUUUUGAGUACCACAGGGUCGUACUACAGAGCUGGUAUGUUAGGAUUAAUGGGUUUCAAGAUGGUGACCAAAUUAGAUCUUACUGGUAGAAUGUAUGAUGUGGGACAAAGAAAGCAACUGAAAAUUUUCAUGUAGAUUCUUAACAGUCUUACUGGAGCAUGUUCCCAAACACAAUAAAAUUCCACUAACUAUUUCUCUAUUCUCUCAGGGCAUUCCGACCAGUGUGCGACUAAAGAACCAGUCUAUUUAUUUUCUUUACUGUAUAGGAAGUUGGGUAGGAAAAAACCCCCACAGAGCUGUGUUUAUAUACUCCAGAUAAAUAGUACAAGUGAAUCCUUGAUAAAUUAGAAGAAGGGAGAAGUAGAGCGGGUUGACAAUAGGAUAGCAAUCCCUUAGGAAUUUGAAGGCCACAUGGGAUUGCGGAGAUAAUCCACCAGAGCUUUCUUUGUCAUAUAUCGCACAAGGCCAUGGCAUUUCCCCAGUGAUUUCUGCAUCCACAGCUUGUGGCAAAGGAGUUUUGAGUAGUAUCCUUUUAGUUCUACAAAUAGAAUGGGGAGGUGGGGGGGGGGAGAGAUAGAGCUGAUGGGGCCAAAUUAGGGGACAGGAGAAGAGGGCCUCUGAGGUAAAUGGAGAGUCUGUUUCAUAACAAGAUGCUGCUCUUCUCAAGUUUCUCCAUCCCAAGAGUGGAACCACUUGACACAGCAGUAAUUUACAGCCGGUCUUUCUCCAAGAAAAAGAAAGGCUUCCCCCCCCCUGCAAAAAAACCAUCAGUCAUUUGGAUUAUUUCUUGUCACCAUUAAUUAAAAGCCGAUCUGUCCUUUCCAUUUACAGUGGGGGUGGAGGAAUCUUAUGUCCAUUUCCAUUUCCUCCUGCCAUAUUAGAUUCCUGGGUUAGAAAUCUGCAGCCUAUUCCUUAAAUUUUGGUGGAUUUUGUAACUUGAGAAAAUUACGCUCCAGUUGCAUGUGCAUAAUUUUGUGGUGGUGAUUGUUUGGUUCAACAAUAUAGAGGGCCAGGUUCAACUACACAGUUGCAGUAGUUGGAAACAGCACAACAAGUCCCUCCAGGACAAUGGGGCUUAUCUCCCUCUUCCCCUCAUGGGCCCCCAUCCCUAAUCAGUUGGGGGGGGGGUUAAGUAUACCCCCAGAACGGUUCAUGGAGGAGGAAAGGGGAGAUUGUUCCAUUGGCAAGCAGAAACUUGCAAUCUCCUUAUUGCCACUUCAAAUACCAUCCCAUAAACCUUAAUGUGUCCAGCUAUGCUUUUACAAUAGAGACCAGAGACUGAUCACCAGAUGGUAGACCACAACUCCCAUAAUCCUUGACCACUGGCCAUGCUGGUGUGGGGAGUUGUAAAGAUGGGAGUUUGAGUCCAUCCUCAUUGAAAGGGUGAUGGCCCCCCAACCUCAAUAUAGUCGACUGAUGCAGAUCUGACAGCAAAGCAAAAUCAGAACCAUUAGCUUUAAUGGAACAUAGUUGCAGAUAAGUGUGUAUAGGAUUAAAGCUUAAAGGUAUGUGCAAGUGUGUCUGCAUGUGUGCAUCUCUGUGUGCACACAUGUGCCCAAGGAGAGCCAUAAAGGCUGUAGUGAAGUGGUGGAACCUCUGUCUUGCAUGCAGAAGGUUUCAGGUUCCAUUCUUGGCAACUCCAAAUAGGGCUAGAAAAGCUCACACCUGAAACACUAUAAAGCUACUGGCCAAUCAGCAUAGACAUUCAUGAGCUAGAUGGACCAAUGGGUGGAUUUGGUAUUAGGCAGCUGCCUAUGUUCCUAUAAAGAAAAGGUUGGAAAGUCCAAAACAACCAGGAUUGAAAGCCCCACAUCUAAAGGGGAAAGAGUCUGGGACAGCACUGAGAUGGGGGUCCACAUUUUGCUCCGGUGUUGAGAAACCCAAAGGCUCACAUCCCCAUUUCCCCAUGAAGCUCAUUGGGUGAGCUUGGGAACGCCAAUGACUCUCAGUCUAACCAGACUCACAGUCUGGUUGUGGUGAUAAAAUGGGGACGAGGAGAGGUCAUGUACAUCAUGUUGAGCUCCUUGGAGGAAAAGGUGGUCUGUGAAUGCAAUAAAUAAACCUGCAAAUUUGUAAAUUAAGUGAUCACAAGAAGGACAGCUUGAAAUUCUGGUGCUAUCUCUUUGAAAGGAAUUGUACCUCAGGAAGAUUGCCUGGAGCUUUGCAAUAUUUGGGGAAGGAGGGGGUAUGAAAUUGCAUGUGAGGAUUUGUCUGCAGCAGAACGAUGUCAAAAGUGUUGCUGAUUAAAAAAUUAUUGGGCAAAAUGUUGGGAACGUUUCAAAAGUCUGAGGUAACUUUUGUGUUGCAAGGACUUACAAAUUAAAAGUAAUGGUUGUGGUCAACAGUUUUACUCAGAGUGGAGCCCCUGAAAUGAAUGACCGCUCCCUGCAUAAAACGGGGGGCGCCCUUUGCGUGGACGCGCGCAGCCCCUGGAUCUGGAGCGGCUCCAUCAGCAUAGGCUUGGCUUUGCCUUCCCUCAGGUGGGAUACCUGGAGGUCUCCGCCUAUCCCAGUCAGUUGUGCAAUCCCACCUGGGGGAAGCGUUGCCAAGGAGAUCAGGCCAGGUAGGGGAGGGAUUACCUGCCCACACAACAGAGGGAGGAUCUUACCUGGGAAUCCUCACUUGGCUCCAGAGCUUUUUGCUCUUUUUUUCCAGUUUUACUCAGAGUGGAGCCCCUGAAAUGAAUGAGCCUAAGUUAGUCAUGUUCAUUAAGUUCCAUGGGUCUUCUUUGAGCAUAACAUUGUUGAAUACAAGAUUCCCCCCCCCCCCCCGUUAUACCUUGCUUAACCCUCUUUUCUUACUCGAUUCCUUUAGCCAUUAAGCACUGCUUGCCAGAAGUGCAUUAACCACGAAAAUGUUCAGAUCUCUUGGUGAGAUAGUGUCUUCCCUUUUCUCCAUACAAAUUUCACAAGUUGUCGAGUUCCUUUCCCAUGUCUUUCCGUUCUCCAUUCCAUGCUCACUUAAUGCUUGCGGCCUAUGAAUGGCAUUUGCAUUAAGCCCUAAGAUGUUGGGGUUAUGGUUGUUGAGGGUUUUUUUGCAAUGUUUUGGAAGUAUUACUUUAACACAGAACAUUAAGGAGGUUAUGAGAUUGCCAAGGUGUAGCGAUUUGGGGCUGGCGGGAGUCUACGUCCUGUUCUAUUAGUCCAUGAAAGAAGCCAGCUGUGUUUUCUGGACUGGCACCAGAUCCAGCCAAGCCUAACUUUUAAAACAAACAAACAAAACAAAACAAGCAUAUUGCUUAUUUUAAGACACUCAAGCCUAUCAAACGGCAAAAGUAUGCCUAAGAAAAUGAGCAUAGUAGCAGGUGUGAGAAACAGGGGAAGAAGCCGAUGAAUUGCUCUGUGUGUGUGUGUGUUUGCGUCAUUCUCUCUUUGUGUGUGUGGAGGCAGGUGGCACUGUGGUCUAAACCACUGAGCCUCUUGGGCUUCCGAUCAGAAAGUCGGCGGUUUGAAUCCGUGCGACGGUGGUGAGCUCUCGUUGCUCUGUCCCAUCUCCUGCUAACCUAGCAGUUCGAAAGCACACCAGUGCAAGUAGAUAAAUAGGUACCACUGUGGCAGGAAGGUAAACAGCGUUUCCGAGCACUCUGGUUUCCAUCACGGUGUCCCAUUGCGCCAGAAGCAGUUUAGUCAUGCUGGCCACAUGACCCGGAAGGCUGUCCAUGGACAAACGCUGGCUCCCUCAGCCUGAAAGCGAGAUGAGCGCUGCAACCCCAGAGUCGCCUUUGACUGGACUUAACUGUCCAGGGAUCCUCUCUCUCUCUCUCUCUCUCUCUGGGUGUGUGUGUGUAGAUAGUUAUAGUGAAUCCAGAGUGAGGCUCCGCAUUUCUGUACAAACUUACCUUGGCAGUAAAUUCCAUUGAACAUGUAUAGGGCUGCAUCUCUAGGCAUUUACUGUAGGAAUGACUGAGGCUGGAUCCAACUGCUUUAGAACAUGUUGCUGAUAAUGCCAACUUUGUAGAUUCAAUCCCUGUAUGGGACUGCAGGGGGUUGGUUUCUAGAUGAUCCUCAGGGUCCCUUCGACCUCUACAAUUCUAUGAUUCUAUGGUUGUAAUUUUGUUUUUGUUUUUUUCCUAUUGGAAGAAAAUGCGGGAUAUAACAAUGAAAAGAAAUGAAAGUGCCACAGCGAUAGGAAACUGUAGUAAGGAAGCUUGGCUCUGGAAACAUUCGGUCUAAAGGUCAGACUUAAAUGUUCAGCAGAAGCAAGUGGUUAAAGUUUCCCUAGACCAGCUGUUCUCAACCUGUGGGUCCCCAGAUGUUGUUGGACUACAACUCCCAUCAUCCCUGAGCUCUGGCCUUGCUAGCUAGGAGUGAUGGGAGUUGUAGUCCAACAACAUCUGGGGACCCACAGGUUGAGAACUGCUGCCCUAGACUGUCCCUGUUUGGGGUGCAAGUGUCAGGGGUGUAGGAAGGGGGGGUGCGAGCGGGCGGGCGGGCCACCCCGGAUGUCAUCCCUAAAGGCAUGACAAAAUGGCACACUGUGGGAGGCGGCACUUACUGCGGGGCCUGGCCUGCAGUGCACCGAGCCAUGCAUCUCUCCUGGGAGUGGCUCAGGGCCCUAUGCUGCCCCAAACGGCAGUAUGGGGCUUGCGUCCGCCAGGCAGACUCCGUGGGCAGCUUGCUGCGGUGCCCCUCUGAAUGGAUCACCGUGGUGCUCUCAUGGGUGGCUCGCCCGGCCCCACCCCCGCCGCUCUGGGUGCUGGAGCUGCUAGCUACACCCCUGGCAGGUGUGCUUGAAUGUUGCUGUUGUUGCUGUUUGGUCAUUUAGUCGUGUCCGACUCUUCGUGACCCCAUGGACCAGAGCACGCCAGGCACUCCUGUCUUCCACUGCUUCCCGCAGUUUGGUCAAACUCAUGCUGGUAGCUUCGAGAACACUAUCCAACCAUCUCAUCCUCUGUCGUCCCCUUCUCCUUGUGCCCUCCAUCUUUCCCAACAUCAGGGUCUUUUCCAGGGAGUCUUCUCUUCUCAUGAGGUGGCCAAAGUAGUGGAGCCUCAGCUUCACGAUCUGUCCUUCCAGUGAGCACUCAGGGCUGAUUUCCUUAAGAAUGGAGAGGUUUGAUCUUCUUGCAGUCCAUGGGACUCUCAAGAGUCUCCUCCAGCACCAUAAUUCAAAAGCAUCAAUUCUUCAGCCAUCAGCCUUCUUUAUGGCCCAGCUCUCACUUCCAUACAUCACUACUGGGAAAAACAUAGCUUUAACUAUACGGACCAUUGUUGGCAAGGUGAUGUCUCUGCUUUUUAAGAUGCUGUCUAGGUUUGUCACUGCUUUGUGGGCUUGAAUGCUCCCUUGCAAAUAGCGGCCAUGCAUUUAGAAAAACAUUAUGUGGGAGAGAAGAAAAGCAGUUAUACUGUUCCUGUGGCUGUUCUUAUAUGUGCAAAAAGGGUUGUUGGUUUUUUUGUUUAGAUUUGCAAUAAUUCAGCAUGCAAUACCCCAUUGGUAUCCUAGAGUGGUAUAUUCCAAUGUCAAGGCUUCAUUCUGCUGAAUGUAUAUUCAAGCCUGACGUAUAAAACGCUAAUAUGAAAUCCAAACCGUGGAAAGAAGCUGGCAGGGAGACAGCCGCAGUGUUACUAGGUGGAAUGUCAAGGACGAGGAGCUAUUGCAUAAGAACGACCAAGAAGACAGUGAAAGUUAGAAAUGGAACAUACAGAUUAAAAGAAUGAAUUUUGCGGUGGCAGUGAUUACAUUUCUGCAAAUUGAAGCCAGGUAUGGAUGAAAGACUUCAUCUGAAUGCAAUUCAGCAAUUAAUCGAAUCGUGUCGUAAUUGAAUGAAAAGCAGACUGGCUGUGUGUCUGCAACUAUACCAAGCUCUAAAAGUACUGUAAAGAAAAAUAAAUCUUUGGAGAAACAUGUUAUCCUGCAUUCCCAGACAGAACAGAACGUGGAUCUGGGCAAUAAUUUUUUAAAGAAGUGCUUGCAAAAACUGCAGAUACUAAGCACAGUUUUAAGAGGCAUUCUGUCCCCAUUUCCACACUCAGGAGGAAUGCCAUUUCUAAAACGAUGUCUGCUGAAAUAUAAGUGUGCGUCAUCUAAAAAUAAUGCAUUUUCAUUUUACCCAGAUGUAAAUGUAUGCUAUUUUAAUUUAUGGUUUAAUGGGUUAAUAAACUAAAACUUGCAUGAUCAAUAAAUUUCUUUAACUGAGUUGCAGCACUAGUUAUGUUUAUGAUUAUGAUUAUGAUUAUGAUUAUUAUUCCCCUCCCAUCUGGCUGGGUUUCCCCAGCCACUCUGGGUGGCUUACAGAAUAUAUAAAACAUAAUAAAGCAUCAAACAUUAAAAACAUUAAAAUGAAUAUCCCCAAACAAUCUCAUGAAAUUUACGGUAUUGAAAAUGCAUCCAAGUUUGACUCUAUAAAAGCCACUGUAGCCUAUUUAUUUAUUUCAUAAAAUGUAUGCAUCACUUGAUUCUAAACAACAACAACACCCUCAAAGCAGUUUUCAAAAAGAUAAACAAUAAAAUCAAUUUUAAAAAAUACAACUCCACAUUAAAACACUUGAAGUGGUUCACGCGUUGGACUAGGACUUGGGACACAAGGCUUCAAAUCCCGAGACAAUCUAAUCCCCAUGAAAUUCACUGUGUCACCUUGGGCUAGUCUCUGUAUUUUAGCCUAACCUAAAUGGGAACGGGUUGAAUCAUAUACACCACCUUGAGCUUCUUAGAAGGAAGGUGGGGUAUCAGUGCAGAAAUCAUAUACGCAAAAGCUUGCUUUGCACCUUGAAAUGAAUUAUAGAGACAAUAUUUCUUCAGUCGGAUAGUAAAACCUUGGGAUAGGCUGCUGUUAAGCCUGUUGUUCAUAAAGUGCCAUUUACGUAGAUGAUGCCACAUUAGUAGUAGUGGUAGUAGUGGUAGUAACAACAACAACAACAACAACAACAACAACAACAACAACAACAACAACAUCAUAUGAUGACGAAGAAGAAAUUCUUACUCUUCAGAUGGGAGCAAUGUGCACUCACCUUGUAAUCACCAAGAAGUUUGCUUGUAUAUUUUGCAACGUCUUUAUAUGAUUUCCCAGAAACAAUUGCUUGCUUGCAGAGAUUCCUAAAUCAUGGAAGGAAGGACGUGAUUUCUACACACACACACACACACACACACACACACACACACACACUUGUAUCUGCUGAACAGGGGUUACUGGAUUUUUCACAAAUCCUUUUUCUUCUGUUGUUUCCUUACUGAUUUACAAAGAAGUUGUAGUUCUCAAAACAUUCCCAACACCAUCAAAGAGCAACAGAUUUCCACGUAAGGAUAUGAAAGCAAAUUCCUACAGUGAUAAUUUCUCCCCCUCACCCCCGGUUGUCGCAUACAGGUGAUGUAACAUGGUGCAGAAGUGUAGGAACAUGAUAUUUACUCUGACAGGAAAACGAUGCAAAUGAAAUCUUUUUUAGACAUCUUCAGUUAUUGGGGUUAUUAAGUCAGAGGUGACGGAAGAGAAGCAAUGUUUAUUUAAAGGGCAAAGUUGGCUGCAGAAGACAAUUUAUGUUAACUUACUUUCACAAUGUUUAAUCUCAAAUACAUAGCUUAAAUCUAUUAAAAACACACACAGACACACAUGUCUAGGAUAGAGUUAGCAGCAACAAUAAGAGAAGAUGGCGGAAACAGAUCUAGGUCAGGAGCUCUAAAAUCUAAGCACCACAUUCCCUCAGCUUAAUCUGUGGCAGUGAGUGAAGUUGAAGCCAGUGGUGGGUGUGGCUGGAGCCAAAAAUUGAACUGGGCUGCUCCUUCUCUCUCUCUCUCUCUCUCUCUCUCUCUCUCUCUCUCUUUAUGCCGCCCCCCCCCCCCCUUUGCACACACACUAACUCUUUUCUGGCAUCCUCUGAAAAUCUCCCCCUUCCCAGCUUUCUAACUCUGCUCUGAUACCAAAUUUAGCCGAAAAAGUGACUAGCCAACUGUAUUCCUGCUCAUUGCUCUUUCACUUCAGAUUAUUAUUAUUAUUACUACUACUAAUAUUACUGUUAUUUUAUUUAUGAGACGCCCAUCUGACUAGGUUGCCCAACCUACACUGAUUCCCUAAGGUAUUGGAAUUAUUACUGAAUUCCUUAAUCCUUUGGUAUUGAUAAUGGACCUCACCUGAUUUGCCUUGAAGAUAAUAAUCUGAACUGCUGUGAGCCAUAACCCUAUGAAAUGUAUUAGUGCGUAUAUUGAUGGUUCCGACUAGCACUGAAUACAAGACCACGGACUCAGCUAUACAGCUGCAAAUAAAACGUUUUAAAUGUGUUCUAAAGUGCAAUAUACAAAUGUGACACUAGGUGGCGACACUGAGCUAUGAAAAAUUCAAUGUGUUUUUUAAAACGUUUUUUAAAAAAGCAUUUUCACAGCGCUUUUUAUAUGUGUGUAGAUUCCACCCAUGCCAAAGUUAGAUUGCUGUUAUCAUUCUCCUAGGUAUAAAUACCACUGAAGAGGUAUUACGCAGGGACCUAUUACCAGUGCUGUUAUGUAAUUGUACUGGCAAAUCAUGGCUCCCGCACUGCAAUUGAUCAGUGAGGUAUGAUUCAGACAUUAAGCACCUCUGAUGCCCACUGAUUACAAUGAAAGUAUGCAGAACAUGCAUUAUUUUCCCAUUGAAGUAGUUGAACUUAAAUGUGCUCAAUUUUGGCUGGAUUGUACCCAUUACUAGAGAGUACCAAGGAAGCUUUCAAGGCUGUUGAAUGAGAUUAUUAUUCAAAUAAUAACUUGGUUUACAUCGAAGCAUGUUUUAGUAGCGUGUAGCAGCUAAUCACUGUCUGAGCAUAUUCUCGAUUUUGGUGUAUGCUUGGAGCAAAUUUUCCCAUGAUCAUGAUGCUGUUUACACAAUCAAAGGAGAGCCAAAGACCUCUAAUUAGUUGAGAGCUUUCCCCACUCUCAGAACCCAAUCUACCUUUGAUCGAAGGAUAAAUAACUUCCCCAGAUUCCACCCCCAAGUGUCUUACAAAACGCUGGUCAUUCACUAAAAUGAUGUUCUAACUGCACAUCUAAAGAAGGUGAUUUGGACAGUACCCCAGUUUUAAUGAACAAAGGAAACAGUAAGAAUAUCCACCAGUGUAGUGCAAUUUUAAUACUUUAUGAAGGAGUUAAGAUCCCAACUGAAAGAGCAAUCUGAAAGCUCCGACCUGACCAUCCUUGCACAAAAUUUUGAUCAGUGUAACUUUCCUUCCCAUGGAAAUCGCAUUUGCUAUAUUUUUAGUUGAUUCCGACAGAGUGAGAAGCCAUUACUCGCAUCCAAUUUUCCACAUAACUGCUUCUGACUGCUGUCCCUUUUAAAGUCUUUUCAGGCUAUCCAUCCAGAAUUAACUUUCUUUUAAGAAAAGGCCUUUUGUGGUUUAUAAAUUUUUAAAUGCAGGAUGGGAGCUGCCAGAACAGCUUUGGAGAGCAACCAAAGAUUUGAAGCAGUCUCCCUAACAUGAAAUGAGGUACAGCUCCGACUGCACCUGGAGACAGUACCUCUUUCAUUCGCCAUCUUCAGAGUUAUAACACCUCUGGCUUUCGCCUCAGAACAUCAGGAAUUUUCCUUCAAACUGGCUUCUUGGAACGAGGCUUGUGCACUAUUAGGGGAUAAUUUAUCACAUCAUAUUUCUCUGACUUGAGAAAUUCAGCUCUCUUUUUCUUCUUCUUCUUUUCAACAGAGUGGUAUUAAAAAGGAAAGAGAAAGAGAAACACGACAGCAAGGGCUGCUAAACUCAUGCAGGAAUCUUCAGAUGGGGCCAGAGAUAAUGGACAAUGGGGACUACAAGAGAGCUAACAGGCAGCAGGGGGAUAGUAGUCACCAUCAAUUAUAACUGUACAUAAAACUUCUCAUUAAAUUCCUGGUCCUCCAUUCUUCACCUGUAAUUCACAAAGAGUUUCAUUGAUUAGGCUGGUUUCGCGAGAUACCUCUGGUCGGCCGGAGUGAAUUCUUCUCAGUAGUAUAACACUGCUUUCCAUCCUUGGUAGUUCAAGCAUCUUUGCAUUUAAUGCGCAAGGAUUUGUUUAUUUAUUUUUAUAUGCAAAUUGCAUCGGAGGAGGAGGAGGAGGGGCUGAUAAUUGAAGGAAUCAGAACUGGCACUGGAGGGGAUUUUAACCAUUUUCUCCCCCUCUGCAAUGCUCAGAAGGUUCCCCUUUCCAAAGCUACUCUUGGCCUGGGGGGGGGGCAGCAAGUGGGGGAAUCCCCCACUGUAUAAUUAUUACAACUCCCCUCCCCCAAAAAGCUGAAACAACAUGCAUUUUUUGGUAAAAAAGAAAAUGCAGGUCCAAAGAUGUCUAUGUGUCAUCUUGGCUCUGAGUAAUUGUGGGAAAUAUUAAGGGUGGUGGCCCUGAGAAAAAAAGAGGACAGGAUUAUAAAUAAUCGUUCUGGACAACUCAAACGUUUGGACUCCCUGUUACCUUUCACCCAAUAUCUGUAAGUGAGACAUGUUUUAACUAAUUUAGUAUGAAGAUGUGGCUCACUUAGAGAUUGUACAAACCAUGAGUUAUGAUUGCCGCCAUAAAUCAAUCCAUAGUAAUUUAGGUUGAAUAUAUAAAGUAAUUGCUGAGAUAGAUACAGUGGUACCUCGGGUUACAAACGCUUCAGGUUACAGACUCCACUAACCCAGAAAUAGUACCUUGGGGUAAGAACUUUGCUUCAGGAUGAGAACAGAAUCACGUGGUGGCAGCGCAGCGGCAGCAGGAGGCCCCAUUAGCUAAAGUGAUGCUUCAGGUUAAGAACAGUUUCAGGCUAAGAACAGACCUCCAGAACGAAUUAAGUUCUUAACCCGAUGUACCACUGUAUAUAGAUAGAUGAUAGAUAGAUAUAGAUAGAUAAAUAAAUAGACACACACACACACACACAGAGAGACACGAACGACCAAAUAGUACCUAACUCCCACUUGAUUGAACAAAAUGUAUCCAACAAUUAGUGAACAAUGCUGAGGGUGUAAAGAACCCAAUCCAAAUUUGGUGAUACAGACCUAUUGAGAAUCCGCUUUUACAGAAAUAAGAUAUAUCAUUGGCUACAUUCUUCCAGGCUAAAUCACAGAAAACAUAGAGCAGCAAGGGAUUAGAGGGGUCAUUGAGGCCAGUCAUCCCCCAACAGUGUAAGACAAGUCCCUGUCAACACUAGAGGGAAGACACAGAAAUCAAGGAGGGAAGGCAAGGGAAGGAAAUGAUAAUAACACAAGGGAGAAAAGCAGGCAAAUGUGUACUUAGUCUGUGCUUCAUUUGGACUAGGAAAUUGAUGUGCUUCUACCCUUAAUCCUAACAUUUAUGAAUCAAGCUUUUUCAAUACACUGGAACCUGUUUGGGGAAAAAAUAAUAUUUCUCAAACAAGCACCGAGAAAGGCGAAAGAAGUGAAGUGCCUUCAAGAAGAGAAGUUGUCUUUACACAUCUUUUAACACGCAGCAAUUGCAUUUGGCUUUUUGAGGGGAAAAUUAGUCAACAGAGGUCUCGUGAAUCCUGGGGAAGAACAUACUAAUUUUAAUGAGCCACAACUAUAGGCAAAGUGUUCCCUGUUUUCUGCUAUUGCAUGACAGGGAGAAUUUUAACAAAAGGCUGCAGCUGACAUGUGAUGGUAAUUACAAGACAUUAGGUGUCUUGUAAUGAUUUAUCACCAAGGGGAUUUGCAGAACACUUGUGGCCAGUUAGCUUUUGGUAAGGGAGGUCAGGAUUCAUAAUUGAUUAACAGGUGGUAGAGUCAUUGUGCCCGGAGGCCAUAUUGAUGCUAUAAAUUCCCUAUCUGCCUCAUUGAGCUCUGGGCCAGAACUGUCUCUCUGUGUGUGCUCUAAACAUUGUCAAUUCCUUUGGGGAGACCAGAAGGGAGCUGAAUGGAGUUCCAGACAACCUUUCGGGAUGGCCCUAUUCACACCGCAUCCAUAUAUCAUUAGAAGACACAGCAUGUCACUUACUUUUUGAGUAUUAUGCGAUUGGUUUAACUCUUGUAACGAGAGAUCCCCAAACGCAGUUGAAAUCCACAGGUUCAGAUUCUUUUUUUAAAAAAAAAAAAAUUAUAUUCGAGUCUGAGCUAAGGUUUCGGUACAGUUGGAUCCUGAGAGUUAGGACUCAGCUACAUUAGUCAAAACGCAGUGUUAUAAAUGCGUUACAACACCGUGACACCAGAGGGCGCUGCAGAGCUGAAACCGCAACUCAAUUAUAUUUUCAAUUGUGAGCUUUUUUGCAGAGCGUAUUCAGAGCGGUUUUUUUAAUAGCUGUGUAGAUUUAGCCUUAUAGUGAGUUCCUGUGUUUACCAUUCCUGAUCUGUAUUCACCUCUGAGCUUCACUCUGUUUUUAGAUAAGGUAGUUCUUUUACUAUUGUGGUUUUUCAAAAUGUUUUGAGGAACUCUAAGCUUUCUCGGGAAUUGGUCAGGAUUUCAUCAGUGGGACCCAUAGGGCCUGAAAGAAAGCUUAUCCACUGCUGCUGACCUCCCCUUGCAGAGCCCAUUGCUAGGGAGUGCUGGGUAUGUUCUGGCUGUGUUCUGGUGUGUAGUCAGGUCCAGAAUCAGCACGCAGUGUAGCUGGGCAACUGUUAAGUUUUGUUAAAAUGCUUAUAUACGCAUCACUUCUAAAGAGGAAGUGCAUCACUAAAAAGUAACAAAACAGGAUACAUAUUUGCAUAAAAAUUGUAUAUACUAAUUUAUACGUAGAGAUGCAUUUUGUAGAUACAAAAUGGCCUAGCUAAAUCUAGGAAAACAGCUUACUCUAUGGUUUUAACCCCUGUAUGCUUUCACAAAAGGUAGGCAUGCUGGUUAUAUAUGGGGCUGAUUUAUCCCACAGUGUACUCACGCAAGGCAGGUGCUGGCAUUUUUACAAGGGCAUGGAUACCUUUUUACCAGGAAUUAAGGAAGUAAGAAAAAGAAUAAACCAUCUAAAGUAACAGGGGAAAGUGAGAAGAUUAAGCUUGGGAGAAGGGUGAUAUACAAUGACUUCUGAUUUAUUGGUGAUAAAAUGGAGUAGUGAUAGUCGCUUGUGAAUGAUUGUAUAUCCCUAUAAGUGGCGCAAAGCCAGAAAAAGCCAGGACUGGACUCGGCCGCUGCUACAAUAUUUCUGUUCGAGUACCUGUCAUGUUCAAUGCCAGCAGCUGCCAUAAAUUAUAAGAUGCACAGUCUGCGCCUUCAACAAAUAAGCACUCUGGUGAAAGAUGCUAGGUCAACGCAGGAGUGCAAUACGUAACCAAGACGCUUUGGGAAAAGGAACUCCAGUUUUCUCUUUCUCAUAAUACAAACUCAAGACAGCAUUCAAUCAAUGGCAUUUAUAGGGAUUUGCAACAAGCAAGAAGUUUGUUUGAUGAAAGAGAUGAACCUGGAAAUGCAUUACAAUAAGAUCAUGUGAAGCUUUGUCACUGUUGUGGCCUUUCCCCCAUAGAUGCUGUGGUAUAUUACCACAGUGCAUUGAUGUGGGGCUGCCUUUGAAGACUGCACAUAUUUCAGUGAGUUCAGAGGUAAAGGUAAAGGACCCCUGACAGUUAAGUCCAGUCGCGAACGACUCUGGGGUUGCGGUGCUCAUCUCGCUUUACUGGCCAAGGGAGCCAACGUUUGUCCGCAGACAGUUUUUUCUGGGUCAUGUGGCCAGCAUGACUAAGCCGCUUCUGGCGAAACCAGAGCAGCACACGGAAACGCCGUUUACCUUCCCACCGGAGCGGUACCUAUUUAUCUACUUGCACUGACAUGCUUCCACGCCUUGUUGGUUGGCAGGAGCUGGGACCAAGCAACGGGAGCUCACCCCAUCAUGGGGAUUCGAUCCGCAGACCUUCUGAUUGACAAGCCCCAGGCUCAGUGGUUUAGACCACAGCGCCACCCACGUCUCCAGUGAGAACAUGGAUGCAAAUAAUAAUAAUAAUAGUUUUUAUUAUUAUUUAUUAUUUAUACCCCGCCCAUCUGGCUGGGUUUCCCCAGCCACUCUGGGCUGCUUCCAACACAAUAUUAAAAUCAAAUGCCUUCACAUUCUCGGUUUUCUAUCAUGUUCCCGUUGAAAUCUGCCUUUCCGAAGGACCGUACUGUAGAGUCUACCUCAGUACAGUGGUACCUCGGGUUAAAACCUUAAUUCGUUCCGGAGGUCCGUUCUUAAGCUGAAACUGUUCUUAACCUGAAGCACCACUUUAGCUCAUGGGGCCUCCUGCUGCUGCCAUGCCGCCGGAGCACGAUUUCUGUUCUCAUCCUGAAGCAAAGUUCUUAACCUGAAGUACUAUUUCUGGGUUAGCGGAGUCUGUAACCUGAAGCGUCUGUAACCUGAAGCGUAUGUAACUCGAGGUACCACUGUAGCUGCCUUUCCUUAUGACCACUGACAUACGACCAACCUUUGGCCUCCGUUGUUUAACUUGGGAUGGGGGUGGCUGGAGGGGAGAUUGUGUUAGAAUUAUGUGCGACCCUUUUUCACUGGUAAUCCUUUGUGAGCUUCUCAAAUGCCUCAGAGAGGAAUGUUUCUGUAGAAUUGUGUUGUUUUACAGAUGGUGCAAACGCCUCUCCUGGUGCUUUGCGGAUAACAGGGAGGUGGUGGGUUUUUGUGUGUGUGUUGUUGUUGUUUUUUGCAGAUGUCUAAGUGUCAAGAGGGUUUAGCUAUUCUUUUAGCAGACGCAGUUUGGAAAUCCCCGAGUGUUUUAAAUCAUAACUCUUCCUCGCUGGAGCUUCCCUGCUUCUGGCUCCUGUGGCAUUUUCAGGGAUGCCUUUUGUAUUAUUCUUUCCAUGAAAUAGAGAUCCCUAACCUCUGGAUUCUACCCCUCCCUCCUUUUCGGUUUCCUGCUUUUAAAUCAAAGCCGUUUAAAUCGGUGUCGGGGAAGCAUUCCCAGCUACGUUUGGUGCGUUAAAUCUUGCAGAUGUCUAUUCUGUACAAAAGGGAUCUUAAUCCUGGGCUGUGUGAGGGCAGAACUUGUUAUGUGGUAGUAAUGGAGAUGUAUCUCAAAAAGACUGAUGCCUCCAUCCCUGGCAUCUUAUUGUCAGUCAUUGGCACCAUCAGCAGAACACAAGGAAGGUUUUUGCUUUUUAGUAAUUUGGUAACCCUUGAAAACCAGAAAGAAGUAUAUUCUUCAUCAGGGCUCUGGGGAACCACAUCCUUUCCCACCUAUUGUGAUAAUAUAGGCUAAAACACUGUAAACAUUUAGGUGCCAGCAGUUUUGCUUUGAUUAUUAUUCUUAUUAUUAUUGCUGAUAAAUGCAAUCUCUGUUUGGUUCUGGGGUGCAGUGAGUUUCGGGAUUUAUUUAUUUAUUGCAUUUACGCAGCUGCUGAUUUUAGGUUUUAUUUUAUAUUUGUAUAGAAUUUGUUUUCAGACAAAUAGGGCUAAUUUGGGAGUUUUGCCUUCCUCAUAGCAACUGUUACAACUGUGACUCAAAAAAGGCAUUGGGGUGAGAGGGAUAUGUAAAAAUCUCAGGGCACGCUGGUAAAGGGGUCUGGGUUGAAGUUCUGUCCAAAGGUCCAGAUGGCGGGUGAGGGGCUGACGGGCCAAAGGACUUCCAUUCGGUGGCGGGGGGGGCGGUCACCAUAGUUGACCUGCCUCUUGAAGACACCCUUAACCCAGAACAAACCAUUGUGAAUAAUCACCCAGUAGUCAGAAUGGAUUAUACAUACCCAGUGCCUACGCCAAAGCCUACUGUCAUCUGUAAUCAAUAAAGUUGUGGCCAAUUUAGUUCCAAGAUCUUGUUGUGUCGUUUUUGUUGCUACUCCAUUACUGCUCCUUUCCAGUUCCUGGGUCACACUGCGCAUGGGCCUGCAACCAACUUCUCAAACUUGGCUUGUUCAAUGCUCUCUGCGUGUGUUUGCGCAUGCGCACAUGUGCAUACGCUCGCAUGUAAGUUCCAAUAUGCAUGUUGAAAGUUUCUGUGCACAUAAUGGCCUCCCCAUUCAUUUCACUAUCAGGAGAAUCUAUUUGUAGUUAAGGAGAAGGCGACUCACCCGGGAGAUUUAUGUGCACCUCAGAGGAUGCACAGAGUUUUGGAUCAGAGCCCAGGCAAGUCAUCGCUUGAGUUUCUAUAUUUACCUUUUGGGUUAUACAGGGCACGGAAAUUAUUUGUGUAGAUGAAUGUGGUUAUUUUAUACUUGACAGAUUUGAACUAUGGUUGUGGGGAGAAUGGCUGCUUUUUAAAAAGCCAUACCCUCCCUUUCUCAUCGUGGCUAAAGCUAUGAAAGAAUGCCAGCUGCUUAAGUAGGAGGAACCAAAACUAUUCCUGCAACUGCUGCCAUUAUACAGUAAUUAUGUUUGUUGCAAAAGUAAUAAUAAUGCACUUGCUCUGUGCAAUUCUUACUUUGCUAGCAGCCGGGAUAGAAAAUAAUAGCAAAUAAUGUUUUCCUACUAUGUUAACUUGGUUGUUGUCAGUAGGGGGAGGGGAAGACUAAUGCACCUCUAGCAGAGUUACAGAUUUUCUAAACUAUUUGCGCACAGCAUGAUUAAAAAUAAAUAAAUCCAUGUACAAAGAAUUUCUGCAAAGCAACUGGCACUCUAAUCCGAACAAUUAGCAUUAAGCUGUAAAAAUUCCAAGCACCCAAAUUUAGCUUCCCCUUUAGCGCGGCUCUUAUUUUGUUCAGCUCAGGGAUCCAAUUGGAUAGCAGAUUCAUAUCUUUCACAAGCAGCCGUGUUGCUACUGCCAAAGGGUUUUUGGCAUCCCUGGACUUCUCAGAUGUCUUGUAGCCUUUAUGGUGUCCAUUUCCACUUGGGUGCAAAUAGUUCUUCUGCCCUCCCCAAAGACUGACGUCACUGACGGCAAGUGCAUUUAGAUGCUCAGCAAAUGUCUGCCUGGAACUUCAUUAUUUUACUGCGCUUUCUAAAAAAAAGUCGAGAGUGGACUGCUCUUCUUCGGUACCUAACUUGCAGAACUUUAAAUGGAUUGAGCCUGAUGUUUUGACAAACACCAGGCUUAUGUCCCUCAGGAAACUGGCUGCAAAGCCCUCUGAAUAUGCUAUUUUCAUUGAUAUCAUCUAUGCGUCUGUGUAAAUCGGCAGAAUGACCACCUCCAACAAAAAGUCCGUGGUAAACUCCUUGGCCAAAAUAUUUGACCCGAAUGCUUUACAGAACCAGCGACCUUCUGGUGAAGAGGAAGACUCACCUGCUCCCCAAAUUUCAAGCAAGGAUGUCAGCCCCCCUGAACAAAUGAGCGGGCUGGAUAUUGCUUCCUUGGAUCAGAAAAUAAGCAGGUUGUUGACUGGGCAAGACAAUGUCCUUCAGAAGUUGGAUUACUUUUCGCAGGAAAUCUGCUGUAUGGAAAAGAACAUGGCACUCUUAAAGGAAAAAGGAAGGGACUCUGGACUCCGACCGUCCGCCAUAACGCCUGAGAAGCCAAAUGGUUCUGAUGUCACAACAUUAUGCCUAGAAAUUGACAAGAAGCUUGCUGACAUGAACAGAAGCGCUGAGCAACAAGCCAAAAGGUUAGAUGGGCUUGAGCAAUUGGUCCUGGGAGUCCAGCAACUCCUUGGCUGUUUGGUAGAAAAACUGAAGACUUCAACCAUCACGGACCUCAUCCGCAGAAAUGAAGUUCCUCAUAAACUCCUUAGAGUCGGUGGCUACCUGCGGAAAGAUAGAUCGGGAAACCUUUUCAGGAUGCAGACAUUCUCGGACAAAAAGGAUGCGCUGUUCAGCAAAUGGAAUGAAAAGGUGAGCCCAGCUAUUUCAGAGCCUAAUGUGCUUUGCCCCCUUCCCUCCUUUGUGCUCAGUGGAAGUUGUUUUGGGCUAGAUCCAGAUCUUCUGAUACAGGAAAGGUUCCUUCCAUUUUUGACAGUGACUGAGAUCCAGCUGCAGCUCCUCACGGGAGGAAGGGAGGGGAGGGGAUAGCCAGAGAUUUCCUUUCCACGCUGCAUCUCCCAGUACCGCCUCCAGCGUUCUGGAGGGUUCAACCUCAACCCUUCAAAGCCGUUUGGGAAGGUGCAGGGGCCUGCAGAAAGAAGGGAGAAAUUUCCCAUCCAGGGCUCUAUCUAUACUUUUAGCGAAGUUCUGCUCCAGGCAGCCCUGGAUCCAACCCCUUGUUAACUGUAACAAGUCAUUCAGGUUUGGAUUUUGUUUUUGUUUUUUAAAAGCUCCUAAUUUUGAGCAUUGUGAGCAAUGCAAAAUCAAACCAUAAUAAUGGCACGUGCAGCUUUGUCUUAUUGUUUGGGUAACAGUAUGCUCAUUGCGUGGACAGGCGGAGUCCCCAGAUCCCGAGCGGUCCCCCCCCCCAUCAUGUGGAAUAACGACUCAAGACAACGUGCUAUGGGAUUAAAUUGGCCACAACUUUAUUAAAUUUCAAAUGUGGGUAGACCUUGGCUCAGGCAUUGGGCGUUCUCCCUCCCCAGUCCCCAGCCGGGGACCUAGGGAGCAUUAGGGUUAUCCAGUGUGUGUGUGGGGAAUGGGCCGGCUCUGGAGAACAUAUGUUCAAGCAGAGAUAGCCGCCCCUGUUACGCCGCCGCCGCAGGGGAGAGCAAUAACGACCUUUCGGCGUACGGUCAAAGCCUCCCUUCAGAAACCCCUUUAACGGGGAACCCUGGUAUCGCCGCCACAAAGAGGAAGAUGGACUAAAGGCCCAAGGCCUGAUACUGCCAAAGUUGUGACAUUUUGCUAUGGGAAAGGCAAAACCUGCCAAUGCAGGGAAAUUCCUUUCUGCCCCUUUAACAGCGACCUUAACGUAGCAGCGCCCACAUACCUGUGAAGAAAAGUUAACCUGGAAAACCUGUGAAGAAAAGUUAACCUGCAAAAUAAGACAUUAACUGAGGGUGGGUAGGGUGGGAGAAGCUCUGGAGCCAAGUGAGUAUUCCCAGGUAAGAUCCUCCCUCUAUUGUGUGGGCAGGUAAUCCCUCCCCUACCUGGCCUGGUCUCCUUGGCAAUGCUUCCCCCAGGUGGGAUUGGACAACUGACUGAGGUAGGCGGAGACCUCCAGGUAUCCCACCUGAGGGAAGGCAAAGCCAAGCCUAUGCUGAUGGAGCCGCUCCAGAUCUAGGGGCAGCGCGUGUCCACGCAAAGGGCGCUCCCCGUUUUAAGCGGGGAGCAGUCAUUCUAGAAACCACAAAUAGGGAAGAAAUCCCGCUCUCGUUAUUCUCAGUUAUUAUUUCAGCACAACCUGUUUCUAACAAAAUGUCAGAAUUUAUUUCUGAGACUCUGGUCAUUUGGGAAAGUGCUUUAUGAACGUAAAUUAAUAUAAAGUACCUCCCUGCAGAUUCUGUGUGCUGUGAUAUCAAAAAACCCACAAACAAACAAAGUGGCACUUUUUAAUAUUUAAUUAAAGGUAUUUUGCACUUUCAUUCAGUGGAACUUUACAUUUUCAGUUCCCUGAACACCUUUGCUGCAGGUUAUGUUUUUUUUGUAAAAUAUAAAAGGAACGCUGCACAUGUAACAAGCUAUUUCAGGAUAGGCAUGGGUGUAGAUAUUGGACUACUUUAGAUGUAACACUAAACCAUAGUUUAGUAUUGCAAGAGUGAACCUGGGUAACACCUGAACUCCCUAGUCCUUCAGAGCAGUCACAAGGGCAGUUUGGGUGCUUUCACUUCCAUUUUAGAUUAACCGUAGCUUGCAGUUCCAUCUAAACAAACUACGAUUCAUUCUAACUAUGGUAGAAACAAACUAAUAUCAAACCCAAGUUUACGAUGCUGGCUUGUUUUUGCAAACCACAGUGAAGAUUUACCAUUAGACCAUAGUUAAGUGUUAUAGGAGAACCUGGCUAUUAACUAGUGGCAGGCAGGUGUUCUCUUCCAUACAAACCAUUCAAGUCUAAAUCAGUUCCAUUAUUAGAAAUGUACCCAACCCUUUCAGACCUUUUUUGGAUCCACUUCAUUGCCACAGAGAUUCUGAAAUGCGAUAGGAAAAAAUGGAGUUUCACAAGCUGGUCCCUAAGUCCAUUGCUAAUGAAAUAUACUCGGAGUCGAGAGUGGAUUUCAUGCUCUUUAUUCAGCUCAUAGUGGUGAGGAGGAAUGGAAGUUCCCCCACAAUAUCAGCUUUAUAUACAUUAUUUACACAAUGGGCUGCACGUGAUUGGCUAAUUCCGGAAUUCUCCUGUAGGCAAAUCAGGUUGUGGAUUCACUUCCACCUGGAGCUGGAUUGGGUGGCUCCUGCGGACCAAUCAUACUGCUGCAUUGUUCUAGGACCAAUCAGACUGCUGCAUUUUGGAUCCUAUUCAACUCAGUACAUAACAGCUAAUAUGACUGGAACGGAACUGCUUCAAUUCAUAAGUAAUAAUCAUAAUUUGUACAGAACAUUCAAAGUGUUCAGUGUGCAUUAUCUCAGUGAUCAAUACAACAUCCCUGUGAGUGAGGCCUGCAGUAUUAUCUCCAUAUUGACCAUGGAGCUUAGACAAUAGUGUCUUGCCUUCAUAGUCAGCCUGUAGCCGAAACAGGAUCUGAACCAGGGACUUUAUAGUGCACAGCUCACCAUCCUAGUCAUUUCUCUAUACAGUGGUGCCUCGCAAGACGAAAUUAAUUCGUUCCGCGUUCGUUCGUCUUGCGGUUUUUUUCGUCUUGCGAAGCACGGUGUCGGAAAAGUUUUGGAAAAGCUUCAAAAAUCACCAAAGUCUUCAAAAACCUCAAAAAAGGCUACCACACUGCGUGCUAUGAGUUGCUCCUUGAAGUCAAGUCGCAACUGUAUUAACGGUUUUAAGAAAAGGAAACAAACUUGCAAGACGUUUCCGUCUUGCGAAGCAAGCCCAUAGGGAAAAUCGUCUUGCGAAGCAACUCAAAAAACCAAAAACCCUUUCGUUUUGCGAGUUUUCCAUCUUGCGAGGCAUUCGUCUUGCGAGGUACCACUGUACUCAUUAACUAGUUCAUCUUACUUUAAGACUUUUCACUGCUGCAUUCAGGGGCUUUGCAAAAGCAUUAUCCUUAAACAGCCCCACUUCCUUGUUGGAUAACGCCUGGCUGGAGUAAACACAUGUAAUUCAAUAAGGGCCAAGGGAGUCUGGGCAGCAGCAGGACAGCAUCUUGUGAAAUAUUUCCUUUCAGUCUUUCAGGCCAAGGUUUCCCCAUAUAAUCUAGAUUACCUUGCAAGCCCCGUUUUAAAAUAGUGAUAACCUAAUGUAAAACCAAUGUGUUGUGUAAGUGAAUGAAACCAUAGGAAGCAUACGUAUACAAGCUGUUUCGGGGUAUCAAAACGAAUCCAUUGCAGGAUGCAAAUACAUUUUAAUCAACAUUUAGGUUGUAUAUUGGUCAGAUCUGCUAUUAUUUGAACAGCGUCAGUUUGGGAUAAAGUCCCACAGAUUUAAACAAGAGACAAAGAGAUGCAUAUGAGUAAUCAAGGAGCCAUAAAAGUGCUAAACUUUAAUGGAUUGCACCUAAUGUUACUGUGAACUAUGAGUUCCAAGUCUGAUUUAUUUCGGUCAAUAUUACGUGGCGAAAGGCUGUAUCUGGGAAAGCGUGCUCAAGAUUUCAGUCCUUCUGGGUAAACGAUGCUGUCAGUUGCACAGAUGUGUGUCUAAAGAAGUCCAAAUGGGCAGGAUCGUGACACAGUGGAAAGCAUAGGUAGUGUUUUAGUCUGAAUGGGGCCAUAUUCCACCUCUGAAUGGGGCCUCCUGCUGCCGCCGCGCAAUUUCUGUUCUUAUCCUGAAGCAAAGUUCUUAACCCGAGGUACUAUUUCUGGGUUAGCGGAGUCUGUAACCUGAAACAUCUCUAACCUGAAGCGUCUGUAACCCGAGGUACCGCUGUACUGUAUUGUAUUGUGUUAUACAUCAGAGUCAUUCGAAGAACAAGAUCAGUCAGAAUAGACUGGAAGUGCCUAUGUUAAGGUUAGCCAAAAUUCCUGUUUCUCAGCUUCUUUUGCAUAAGGACAUUCUGAUUGUCUAUAUAAAUGAGGUCAUCUCACACAGUUGACUUUAUGAGCUGCUGAAAUCGACAAACACUCUCUGCAAAAAUCUUAUUUCAACUGGGGCUCUCUGAAAAUAAUCUGUGCAUUUACCAUCUUGUUUAGAAGCCUGUAGCAUCCACUGAAUUCAUCACACCCACAACCCACACACACCUGUUUCUUGAAAGAGUUCUAUCUCCUGACACAUUUGUUUAACCACUUUUGUUGUAAAAUAAAGUCUUUCCCCCCCUUUCUCCAGGUACCAGAGGUUUUUUUUUAAUUAAAAAAAAAUAGCCAGUAGUGAAAGGGGAUAUAUCAGAUCCCCAAAAUUAUAAUGCCCAUGCUUUCUCAAGCAUAGUAAUUAAUACUUGUGUUGGGAAAAGUUAUGGUUAAAAUAACCCUAAGAAUUCAUACCUUAUGAUCCAGACCUUGAACAUUUCAUUCACGGCAAAGUGAACUUUUAUCAGGAAAUGUUUUGAGGGCAGCCUCCCAGCAGCAUAUCUCUGGGCUCCCUUGACACCAUGACUAUCAACUUCCAAGGAGAAUAUUAAAGCACUUUUAUUCCUCAAUAUUUUUCCAUAUUGUUAGAUUUGCCAUUUUAGAUGUAAUUGUAAUUGUUUUAGCAUACUAUUGUAAUAUACUUUGUGCUUCCUUCUGAAAUUAAAUGGGGGUACAGACAUGAAAUUAAACUUGCCUAACCGGACUGUAUUUUAAAGGAAUCCAAGAUCAGUCCAACUGUCCAUGAAAAUAAUCAUUGGCUCAAGCUCAUAAACCACAGCUGGAUUUGUUAAACAUGCAUAUUAAGUAAAACCAGGCUAUAAUUCAGAUUUUCUUGAACAAACAUUGAAAUGAACUCGCUGUAAUUCAUUACAGCUGGGCUUGUCUCUUUCUUUCACUGCGACUGCCUGUCAUGUUAGGCCCAGUAUUUACUGUUGUUCUGAGUGCAAUUGUCAAUUAGAAUAUCAUCAUUCACUCUACAGGGAGGGAAAACAGUGGUUUUUCUAUAGAACUACUGAAAGCUCUGAGGCUUAUUCCAAACUGGAUUGCACUUAAGAGACAUGUAUCAUCAAGGCACUAUUUAUUUAUUUAUUAUUGCUAACCAUAUAGUCAGUGGGCUGUGUUGAGGCCUCUUCUUGCUUAGGCUUUGCUUGUUUCUUUGUUUAAAAAUUACGAAUAGGUUUCAAAUCUUGGGAUGUGUGUCCCCCCCCCGGUUUUCUGAUACAUCCCUCGUGUUUGGGAAGGGUGUGUGUGCUGUUUUGGCAAUGGAUGCAAUAGUAUUACCUGGCUGAACUUUGGAAAUAAAGGGAAUAGCUAACUUCCAUCUUCCUCAGCUCUGUGGUUUGGCUGGAAGCAGUUUCCCAGAACUGAAAAGAGUGCUCAAGCUAUAGAGAAAGAUCAAGUCUUCAGGUGGCAUCAGGGUGCUGUCAGUGGCUCCCGGCUGGUUGCCCAGGAAGUUGUAAAGACAAGGAAAAGUUUCUUCCGGUCCUUUUUUAUUUCAAACUUUACAGAGAGAGGCUAUAGAACCCAACCUCUUGGAUAAUGGUGUUGUCCUGAGUGAAUCUCCACCCCCCCAUCUCUCCCAUUUCCUCAUUCUUCAUCCUCAUCACCUCCUCUAUGGGUGCUGCCUCCUCUGCCUCCAAGCUCUUUGCUCUCCUACUUUUAAGGCUUGUUGGGUUCUGGGAGAUGGUGGGUCUGGAGUGCUUUCUAAUGACAAUGUGUCAGUCAGCUGCUGCUCCAGAUUUGCCUGCUCCUAUCCCAUAAUUUCCCAUCUUUCCCCCUCAUCUGCCUCUGAGCUGUGAUCUCCCGCAAACCCCUGUUGUAAAUCUAUACUGUCUUCCUCUUUCUCCUCCCUGGAAGGGUCAGGAUUCUAUGAUUCUAUGAUUCUAUGAUUCUAGGAUGGGGAGGCGGUCUCCACCAUUCCUCCUCUGCCUGGUCCCUGACAGGUGGCCUCUUGCUCGGAAAUGGCUCACUAAGGCUUGAUUGAUGCAUUUGUGCAUAAUUCAUAACUUGACAGUUUCAGCACUCAACGACUCCUUUAACCAAUGCAGUGACUAUUUGCACUGAAAAGUGUUGUCUUUACAAAGUGAAUAUGGGAACAUAAGUGAGUUCUGGUAGAUCAGACUCUGGCAUCUUGCUUCCUACAGUGGCGACUCUGGGAAAGCCAGAAAUAAGACAUGAAGAAGUUUCCCCCUCCCUAGCAAUUGAUACUCAGAGUUAUCUUGUCUUAAAACCUGCAGGUUUUAUAUAGCUAUUAGGACUAAUAGCCAUGACCUGAGUAAUGAAAGAAGUGAUCAACACGCAUGUGUAAAAUGGCCCUUUGUAGUGUUUUUAAUGUGAUUUUAAUUGCACCUUGCAUUGUAUUAGCAGUAAACAUUAUGGCGUGGUUGUUAGAAUGGUGCCUUCUGGAGAUAAAUAGAGGAAUUCUGACUCAAAUCAUCAUGUUCACCGGUUGAUGGUUACUGCAGAGCUGAAGCCAUUGCAGCUCAUGCACCAUAGACAGAGUUUUCUUAUUAUUGGAAGUUGCUUCAAACACAUUCAACUAAAUUGUUGUGCUAACACAAUAUUGACUCCAAGAGAAGAGGGGAAAUGGUUCCACCUGACAAGCAGAAAUCCUUGAGCUCAUAAUAAUAAUAAUAAUUUAUUAUUUAUACCCUGCCCAUCUGGAUGGGUCUCCCUAGCCACCCUGGGCGGCUUCCAACAAAGUAUUAAAAUACAGUGGUCUGUUAAACAUUAAAAGCUUCCCUAAACAGGGCUGCCUUCAGGUGCCAUCUGGUGGGAGGGCAUUCCACAGGGCGGGUGCCACUACCGUGAAGGCCCUCUGCCUGGUGGAAGUGUUCUACCCAGAGGUUUCCAAAUGCCUCACUUCACAUAGUGACAUAUGAGUCACCAAGUUUAAAGUCAUCAGUAGAGCUGGAAUCAAGUGAGGUGGAUCUGUGGUACCCAACCUUUUGUGCUGUGGUCAUCAUCCUGGAAGUUCUGUUGAUCCUGAACAACACACGACAAGGUGAAAAGACUGGUUCUCUGCUGAACGCAGAGUCAUGAUGCAGUAUGUGUGAUGUGUCUUCCUUUUGUGAUGCCUUGUGCUACUGCUUUGUGCUAUGGUGCUGCAGGAGAACAGCAGCUAAAGGAAUUUCUUAACAUAAAUGAGGGUUUUUAAGAACCCAUUUGGUACACACGUAGGAGGCUGUCAGGAAAUUUGAAACAGAAAAGUUUUAUAAACCCCUUACAAACUCCACAAAGGUUAUGUAGAUCCCUGACAAGUUUAUUCGGUAUCCUCUGAUUUUUGUAUCCUAUCAGUAUGUACAUCGGAACAAAUGUCACAAGAAAUAUGGGGAGGAAUCUAAAAGAGGAAUGUUGGCUUUCAGCAGCCCCAGGGCAUUUACUCAGGUGAUGUCUCAUGCCCUGAUGCUAAAAAAAGUCAAUAUGUUGAGGCAUUGGUAUAGUUGCACGUGGGUUGCUGUCAGGGAAAACAUGUCUACUCUGUAUUGGUGCUUAUAUAUCAAGAUUCAUGACGUUAGUUUGGCUGGGAAUGGCAUGCUGAAGUACUUGUUAUCAUCACUCAGAUCAAGUAACUGAACCACAACUAUUAAUGGGACUGACACAGAAGUGGGAUAUCUGAUCCUAAUAAAUCUCCAAGAGAUUUUUAUUUUAUUUUUUAUUUCCAGAAGCUCCUGAUAUAAACACUCAUGUACAGGCAAUGUAGUAUUUGCAGAUGCAAAUUUCUAUAUAUUAUGACCUGUUAAGUGCAAUUGAACUGAAGCCACAGAACAGUUCAGUUUUGGCACCCGAUUUAACCUGAUGGGAUGAUAAAGGCUGGGAGGUGGAGGCAACUUCAUGAAAUGUUCAUUAUAGUGCUUCUGGCAGUGGGAAGAAAAUCAAAGGGUUUUAUUAGGUGAAUAAAGAAAGAAAAAAGAAAGUUGAGUAUCAGAAACAUUGCCAGGUUCAUCCUGUUGGUGUAUAAAGAAGGAAUUCAGUGAAGUCAGGUGUUCAUAAAAACUCCAAGUUAAUUUUGGAACGAAUUUCAAAUUGCUACUAAAAGCACGAUAUUUAUGCCUAAUGACGCCUUCGUGUCUAAUUCCUGCCUUUUUCAGCACAUAUUUCUUUCAAACAAUCUCAUCCAAGUACCAGGUCAGACUAAGGCAUUCUGGAUAGGAAACGGUGUCAACAGAGUUAACUUGGCUGCUCAGAGAACACAUUGCCCCAGCAAGAAUUUUAGGCAAAUAUUAUGUUCUAGAAGGAGCAGCCAGAGACCUUAUAGAAAGGAGAUACUGUUGAGCAUGGUACAACACCCGUUCGCCUUGAAAGCAACCUGUUCCAUGGCGCUGCCAAAUAAAGUGCGACCUGGCUGAUUGAGGGAAAGUGGUAGUUGAAAGCAAAUAUUUUGCAGGGUUAGAGCAAGGAGCCAAACGGCAGCUGAGUUGGGGAACCUGUGUCUUUGGACUGAAACACUUCAGACCAUGGAAGUGAAUGUACCAGUGUAAAAAUAAUCCUUGCACACGGUAAACAAAAUGUCAGGAAAUAGAUUUCAAGCCUACUCUUUUCCCUGAUAUGCUAUUUUUCUAUGUAAAAUGUUCAUCAGUGUAAAAAUAAUCCCUUGCACAUAGAAAACAAACCGUCAGGAAGUAGGUUUCUAGUCCAUUCUUUCCCCUGACAUUCUAUUUUUCUAUGCAUAAGGAUGUUUUUGUUUCGUUGGGGGUUGAUUCCGCCAUGAGAGCCCCCACCUGAAGUCUGAAGUGGUAUUCUAAGACAUAGAUUUGCCACCUCAACUGCAGUUGGGAAGAGAUAGGCCUAAAUUUCAUGCUCAAACACAAAGGGAAAAAAGGAAAACUCCUCAAACCCUUUGAAUCAAAGUGUGAUUGCAGAUUAUCUUUCAUAACCCUGUUGUAAUAUUAUCUUAUUUGAAACACCUCCAUGCCUAUGAGCCGUAAACCAUGCUACCUCAAGGGGCUUCAGGGAAACCAAAGGGAAGUUUUUUGGUUGAUUGAUAAAGGGUUGUUGUUGUUGUUUAGUCGUUUAGUCGUGUCUGACUCUUCGUAACCCCAUGGACCAGAGCACGCCAGGCACUCCUGUCUUCCACUGCCUCCCCCAGUUUGGUCAAACUCAUGUUUGUAGCUUCCAGAACACGGUCCAACCAUCUCGUCCUCUGUCGUCCCCUUCUCCUUGUGCCCUCCAUCUUUCCCAACAUCAGGGUCUUUUCCAGGGAGUCUACUCUUCUCAUGAGGUGACCAAAGUAUUGGAGCCUCAGCUUCACGAUCUGCCCUUCCAGUGAGCACCCAGGGCUGGUUUCCUUAAGAAUGGAGAGGUUUGAUCUUCUUGCAGUCCAUGGGACUCUCAAGAGGUGGCAAUAAUGUCUUGAGCAGGGGAAAAGGUGCGCAGAAAGAGCAGUUGUGGAUGGAUCUCAUUUUCCCCAGUGGCACAGGGCCCAGGGUGGCUGAGAGGUGGCUGUCACAGAUACAACCCAUAAUCAUUUAAUAUUUUGCAGCCAUAACAGUUGGUAGUGUAUCUUGGGUAAUCAGAUGCUGGGGGCCGGGUGGGUGGAAAGGCAGCAGGGGCUAUUUUACUCAGCAACAUUCGGUUAACAUUUCUGAAAACUGAAUGCAGAUCACAGUGGACUUGGGACUGAUCCUGAGAGGCAGUUCUUACUUUCUGUGAGAAGUAUAUUCGUAAAAGCUUCCUCUAGAUGUCACUGUAGCAUUGUAGACUAUGGAGAAGUUGUACCAGGCAGGGUGUAUCACAUACUGAGAACUCCUGUGAAUGUGCUAACAUAAUUUGGUGGUAGCAAAUCAUACUGGUUUGUUUCAGCACCGUUGUUUUCUAAUGCGUCUCAGUGAUCAUCACAUAACAGAUUAAAAUCAGAUAGCAAGACUAUGCUUGGCAAACUGAAGAAAGCUAAUGAUAAUCUCUGAACUUCUUUCCCGAUGGCUAUUUAUUUCAGUGAUAUAUUUCUCACUUGUAAAAUAAACCCUCAGAGUGGCUUAGCUAAGUGGUUGUAAUAUGCAGAAUGUUCAUGGUAGGGAUGGAGGAGAAAUUUAGUUAAGUUCACACUGAAAGGCGAAUUAUCAAAUUCACACUUUCCCAAGAAAUAUGAGAAUGGAAACACAUUCAUCCUUCAAAAUUCGCAUUUAGCUGAAUUUUUCGGUGCAGUUCUCCAUCCAGGUAAAGUUUACAACAAUGCAUAUAUUAGGUUAAAGUGUGAAUAAAUAUGACUACAUUAAUGAAAGUAACACAAGAUGCAUUACAUUAGGACAAAUUGUUUGCAAAAAUGUGUGUAUUAAUUAAUCAUAGCAGCAUACAAAAUGCUGAAGAAUUUCAAAGAGGAUUUUUUAAAAUCACAAAUUGCUGCGGAAAUUUGGAGAAAUUAAUAUUAGGAAAUGAGAAGCAGAGAACCAAAAUUGACAUAUCCUUCCUUCCCUAGUUCAUGAAUAUUCUAACUGUUGAGGACCAAGGGGCAGUUAUAGAUUUUUAAGUCAAUGCUCCUGUUGUAAAGUAUGAGGAAAUUGUUAGUGGAAAUGGGGAAGAGAAGCAAGGGGACUGUGAAGACAUGGAGCAGGAGAGGCAGAGAAUCAAAACUACAAGAAAGAUGAAUAAGGGUGGAAUAACAACAACAACAACAAUUUAUUAUUUCUACCCUGCCCAUCUGAUUGGGUUUCCCCAGCCACUCUGGGCGACUUUCAACAGAACAUUAAAAACAGAAUAAAACUUCAAACAUUAUAAACUUCCCUAAAGAGGGCUGCCUUCAGAUGUCUUCUAAAAGUCAGGUAGUUGUUUAUUUCUUUGACAUCUGAUGGAAGCCCUUCCACAGGGUGGGUGCCACUACCGAGAAGGCCCUCUGCCUGGUUCCCUGAAACUUCACUUCUCGCAGUGAAGGAACCACCAUACAUUGUUUUGAAACGAUAAGCUAUCUAGUAUUGACUCUCUGAGCAGUGAAGACCGUUAAUAACGGUGUUUUAUGCAAAUAGCCUACUUCAAAGUUUGCACAGAAUUCAGUUCAACUCCAUUUAUAACGGUUGGUCAUCACUGAAUACUAAAAAGUAUGAGUUUAAAAUGUACAGCUAGCAAUUGGGAGGGGAGAAUCAUUGUCCAGUCUGAUAAUAAAAACAUAAGCAGAUAACUGGCCCCAAAACAGCUUCUUCUUAUUCUUCCUAUUAUUAUUAUUAUUAUUAUUAUUAUUAUUAUUAUUUAUUUCUGAUUUAUGUCUAUGUGUGUGUAGUGUUGGAGCAAAAAUGGCAACAUUACAUAUCGCAUAAUUGCCCAAUUUGGAAAGAAGGCACCAAAUUCCAGAGGCUUUCCCAUAGCAGACAUUCCUUUGAGAAUUUCAGACAAAAAUCUUUGUCUGGGCAAAAUCUAUGGUAAGAACCUUGACCACACUUAAACCACAAAUACAAAGAUGACAGCUCAUGGGAACUUUUGCAUACCUUCCCAUAAAAUAAGCCAAUGUCAUUGUUUGGAAGUGCAGGACCACGACUGCCUGUCUGUUCAAAUAGGCAUGUUCCAGUUGCAGGUAGUGGCCAUGGGAAGUAAUUACAGGGGUUGCCAGAGUUGGAUUUGAUUAGAAGUUGUGGGGAAAUAUGUGGCUUACAGAAGAGAAGGUGCAGUUUUGCAAAGGAAGUGUAUUACGAAUUAAAGGUCUAAUGUGUUUGCUUGCUCCUUCCCCCCUAGGAAAGAUCAUAUCUAGCCGGAAAGGGAACAAAAUUGAUAAAGAAGAAGAAACCACCAGAUUCCUCAGGUUAGUUUUUGUCUUCUAGACAUAAUGACAAUACCUUUCUAUGCCUAGCCUUGUGACCUAGAGAAGAGGGACUAGACUUGUCAAAGGGGGAAAGGGCUUUAGCAUCGCAGGGCAUUCUGAGGUGAAAUUUCUCAACCUUGGCCUCUUGCCCAUGGGACCUGUGCCAAGUCUACACCUCUAGACUAGCUCGUUUUAUUCUUAUAAGCCUAAACUUAUUCCUGUAAAUACAGUGGUACCCUGGGUUACAAACGCUUCGGGUUACAAACUCCGCUAACCCGGAAGUAGUACCUCAGGUUGCAAAAUUUGCCCCAGGAGGAGAAUGGAAAUCGCACGCUGGUGCGCGGCAGCAGCGGGGGGCCCCAUUAGCAAAAGCGUGCCUCAGGUUAAGAACAGUUUCGGGUUAAGAACGGACCUCUGGAAUGAAUUAAGUUCAUAACCCGAGGUACCACUGUAUGUCAGCCAUGUUACUUACCAAUUAGAACAUGGGUAGGCAAACUAAGGCCCCGGGCCUGGAUCUGGCCCAAUUGCCUUCUAAAUCUGGCCUGCGUACGGCCUGGGAAUCAGCAUGUUUUUACAUGAGUAGAAUGUGUACUUUUAUUUAAAAUGCAUCUCUGGGUUAUUUGUGGGGCAUAGGAAUUCGUUCAUUAUUAUUUUUCAAAAUAUAAUCCGUCCGCCCCAAGGUCUGAGGCAAAGUGGACCGGCCCCCUGCUGAAAAAGUUUGCUGGCCCCUGAAUUAGAAGAUUUCUCAAACAGAAUUUUAAUAUUUCAGACCGAACUAUACAUACUGCAAACUAUACUUGCAGAAUUUUUUGAGAUGUUGUUUUGUUCUUUUGUUCCAGUACAUGGGAAAUCUUGGGUUACCUUUUGUAUCAGUGUAGAAUAAAUGGAGGAAAGAGGGAGAAACAAAUGACUUCCCCUCCCCCCAAAAAAACCAACAACUGAAAUGCUGCGGGCCAUACAUGUUCUUCUUUCAUUGAAAUGGCUGCUGUUUUCUGUUUGGUUCCAGAGGAAUCUGAUGGGAGCCCAGAAUCGUAUUCCCACACAGAAAAGGUCCAUAAACUCAACAAGGAGAAUACGGAGAAGGCAAGUGCUCUUUUCGUUCAGAGAAGUUCCCUUAAACCUCUUACUCAUGAGUCAAAGGAGAAGGCAGAGGACAGCCAUAGCAAAAAUUGGAAAAGCUCGCUCCCAAAGACAACAGGGAAAAAACUGGCAGAAGCAAAGGCCGUUUGUAAAAAACCGAGUAGCGACGAUACAAAGAGUGAUGCUUUGGGAGUUGUAAAAAAGCAUCAGAGGUCUGAAGAAAGCCCAGAGAAAGCAGAAAAAGAUGUUGAAGGAACAGAUACUAGCAGAGAUGAAGAAACAGAAGUACCAGAAACUACAUCCCCAGGUGAAGAUACAGCAGAAGAUCUCAGCAGUCCAUCAAAAAGCCAGAAUCAAGAUGUCAGGUAGGUUUUAUAUGAUAAUUCCUCAAAUAUCAUGCAGCUACCUAUUAAAGAUUAUUGCAUGCAUGAAGAAUGGGGCUUGUUGUGAUUUAUGCAAAGGUCACAUACAACACUGAAUUUGCAUUUUAGAAAUCUGUCAUACUUGACAAAACAGACGAACAUAUUGGUUUGGAGAUGGCAAAAUGACAAAGCUCCACUAGCAACCAAUAACGAUUGAAGUGUUGGUUUAGUUUAUUUUAUUUAUUGUUAGUAUAACAUACAAACAUAGUACUAUUACAAAUAAAAGCAUAGGAAAAUACCAUUUUAAAAUGUUGACAAUGUGAGUUUUUACAAAUGGUAAUGAUAGUUACUGAUUGUUCCAAUACUCAAUCUCCCCGUUGAAAAUUAAUAUUUGAAUAUUCUUCCCUUGCCUAUCUAGUGAUGUUUAGUAUCUCUGUAUCCAAAAUAUAUAGAACUUAGUAUGUGCGUUCUUUGUGAUCUGCUCUGGUCUGGUCUGAAGUUUGCAGAGAUCAAUAAAGUAUAAAAUGGUGAAGACACCGGCUGCUUUUUGUGCAGUUAUUUUAUCGUAUGCAUUUUGUUUACCAUAUGCAUUUUGUUUAGGCAUGAAACGCAAACACUAAAAAAAGUAACGAGCUCCUUACAUUGUUUUGUUUUAACCUAUAUUUUUGCUUCAUUCCAACUCCACUCUCAUGAUGCCAUUAGAAUAAUCUCUAUCCCUCAUCCUGUAGGCAUAAGGACAGUGAAAAGGCCUCAUUCCCUCCAAAAGAUGAGCAGAAUGGCAGCAGUAAGCGUCGUGUGAAUGACUUUGGUCUUACCAAAGAGGAGAGCAAAAAGAGCAGGGUAGAUGCAGCGAAUGCUAAGGAUGGACAGAAACCCAAAGGAGCGACGAAGCCAAAAGAGACACAGCCUGCCUUGCCUGGGAAAACAAUUGGAUCUGAUUCCACACCCAAGAAGACUGAAAAUAAGCAAGAAGCUUCAAUAGGAGACAGUAUUACAAUUGGUACAACCUGGCUUAAAAAAACAACAUAGAUAUGCAUGGUGAUAACGCCAAGCAAAAUGAAGUGUACCUUGCAUCUUUAAUUAACUUCCCAGGAGUUAAUAGAGCUUGCAUGAAACUUCAGGGGUGUUAUUUUGUUAAUUCACACCAGCUGACAAUCCGUUUUGAGAAUGAGGAAAUUCAAAAGCUUUCUGUGGAGUCCAUUCUGAAGCCCCAUGGCGACUUGUUCAUUGGGGGUUGUUGUUGUUUUGUACCAACUAACAGGGCUUGAGGCUUUUGCAAAAUGUGAGUCUUCUUUGUUUUGUUUUGUUUUGUUAAGUUAAGGCACAGUCCUCAAGAAGUUCACAAGAUUCUUUUUUUACAGGAAAAUUUUUCCAUGGCGUGAGAAACCGUUGCAAUACUACCCUUUAGUUAAUUCUUUUUAAAAGUGGUGAUAUAAGAAUCCAUGGAAAGCCACUGGAGAACUUGAUAGCUGCCCAGCUUGCUCCAAGAUGGUCCCAUGACUUGGAUUCCGGAUUCCUGAUAAAUCCAGUUCUUAGGAGCCUCUUAAAGCAAACUUUCUGGGGCAAAUGGAAAUGCUUUCAUGUGUUGUUAUUCACACAAAUGGCUUUUAGUAAGUACCGUAUUUCUCACUCUAUAGGACGCACUGGACCAUAGGACGCACCUUGUUUUAGAGGGGGAGAACAAGAAAAAAAAAAUCUCCCCCUCUCUGCUCAGCGCCCCUUCAGCGAAGCGGCAGGAGAAACGAAGCCCCUUCCAUUUCUCCUCCCGCUUGGCUGAAGGGGCGCUGCACAGCUCUCCCUCUCUGCUGAAGCCAGGAGAGUCUUGCUCUCCUGGCUUCAGCGAAAGGAACCUGAAGCCUCCGGAGCGCAGCGGGAACUCGCGCUGAGCUCCGAAGGCUUCAGGCAGCUAUCUCUGAAGCCUGGAGAGUGAGACAGGUCGGUGCGCACUGACCCCUCUCGCUCUCCAGGCUUCAGUGAAAGCAACGCGAGGCCUCCAGAGCGCGGAGGGAGCGCUCCCUCUGCGCUUCGGAGGCUUCGCGUUGCUAUCGCUGAAGCCAAGGAGCCUGCAUUUGCUCCAUAGGACGCACACACAUUUCCCCUUAAUUUUUGGAAGAGGAAAAGUGCGUCCUAUAGAGCGAAAAAUACGGUACCUGACUUACACAAACAGGCCCAGGACUUACCUCCCUAAACUCACAAGGUGGGUUGAUGUGGUGGCUGUUUGUAGCUUUAACCAAAUUAAGAGGUAGCCUCCAAUUUCCACACCAUAAGCCCUGUGUUUAUAUACCACCACCCCCUCAUUCUUCCCUGGAAUUCGAGUACAGAGGUGAGAAUUUUGAAAUUCAAAAUAUACUCUGGUGCAUGUCCGGAGUGAAGUUCGGUGUUGAGUGUAGCCAACGAAACUCACCAUCAGGCCUUGCUGUAGAAGGGGGAAUUAAUAUUUUGUAAAACAAAGUGCAUGUGUACUGAACAUUGUAACACUGCUUGUUCCGUGGAAAUGGUAGAUAAUGAGCAUAAGUCCAUUUCUUUAUGUCAUGUGAGGAUUUCACAUGCAUUUCUUAUCAUUUGUAGAGUAUAUCUCACCACCGGCGGCUCCCUUUGAUCAUCGGAUCGUCUCAGCUAAAAGAGCAGGGAUCAAUAGCUAUUAUCAUGUUAACAAGGGCGAAGUUUUGGGAGGGUAAGUACAAUUGAAGGUAUUGUUAGCAGAAUGAGGAAUCUCUUCAAGUUCUUGAAUAUCACAUUGUUGUGGAUGGUUUUAUGGUAGAUUAGGCAAUAGGGGUAACUAAAGUAAAACAACACGGACAACCAUUUAAAGUGGUGUGGAAAAUCAGUAACAAAGGCAAUUGAUAGUUUUAAAUGUUAAGUUAUAUAACAUAUUAUUUUCCAUUUGGCAUAAUUAGCCAUGUUUUCAAGAUAUAGGUUAAAAAGCUGAGGUAAUAUCCAACUGAGUCAUAUUCAGAAUGGCCCCACUGAAAUGAAUGCACGUACGUCCAUUGAUUUUAGUGUAUCUACUCUGAGUAUAACUAACAUUGAAUAUCACUCUGUAUAUCAAUUAGUGGGGACAGUGUCCACUUUCAAGGUACACAACCAUUCUUACCUGAACUCCAAUUCUGUCCAUUAUUCCUUACAGGAAUCAUUCUCAGGGUAACUCCCACAUUAUUUUCCUCCUUCAGACUUACAUUGGCGUGCCUUUCUUAAGUAUAUUUCCUCUUAAUUUGAGGAGGUUUGACAGAAAUAGCCAGGAGUCCAGCAGGAUUGGUGGGGCAGGACCUCACAAUAAGGGACAAUUGCUAGACCAGGCUUCCUCAACCUCGGCCCUCCAGAUGUUUUGAGACUACAAUUCCCAUCAUCCCUGACCACUGGUCCUGUUAGCUAGGGAUCAUGGGAGUUGUAGGCCAAAAACAUCUGGAGGGCCAAGUUUGAGGGAGCCUGUGCUAGACACUGUUCUGCCUCAAAUAAUGAGAUUCUAGUGAGGAUAGCAAACUUGAAUGCUCAUAUCUCAAAGGAAUGGCGAUGGGUCUUGGAUUCAGCAACGUUUCCCUCUUUUCCUUUCUUUAGUGGACGAUUUGGCCAGGUGCAUAGAUGUGAAGAAAAAUCAACGGGUCUCAAAUUAGCCGCCAAAAUUAUAAAAGCAAGAGCUGCCAAGGAAAAGGUAAGGGCAACUGGAGUGCAGGCCUACAGCAGACCCUUGCCCAAGGGGUUUUGUUAUGCAGAUUACUUUGCCACUUCCAAGUGGCAACUUCUGUUCUACUGAUUCUCAUAUACCUUGGUUUAUUACGCUCCUGUUUGUACAACUUGUGAACACAGCUGUGGAACAGUUAUUUCUUCUUCCACUUGAAUUGCCUUUUGAAUCCCAGCUCACUCGUGUCCACAGCCCAUAAUGAGAUCUCCCUGUAAAUCCAUGGUUAUAAAUAAGCCGUAUUAUUUAAUUUCUUUAAUUUCUUUUAUUGUAGUUAAUUUUUCUGCCACUGAGCCAUAGUCUUGGCCACUCUUUCCAUUACACCAAGUUCAGGAGGGAUUUAUCUGUCCUAUCACAGACACCAGGAUUUCCCCACCUCUCACACUAUUACAAUAUCCUUACCAUUUCUAGGCAUGAGCUACUUUCUCCUGUCCCCCCCCCCAUUAGCUUAAAGCUAUUGCCACUAGACAAUAUUUACAAUAUAUUUUUGCUAGUAAUAGGGAGAUACCCAGUCCGAUUGUCCUACAAACCUAGGAACAUUUUGAAUGAAAUGUCAACAGCAGGAAGGAGCGAUAGCCAGUGUGGUGUAGUGGUUAAGAGCGGUAGUCUUGCAAUCUGGGGAACCGGGCUCAUGUCUCCGCUCCUCCACAUGCAGCUGCUGGGUGACUUUGGGCUAAUCACACUUCUCUGAAGUCUCUCAGCCCCACUCACCUCACAGAGUGUUUGUUGUGGGGGAGGAAGGGAAAGGAGAAUAUUAGCCGCUGUGAGACUCCUUAGGGUAGUGAUAAAGCGGGAUAUCAAAUCCAAACUCUUCUUCUUCUUCUCUUCUAUAGCAGCGAGGUCAAGCAAUAAGUGUGCAUCCAAUUUCUGCCAUAUUUAUCAUCAUAUUUAGCACCGUUCUUGCAUUCUUCACAGGACGAAGUAAAGAAUGAGAUUAAUGUGAUGAACCAGUUGAACCACGUGAACCUCAUUCAGCUGUAUGAUGCUUUUGAAUCAAAAAAUGACAUUGUUCUCGUCAUGGAAUAGUAUGUUGAAUGUUUCUUCUGUUUCCUUUUCUCGGGCUUUUGGUUAUGUCCACACAUGUGCAUUUACACACACAGAGUAAAUGGGCCUUUUAUUUCUGAGCCUUAUUUUGACGUGGGUUGGUUGUUUUGUUUUAUUUUAUUUUUUUAUCUCAGAAUAAAACUUUAUUUAGAAUUCGACAAUAACAAAGACCCCCCCCCCCAGUUGGGUUGGUUGUUUUAACUGUAGUCGCUGUGAGAGAGAAGAGUUCAACCUCUCCCUAUUCACCACCAUGCAUACAGUGGUACCUUGGUUCUCAAACUUAAUCCGUUCCAGACUUUUAAAAACACCCCUAAAACAGCAAUGAACAGCAAGUAACAUGAAUUUUACUAACAAAACCAUUGAUCCAUAAAAUGAAAGCAAUAAUCAAUGUACUGUACUAUAAAAUAAAUAAGACAGUAUUGUAGAUGUUAAUUUAAAAAAAUAAAUAAUAAUUCUUACCUGCACUGAUGUUUGGAAGGGGGGCUUUUAUCCAUUUCCGCAGUCAUACUAUCAAUCAGUACCUGAACUGGGUUCCCACACAGUCAAAAAAACAAAUUAACCAAAAAAAGCCUCAAAAACAGAAACGCAAAAUAAAUAGCAAAAACAAAAGUGCCAAACUUAAUCCGUUUCAGAAGUCCGUUUGACUUCUGAAAUGUUUGAAAAGGCGCAGCUUCGGAUUGGUGCAGGUGCCCCGGAAACAAUAGUCGACAACCACAUUGGACGUUCGGCUUCCGAAAAACGUUCAAAAACUGGAACACUUCCGGGUUUUCAGCAUUUGAGGACCAAGGUACCAGUGUAUCUCUGCAUGUGUAGAUGUAUGUACAUAGAGCUUCUCCAUAGGAGGGGAAUUCGGACUGGCAUGGAGGAGCUCUUUGCAUGUAUAUCUGCAUGUACAAUGGGUACACAUAUCAGCACCAGGGGUAGCGUUACCCACCAUGACCCCUUCAUAUGUUGGGUGAAAUCUUCUACCAAUGGCAUUGUGUUCUCAUGUUUUUGUGGGGGAAGAGUGGGAUGCAAUCUAAGUCAUAGGAAAACCAAAUCCUGAAAUGCACAUUUUGUAAUUAUUUUUGAUUUUCUUCUUUUUUAAAAAAAGUGUUUUUAUUAAGGAUUUUCUAGGGUCACUUAUGGGAUGCGGGUGGAGCUGUGGUCUAAACUACUGAGCCUAGGGCUUGCCGAUCAGAAGGUCGGCAAUUCGAAUCCCUGCGACGGGGUGAGCUCCCGUUGCUCGGUCCCUGCUCCUGCCCACCUAGCAGUUCGAAAGCACGUCAAAGUGCAAGUAGAUAAAUAGGUACCACUCUGGCGGGAAGGUAAACUUCUGGUUCGCCAGAAGCAGCUUAGUCAUGCUGGCCACAUGACCCGGAAGCUAUACGCCGGCUCCCUUGGCCAAUAAAGCGAGAUGAGCGCUGCAACCCCAGAGUCGGCCACGACUGGACCUAAUGGUCAGGGGUCCCUUUACCUUUACCUUUAGGGUCUCCAAGCCACAUAAAGCAUCUCAGCUUUCCGUUCAUAGAAUCCUUUCUACAGAUCAGUCAUAUUUGAAGUGAGACACUAAUAUUAUAGACCAUAUAAAGUUGGGGGAGAAGAGAGGUGGAGAGAGGGGGAGAAAGAAGCUGUUGGUAGACAUUCAUUCUUUUACAUAGUGUAUGUGCAGGGUUUUUGUGUCAGCGCCACACGGGUAUGUUCUCUUUCUAUUCAUUUAUUAGUUUUCAUUGGUGGUGAGAGAGGUUUGGGGGGCACAGGGCAUGGUUGGUUGCCUUCAGUUGGCUGCUGUGAGUUUCUUUAAAUAAAAAGUGUGUGUGUGUGUGUGUGUGUGUGUGUGUGUGUGUGUGUGUGUAAUGCACACACCCUUGAUUAUGGGUCUGUCCAGUAAUGUGAAUCUUGAAUUCUCUCUUUUUCCCAGUGUGGAGGGAGGAGAACUGUUUGAUCGAAUUAUUGACGAGAACUGCAGCUUGUCAGAGAUAGAUACCAUCUUGUUCAUAAAGCAGAUCUGUGAAGGGGUUCAGUACAUGCACCAGAUGUACAUCCUCCAUUUAGACCUGAAGGUACAGUGCAUUGAUUACUCUACCCAUGAGAUUAAAGGCGGCAAUUUUCCUGCCUUGAGGCACACUCACUUGGCUAAAAACUGUUGGAUUUCAGUUUUAUACCUGCAGUUGAUUCUCUCAGACUUAUUUUUGUGGUCGCUUAACGAAUGACUGCACUAUAUUCUCAAACAUUUGCUUUUGUCCCUAAGAAGUCUGACCAACACCUCUGCUCUGCUGAAUUUGAUACCUGGGUUUAGGUUCUCACGUUUCAAUACCGAUAAGUAAAUUGAUAUCUGGUCAACGUCCAGGAACUUCGUGAGUUUAACUCAGCAACAAGGAUGAGAUGUGUUAUGUACUGUGUUGAAUAGGAUUCAGACUGCAGCAGUCUGAUUGGUCCUAGAACAAUAGGAUUCAGAAUGUAGCAGUCUGAUUGUACUGUGUUGAAUAGGAUUCAGACUGCAGCAGUCUGAUUGGUCCUAGAACAAUAGGAUUCAGAAUGUAGCAGUCUGAUUGGUCCACAGGAGCCACCCAAUCCAGCUCCAGGUGGAAGUGAAUCCGCAGCCAGAUUGGCCUACAGGUGAAUCCCGGAAUUAGCCAAUCACGUGGGGCCCAUUGUGUAAAUAAUGUAUAUAAAGCAGACAUUCUGGGGGAACUUCCAUUCCUCCUCACCACUAUGAGCUGAAUAAAGGGCAUGAAAUCCACUCUCGACUCCGAGUAUAUUUCAAGAUGUUACACAGAGAUUUGUGUAGCAAAACCCUGUGUCCACCUUUGAUAUGCAAAAGUAGAUUUGGAAGGAGGGUGAAUAAGUAGGAGUGCACCUUUGGAACCCUGAAAGGAAAAGGAUUUCUGGACAAUGUGGAUAGCCUGUCACCAGCUCUGACAGCAUAACAACAAGGCCAUAGCAACCAGAGUCUCAUGCCUGCUCUGCCCCAUACUCUCCUUCCCUGAUCCCAUCUCCACCAUAUGGAACGCCCUCCCAUCAGAUGUCAAGGAAAUAAACAACUAUCUGACUUUUAGGAGACAUCUAAAGGCAGCCCUGUUUAGGGAAGUUUGAUGUUUUAUUGUAUUUUUUAUAUUUUGUUGGAAGCCUCCCAGAGUGGCUGGGGAAACCCAGCCAGAUGGGUGGGGUAUAAAUAAUAAGUUGUUGUUGUUGUUGUUGUUGUUGUUGUUGUUGUUGUUACCGUAGUUUUCUGUGUAUAAGACGAGCUUUUUUUCUUUAAAAAAAAAAUGUUUAACAUUUGGGCUCGUCUUAUACAUGGGUAGUGCAGAGUUGGGACUGGUGAUUGGUUCCAGCCAUGAGCAGGAGUUUCUCUGCGGGGGGAGAUUGGUGACUGUGUCAAGGGGUAUAUGCGAUUGGGUGUUGCUGUAGCACUUGGGCGCUCGAUUGGCGGCUGCCAUUGGCAAUCAUGCACAUGAUUAGUUGCUUUGGCGAAUGUCAGCUCAAUAACUCUGGGCAACCCCACACCCCAAUUUUCUUAGUUUUGAGUUCCCCCAAAUAGGGGUGUCUUAUACAUGGGGGCAUGUUAUACAUGAAAAAACACGUUAGUUAGUUAGUUAGUUAGUUAGUUAGUUAGUUAGUUAAAAGCAGUACUGUACCACUUUAAACAGUCAUGGCUUCCCCCAAAGGAUCCUGGGAACUGUACAGUGGUACCUCGGGUUAAGUGCCGUAUUUUUCGCACUAUAAGACGCACCAGACCACAAGACGCACCUAGUUUUUGGAGGAGGAAAACAAGAAAAAAAAUAUUCUGAAUCUCAGAAGCCAGAACAGCAAGAGGGAUCACUGCGCAGUGAAAGCAGCAAUCCCUCUUGCUGUUCUGGCUUCUGUGAUAGCUGCGCAGCCUGCAUUCGCUCCAUAAGACACAAAACACAUUUCCCCUUACUUUUUAGGAGGGAAAAUAUGAGUCUUAUAGAGCAAAAAAACACGGUACUUAAUUCGUUCUGGAGGUCCAUUCUUAACCUGAAGCUGUUCUUAACCUGAAGCACCACUUUAGCUAAUGGGGCCUCCUGCUGCUGCCGCGCCGCUGGAGCAUGAUUUCUGUUCUCAUCCUGAAGCAAAGUUCUUAACCCAAGGUACUAUUUCUGGGUUAGCGGAGUCUGUAACCUGAAGCGUAUGUAACCUGAAGUGUAUGUAACCCGAGGUACCACUGUACUUUGUUAAGAGUGCUGAGAACUGUUAGGGGACCCCUAUUGCCCUCACAGAGCUACAGUCCCCAGAGUCCCCAGAGAAGAGGUGUCAAUGGUUAACCACUCUUGAGAUGGUAGAGCACUCUUGAGAUGAGCAAAGAUGGAAUCUCCUAGCGAUUCUCAGCACCCUCAAUAAACUACAGCGCCCUGGUUUCUUUGAGGGAAGCCACAACUGUUAAAGUGGUAAGAGUUAAAGUGCUUUAAAUGUAUAUUGUAGAUACGGCCUGCCAUAUUAUUAUAUUUGAAGCAGGACUUUUGUGUAAGAUGAGUCCUUGCUGAAGGGAUGCAGUUUUCCCCUGGGUUGAAGUUAGGCACAGUGGCCUGGCAUGAAUUUUGAGGCCUUCGCUUGGUAGUGGUCCCCAUGCUGGAGAAUGGGUCCAGCAAACGCUCAACAAAUGCUCUUGAACUUGUUUUUUCUCCAGGAAUAGCCGCACUGGUUUUGUUAUAUUCAUAUGUGUGAACUGUUCUGACUUAAGCCAAAGCAGUACUUUGAGGGGUCCGCUGAGUGAACCUGAAGAAUCUGAUCACUUUAGGUGGUAAUUAAUGUGUGUGAUAUUGCUGGGACAUUAUAUCUGUUUUUAGUGCUGAAACAUUAGAACUAGCAGGAACCACCUUGUUCACCUCUGGCCAAGAGGAGAAUUCGAUUAUUGGUCCUGCCAAGCUUUUGUCUGCAGAAACCAUCACAUCUGAACCAAAAUGGGCUAGGUCACCUUUUUGUGCUUUUAACCUUUAGUUUGCUUCAGUUCAGAACCUUGCAUAACUUCAACAUCUUCCUAUCCAUUGAUGUUCCUUUACAUGGAUUUAAGACUAUAUCCAUGCAUAAUUUUAUAAACUAGUGCCAUGUAUCUUUUAAAUGCCUUCUCUAAACGAAAAAGUCCCAAAUGCUGCAACCGUUCCUCAUAGGGCAGUCGCUCCAUCCCUUUGGUCAUUUCAGUUCCCCUUUUCCAACUCUGCAAUAUCCUUUUGGAAGUGAGGCAACCAGAACUGCACAGAGUAUUCCAAAUGCAGUUGCACCAUAGAUUUGUAUGAUGGUAUUAUGAUAGCAGAGGGACGCGGGUGGCGCUGUGGGUUAAAGUACAGAGCCUAGGACUUGCUGAUCAGAAAGUCAGCGGUUUGAAUCCCUUCAAUGGGGUGAGCUCCCGUUGUUUGGUCCCUUCUCCUGCCAACCUAGCAGUUCGAAAGCACGUCAAACUGCAAGUAGAUAAAUAGGUACCCCUCCAGCGGGAAGGUAAACGGCGUUUCCGUGCACUGCUCUGGUUCGCCAGAAGCGGCUUAGUCAUGCUGGCCACAUGACCUGGAAACUGUACGCCAGCUCCCUCAGCCAAUAAAGCGAGAUGAGCGCCGCAACCCCAGAGUCGGCCACGACUGGACCUAAUGGUCAGGGGUCCCUUUACCUUUUUAUUAUGAUAGCAGCAAUUUGCCUUUUUUCAGGGCUCCUGCACAUUGAGUCAACAUCUCUAUGAUUUAUCCUUCUUGAAUAACUGUAAAUUUGUGAGACAAGUAUGGAUUCAAAUAUAUAAUCAGCAAUGAUGGUGCUUGAGGUGGGUGCCUGAAGACUCAAAUCACACAUCUGACAUAGCGAUCCUUUGAGCAAAUUCAUUCCGAUUUCAGCUGAGGUUGUGACAUUUGAGAGCAUCACCAUAUAAAAAAAGGAUUAAAGCAAUUUGUCUCCUGACAGCCCAGAUGCAUUUAACCUUUAAGUCUUUCCUCUCAGUCAAUAUCUGUUGUUGUUAUUGUUGUUGUUGUUGUUGUUAUAUACAGCCCUUUAUCUAAAGAUCCCAGGGCGGUGAACAACAUUAACAACAUAAUUCACAUAGUAUAAUAAUCAAAUCACAGAAAAAAUCAUAAUAACAUUCCCCCCUCAACACACACACACAUUUAAAAGGCCCACAUUUAAUAUGUUAGAUACUGGUUAGGGAGGGGAAGAACAGUGAACUAAGAAGCUAAAGCUGAAAGAUAAAUGUUGAGUAAUGGUGAGUUUUAAAAUAAGAGUGGAGGAGGAGGGGAGCUUAAAAAAAAUUCCAUGUCUCAGCCUGGAUUCAUAAUGGGCUGCAAAAUCACAACACAGACUUCCUGAAGUCCAGUUUGAGUCCUUUCUGAAAGCUCACUAAUGAGUUUUUUAUCUUGACUGGCUACAUUAUGUCAAACAGAAAAGUCACAGCAAGCGAAAACCUACACUGGCAGAGCAUUCCCAGCCUCAAAUACCACAUGAUUACAGUCUGAGAUGUCCACAGAGUCUAACCUGCUUCGUGAUGCAGGCACUGCAAAGCAUAUUUUUGUGCUGUGUUGUAUUUUAAAUGUGCUGAUUCCACUUCAUGUAGCAUUUCUCAUAAAUGUGUGCUCUCUUUUUUUUCCUCCUGGCAGCCUGAGAAUAUCCUGUGUGUGAAUAGAGAGACAAAUCAAAUCAAGAUUAUUGACUUUGGGCUGGCAAGGAGGUACGUUGCUUUCAGUCAAGCUCCAGCAUCUUUUAGUUCCUAAAUCCAAAGUCCAUUUUCAAGUGAUCCAAUACUGGGAGAAAUGGCGCAAUAAUAAAGAAAAGACUCUCUAGGCUACCAAAAGAUGGCCGGUCUUGAACACAUUUCCUGAUGAACCUGAUAGUACACAUGUUGGUCGAAGUUUUUGAACAGGCAAUCUUCACAGAAGGGUGAAAAGGCUGCUUUUGUUGCCGAAAAUGCUGUCAUAGACUGGAAGAGGGAUCAAAUUUUGCUUCUUUCCAAAUAAUUCAGAGCAAGAUGCUAUCGUGAUACAAGAUUCUCUGCAACAGGCAGCAUGCGGUCAUCAAAAUAAACACAGUCCUCUCAAAUUCACAUUCUGAUCCUCAACAUGUUCAGUGGGUUGACUUUAGUAGGGCUUAUUUCAUGCCAUAUGUUAAGGAUGGAGGUACUAAACCAAAUGGCAACAUUACAAAACAAUGGCCGUACAAGAAAAGGAAGUUUGGGGCAAGACAACAAGAGAUGCUUUCUAGUCACCAGCAUGUUUUAUCUCAGGCAUAGGCAAACUCGGCCCUCCAGAUCUUUUGUGACUACAACUCCCAUCAUCCCUGACCACUGGUCCUGUUAGCUAGGGAUAAUGGGAGUUGUAGUCCCAAAACAUCUGGAGGGCUGAGUUUGCCUUUGCCUGUUUUAUAUUCUCUGACAUCAUCCUGACAGCUAUCGGUUUGCCUGCCCCCACUAAGCACCUAUUUAAAGCAUCUUUGGGUGGAAUUCAAUGUCGUGUUCAGUGGGAUAUGUGUGAGUUCAAUGUGGUCUGCCCACACAGUGGGACUCCGCCCCCCCACUUCCUUCACUGUUGUCACACGUCCCCUAAACCUAGUCUGGGUUUUUCCCCAAUCCUCCAGAGCACAUUUAGGGAGCGUGGGGGAAGGAAAAGAAGAAAGUCCUGUGGACAAGUGGACCUUGUUCUGCUUGCUCAUCAACUUAGUUGAUUCCCAACCUUUGUGUUGAACUCUUAAGUAUCUGGACAUACUGUAGACGUCAUCUUUGCUGUCAUUGUUUCUCAUGUAUUUCGUUGUCGUUCAUUAGAUAUAAACCAAGGGAGAAGCUGAAGGUCAACUUUGGCACUCCAGAAUUCCUCGCUCCCGAAGUUGUAAACUACGACUUUGUAUCAUUUCCUACCGACAUGUGGAGUAUAGGUGUCAUUGCCUAUAUGUUGUAAGUAUGCUGCAGCCUACAUUGUUAAGACUGUGUUUUUCUUCUACAGGUGAUGGCAAGUUGAUGAAAGCUACUCCUGGACUCUGACUGUUGCUCAAAGUCCAGAAGGUUUACAUUGCUCCUACGUAAUGCACAAAACGUUUUGCCUCUUUCCCUGUUUCCCGCAGGCUUAGCGGAUUGUCUCCUUUCCUGGGUGAUGAUGAUAAUGAGACUCUGAACAACAUCCUGGCUUGUCGGUGGAACUUUGAUGAUCAAGAAUUUGAAAAAGUGUCGGAGGAAGCUAAAGACUUCAUCACUAAGCUUCUCAUUAAGGAAAAGGGGUAACCAGAUACCAGUAGCUUCAAUGUACUGUCCAACCAGAAAUUGUUUCCAAAAAUGAAAAGUUCUUUUCAUAUGUAUCUCUCAAGUGGCAGAGUGUUUCAAUGAUAAAAUCCAUUAUAAACAAGGAGAGUUUUGACGUGUGCAUCUGGUAAAAGGAACAGGGAUAUAGUGGUACCUUGGGUUACAUAUGCUUCAGGUUACAUACGCUUCAGGUUACAGUGCUUCAGGUUAAGAACUUUGCUUCAGGAUGAGAACAGAAAUCGGGCUCCGGCGGCGCAGCAGCAGCAGGAGGCCCCAUUAGCUAAAAUGGUGCUUCAGGUUAAGGACAGUUUCAGGAUAAGAACGGACCUCCGGAACGAAUUAAGUACUUAACCCGAGGUACCACUGUAGUUCAGUCAGUAGAACAUGAGGUUCUUAAUCUCAGGGUUGUGAGUUGGAGUCCCAUAUUGGGCAGAAAAAUUGGAUUAGAUGACCCUCACGGUCCCUUCCAACUACAGUGGUACCUCUGUAUGCAAACUGGAUCCGUUCUGGAGCCCCGUUUGCACCCUGAAGCGAAUGUAAGACGCGUCAGCACGUGUGUGGGUCACGUUUUGCCGCUUCCGCGCAUGCAAGUGGCAUCAUUUUGCGUGUCUGCGCAUGCGCGAGCGGCGAAACCUCUAAGUAACGCAUUCCGUUACUUCCGGGUCGCUGUGUAGCGCAACCCGAAAAUGCUUAACCUGAAGUGUAUUCAUCCCGAGGUAUGACUGUAUACAACUCUAUGAUGUGACUAGAUUUUAAGAACUUUCCUGUUUAAUUCAACAGGAGUGAACUGAGCGUAGGUUAAUAGUUAAAUAUCAUUGUUCGUUUAUCUGUUUGACUUAUAAUUCAUCCACCCACAAUCCUAAGAGGCUUUGGGUAGAUAACAGUACGCUAAACCUCAGUUUCACUGAGCAAACUCUCACAUCAUCUCUGUCUCCUGGUGACCAGAAGCCAACAACAUUAUACUGCAUUUCCAGGAGAUGUUUUCCAGGCCCACAGUGGCUAAUCCAAUGUCUAUAGGAAGCCUACAAGCAGGAUCUGAGUGCAGUGGCGUAGCGUGGGUUGUCAGCACCCGGGGCAAGGCAAGUAAUUUGUGCCCCCUAACCCGGGGCAAGGCAAGUAAUUUGCGCCCCCUACCCGCUAACCUGCCGCCGCUGCCAGCUUCUUCUUGCUGCUGCCUGGUCUGGUCUGGUGUGGUUCUCUCCCGCGCUCAGCGCUGCACUGGGCGGCCGCUGCACUGUCCCUCCCCCAGAUAGUCCCUCGCUCUCUCUCCGCACCGCACGCCUGGCACCCACCCCCUCCACAGUGGGCAGCGACCCAGCGGCUCGGAUCAGAUUCGCACAGCCAGCACUGCAGUGAGAGAGAGUGAGUGAGCCACGUAGGGGCAGAGAGCUGCGAGUGUGAGCGCGCCCCCCCCAGAUGUUGCGCCCGGUGCGGCCGGCCCCCCUGCACCCCCCACGCUACGCCACUGUCUGAGUGCACCCACUAGUAUAAAGGCCCAGUCGAGAUCAGGAUUGUAUUCUGAAUUGGGAUCCUAUGUGACUGCUUUUAAGUGGCCAGCUUAAGCAUGAUUUUAAAAAAGGUUAAUAAUGUAAAGUGUAGUUUGUUUCUCAGCUGUAAAUUUAAAAUUGGCUUUCAGUCAAUCCUGUUUUGUUUUCUUGGGGGGUCACAUUUUAAACAUGAAUGCUACAAUCGUUGUAUAGCUAUUAAAUACUGACACUCAUUUUUACCCCCCUUUAAGCUGGAGGAUAAGUGCAACUGCAGCCUUAAAGCAUCCUUGGCUAUUUGACCAAACACUCCAUUGCAAAUUGCAGUCUAAGGUUUGUAUAUCAGAAUAGAAUUGUUUUCUUGUUCCUAAGCAGGGGCGCAGAGGAGAGAUUGGUUUAGCUCAUUGUGCUAAAUGUGAUCUUCCAAAAUCCACAAACUGAAAGGUGAACCAAAGCAAAGCUUCUUCGAAAUUUGCACGGCUCUGAAUUUUGUGGUGCCGUCCUCCCGGCCAAACGAUGCAUACAAAAAUGUGUGUUUUUGUGAAAGUAGCACUCACAAAAAUGCAUUCUGCUAUGUGGAGAUUGCUUCCACAUAAUGCUUAUACUGGGCAAAAUUACGUGCAAAAAGUAUUAGGAGAACUGUGCACAAAUUUGCAUACAGAUAUGCAUGUGGGCUGCAUCUGCAGUGGGGCAAACUGAAGACUGGGGGGGGGGGGGAAUGAGAAACUGAGAGUAACUGAAGUUGACAAAUUCACCCAUCUCUAUUCCUAAGUCAGUUCUGCUAUUGAACCUAUCUGGCUAGACUCUUAUGCCUGUGCUGAUGUUGGUAUUGUUGGUGUUUUAAAACUACCAACUACUAAAGAUGAAUGGGUAGUCAAAUUGUGCGAGUACUUGGAGCUCGCGAAGCUGACAGCUGCAAUAAGAGAUAAACCUAAAAAGAUGGUGAAAGAAGAAUGGGAAUGUUUAAAUAAUUAUCUCGGGGAUAAGGGUUCAUCAAUAAAGACCUGGUUAUGUUUAGAAUGAUACCGCAUAGGGAAAUGUUCCCUGAUACCAAGAUAAGGGAUUCUAUGGAAUGCAGAUAGAGAGAAUUGAUAAGAAUAAUGAUCUGUUGUGACCUUGACGGAAGCGUACAAUAGACGAGCCUUCUUGUGUUUUGGCUCAUUUCACACACACACCCUUCCUUCUCCUUCUUCUUUUCUCUUUCUUUUUUCUUUCCCAUAAUGCCUUAUGUUCUAUGCCAUGUACUUUGAUAUUUUUUGUAGUUUUUUAGCCUUUUCCAUUAUUAUUAUCAUCAAGGAUUUUUCUUUUGUAAUUUUGGUUGUUUAUAUUUAUCUGUAUUUGUUUAAAGCAAAACAAAAACAAAAACAAAAAACAAACAAACAAAAACUACCAAUGUACAUGUGGUGCCUAUUUGUGUGAAGAAAUUAUGCUGGUUAUUGUAGAUGUGGAUUAAAGAAUCUGAGGUGCCCCACCCCAGCAUAUGUACUCUGUUUUGUGCCAAAAGAGCUUAGCCCACACCAUUAUAGAUGCUCCCCACAUGAAUGCCUGAUCAUUCAAAUACCCAAUUUGUACAAUCUCUCCCCUUUUGGAAGGGGAAAAAAAUUAGGAAGCACACCUAUUUCUCUGCCACCAUAAAGGCAGUCUGUGUCUUGAUAAGAGUCUGAACUAAGUCUUGGAAUCCAUUGCAUGAUUUGAGCCUUUUAGAUGUGCUUCUGAGCCACCUAACUAGAAAUAGCACAUACAGGGGAACCUCUACUUACCACCAUAAUCCGUUCCGGUGGCCCGUCCUUUGGGCAAAACGGGUUACUGGUAGAAGCGCCGUUGCGCGCAUGUGCAGAUGGUGGCUUCUGCGCAUGUGCAGACAGCGGCAGCCGCUUCUGUGCAUGUGUAAACGGCAGAAGCCGCUUCUGCGCAUGCAUGAAUCAUGGCAAACCCAGUAUUUACUUACGGGUUUUCCGCAGUCACGACUUGGAUCGGGCCCAAAUAGAGGCGGUCGUAAGUAGAGGUUCUACUAUAGUUGCUCGCUGUUUUAAAUGUAUCACAAGGCUGGGACUCUUGUUGAGCCAGUAUUGACAUUCUCUUUUAUCUCCCUGUAGAGAAAGGCUAAGGCUUCCACUGGAUCUCAGGCACCUGUGACUCCAUAAGCUCUAUGAGAAAUGGAAGGUUGGUAACAUUUUGGGUAUCAGUGGAAAAUAUUGACUACUGGGCCACUCUGUGAAGGCCACUGCUUUGCUGUGAAGCGUCCUCACUACAUGGAUUAAAGGGGUUUCUUCCUACCACCAUGUGGCUAAAAGAAAUCUCCAGAUCUGUAUAACGAUAGAUUAUGAAUGCAUGCAACCAUGUGCAAUUGUUUAGGGCAGUUUCCAUAACAAGUGCACAGCUUCAAGUUAGUGCCGGUGGGUUGACUUAACAUUGACACCUGAAAUAGUCUUUGAUUAGUAGCACAAAGAAGAAGCGGCUCAGCCUCUGGGGUGGAACUGCUCUGCUCGCUUUCUGGCAAGGGAGUCACUGUUGCUUACUGAGAGGCAGAGCGGCAAGGCAGUGAAUUAGUUUAUUUGUUCUUGCAACCACUGUGGUCAUUUCAACCAUCAUUACAAAGAAAUAUACAUCCUAUCCUUGCUAUACAGAAUGCACAUAGAUACACCAUUAAAAAGACAAUGUUAGCCAAUUUAUACAUACAUACAUACAUACAUGGGGGGCCCGGGUGGCGCUGUGGGUUAAACCACAGAGCCUAGGACUUGCCGAUCAGAAGGUCGGUGGUUUGAAUCCCCACAACAAGUGAGCUCCCGUUGCUCGGUCCCUGCUCUUGCCCACCUAGCAGUUCAAAAGCACGUCAAAGUGCAAGUAGAUAAAUAGGUACUGCUCAGGCGGGAAGGUAAACAGCAUUUCCGUGCGCUGCUCUGGUUCGCCAGAAGCGGCUUAGUCAUGCUGGCCACAUGACCCGGAAGCUGUACACCAGCUCCCUUGGCCAAUAAUAAUAAUAAUAAUAAUAAUAAUAAUAAUAAUUUAUUAUUUAUACCCCGCCCAUCUGGCUGAGUUUCCCCAGCCAGCGAGAUGAGUGCCGCAACCCGAGAGUCAGCCAUGACUGGACCUAAUGGUCAGGGGUCCCUUUACCUUUACAUACAUACAUACAUACAUACAUACAUCUUAAAAUGCAAACCAAAACACAUACGUUUCUAUAUUUCAUUGACAAUCAGGUGGCUACAGUCCGCCAUAUUAUCCUUGAUGAACAGUCUUCUCAGUUUUGGGGCAGCAAUCACAAAUCUUGUUGUGUUGUUUGUCACAAACUUAACAAAGCCAGACAGCAAAUAUGUGAUCUCUACUUGUUCGUCAGCUUCAGUCGUCUGACACAACAAUUCAAGGAUAGCUCUCGGUUCAGAAUACAGAGGGCAAUGUAAUACAUAAUGGUAUAGAUCUUUAACUGCUUGAGCGACACAUAUACAAAGCCGCUUUUCUGCUGGGAUUUUCCUGUAGCGUCCCUCUAAAUAUUCUGAGGGCAUUAGUCUGAAAAUGCAAAGCCAGAAAUGAACAAAUUGGUAAAUCAUACAGAUAGUUCUCAAAGCCAUGUGUUACUUUAAUUAACUGUAGCUGUGGAGAGAACCUUGAUUUCGGGAUCGCCUGUAGAUCUUGUGCAAAGCAGUGAGGAGGACAGCUUGGUGCAAAUUCGCCAGUGCACCCGAUCUGGCACUGCUGCCAGUGCUUUUGCACCACAACGACCUUGCCACUCCCCUUCUUGCUCCCAGUAAGCAACAAUGACCCACCUGUCGGGAAGGUAGUGCAGCAGCUCUGCUGCACCUGGCAAGACACUUCUGAUACUAAGACUGCAGCCCUAAGCACACUUUUCCAUUAGCAAUGGAUCCAUUUGUAGCUCUCAGUCUAAGCCAUCACAUCCCUGAAAGAUGCAGAGCAAUGCAGUCCCCUCCCCAAAGUAUAAUUUGGUCAUCUAGCCAGAAUUCAAUGUCCUGUCAGAACCAUAUCACAAAACUGUUCUGACCAUUCUUGCACGGUAUGUUUUCAGAUUACCAGAAUGGUUUUAAAAAACACACACUAUGGGAACAAGUUCAAGGGACUAUGGAGAAUAUCUGGAGAUGGCUCCUUCUUGAUUUUGGAAAUGCUGAAAGCUCCUGCUUGCAUAACCACUUGUUAUUUAUUUUUUUAAACUUGCGAAUAUUAACUUAAGAUAUGAAAUACGCCACUUUGCAUUUUGAGUACUAAUUCUGAGUGGUGUUUUGGUCCAUUUGGCAAGAGACAGUCAGCGCGAUGGGGUUACAUUUAUAACUGGAUGGCUUGUAGCAUUGUUUUGCGAAGACUGCUCUGCAGAGCUUCAAGGUUUCUGGUUUAUAGUAGAUUCCUGUAAGUUGCAUUACAUGUCUCCAUGUCUAAGCCACCAAAACCACAUUGUUCCCAGUCACUUCAAUCAUGCACUGAGUCAAAUUUGUGGGAAGAGACUACUUGCCUCAACCAGACAGGGUGGAAUAAGGCAACAUUUCUUAUUUUGUCCGGUCUCCAAUUUAUUCCACAUCUGGUGUGAACUCAGGCUCCAAUCCUAACCCCAUGGACCUGGGUGUAAGCCCAAUUGAAUUCAGUAGGAUAUGCUUCAAGGUAGACAUGGUACCAAUGGGUUGCUCGAGAGCAAGUAGGCAAAUGCCUCCCUGCUCGGCUGUGAAGCCUUGCUUUUGAUGCCAAAAUAAACUUUCUCUGCGCAGAGCACCACUCUCCCGUGGCUGGCUCAUUCACUGGCAGAAUCUGUGAGUGGGCGGUCCUUAAACUUUCCCCAGCAGAGUAGUUUCUUGACGCCCAAUCUGCGCCUCCCCUCUCAGCGCAGAUGCCUGGGUAUGGGUAACGGAGGGCCUCUCUCCUCCCCGCUUUGCCCAGGCAAGGUGUCCUGGCACCGCCUCGCCUCCUCCGAGCCCUGAAGCUCCUCUCCACUGGAGGUGUGGUUACUCUCCUCCGCUGAGGAGGUGCUGCUUCCCACGAUCUUUGGGGGCUCUCUGUAAUCCAUCCAGCUUUUCCCCUCUCGCCCCUGAGCCGAUGGCAGUUCCCUGACAACAUGGUUAGGUGGUCUGCAUGUAUAGAAAUAAUAGCUACCCAUGUGGGCCCACUAGAAAAAAAAAAUAAUUGCCAUGAUAGGGUACCUUUAUUAAGACCAAUUAAAACAUCACAAGUGAGCAAGCUUUUGAGUUGCCCAGAACCCCUGUUUAGGAUGAAUGUUAAGCAAAGCAACAAGGACCUGCAUAUGCAUCAGAUGCAAUGUGGGACAAGGGGACCUCUGACGCAGGAACAUAGUUGCUGCUGUAAGGAAAGUGGCAGCAAACAAAACUGCUUAAAGAAAGAAGGAAAUUCGGUGGGGGGGGCUAGACUGAAGAUUUUAGAAAGUACUGUCUGACUGCUAAAAAUAAAUUAAAAAUUAAUAAAUCCCUGCCUUGUAAGUGACCUCAAAGUCAUCAGAAGUUCUCCACCCAUUGCCUUUUUGUCAUUCCCUUUUCUGAAAAUGUGCCCAAAUAAUUAUACUGAGAACAUUUGGAACAGCCCUGACUAGGAGAUAGUCAAGAAUCUCUGUGUUUGAAUGAAUUCCAUAGAGCUGAAGGAAGGUGGCAGCUUUUGUGGGGGUACAGUGGAGAGCUUAGGAGCUCUUUGUAGUUUGGAAGAGAGGGAGAGAGGUGGGGAGAGUUGUGAGUUCACUAAAGGCAGGACCUCUCUCUGGGGAUCUGACGUGAGGUGGCAGAUUUAAUGCCUUGUAUAUUUGUAAAUAGAGUAAAUAUUAGAGAGCCUAAGUCUCCAGUGCUUUUGCACCCAAAGGCAACCAAACCUAGAUAUUAAGUGGAGCAUGCCACAGAUUGAAAGGGGGCAAUCUCUGAAUGAUCAAAGUGUGACUCAGGCAAUGUUAUUCAUUUAACUGCAUCCGUUAAGGGCCAUUUUCUACAUUCAUAAAUAUCUCGUGAUAAAGCCCUACCAGUAAACAGCCCAGAAUGUCGCUGAAGGAUCAUGUGUACAUAAUUCUGCUGCUGAUUUUAACGAGAUCUUUAUCUGUUUCUUUUGCAGAAAAAGCUGCUGUGUGGUUACUGCUGCUAUGACGUUUGGAAAUUUAAAAAACCCAGCAGUUCUGGUGCUUCAACUCCCCCCUUUCUCCCCAUGAUGACUUGAGGCUUUUUACUAAGUGGACCAAUACCACUUUGGCUGCAGGAUUGAGUCGCAGUAGUACUGAACUGCUUUCUUCCCCGGCUUUUUAGCUGUUUUCAGUAGCUGCUGAAGUUUCCAGGAAGGUGUUUCUGUUCAAAGGCGGCUGCUUGAAUUUGUGCUUGAGGUUCUUAUCAUUGCUUGAAUUUCAGCGUGAUAGCUCUGGUUUUCCAGACUCAGCUGUUGAAAGAAAUGGUGGGGAUUUCUUUUAGAUUAUCAGAUCUCCUCAGCUCAGCAGGUUAGGGUUGAACUCAACUGGGAGAGGAUUGCUUUCAAAGAAACUGAUUUGGGGGGGGGGGGGAGAGAGAAGCAGGUAGCAAAUGUGGAAGACUGUGUGUGAAGUUUAAUUUUUAAGACAAGGUGCUCUCUUCUUACCAUAUAAUAAAUAGAGUGAUUCUAUUACAGCAGUGUGUAAAUGGCAUGGAAGUAUGUUUGCUCUCAGUGCACCAUGAAAUGCCUUUUCUGUGCCUGCUAACAUAUCACUCUGAUACCAUUUUUAAUUCGGCCAGGUUAUCUUAGGCAACUGCACAAUUCGAAUGCAGAGAAGCAUGUGUUCCCCCAUCUCGCUUCCCCCUCAAAAAUUGGUAAUCUUGUGCCUUCGAAUAUUUGUUCAUAUUCUUUAAGCAUCAUAAUGAAAGGAAUCCCAGUAUAUAUUUAUUUUUAUGUUGAACAGAGCAGGUAAAAGAAAAGAAGAAUGCGCUCUGAAACUGAGAAUCAUAAUAUUCUCCUGGCUUGACAGCUGGCGCAGUGGGAAACAUGAACUGAGUGAGGCUCCUAAUUCAAAUUUCACCUCAGCCGUUGUCUCCCAACCUCAGCCCCUCAUCUCAGUAUUAGGAUAACAAAACUGACCCACCUUACAAGUUGUUGUAAGGGUUACUGAGUCAAUGCCUGUAAAACGUUUUGAACGCUCACAAAAAUUCAUAUAAAAUAGAAGGAUUGCAGAUAUUGCUGCAACAGAAUUAAGCCGUUGUAGUAUUGUAGUAAUGUUAAAAUGCUGUCCCGCACAUUUCAUUAUAGAAAAUCUUCCAUUUAUCUAAAUAUGGCUGAAUUUAUCACUGCCAAUGAAGGGUAUUUAAGUUGUUAUGUGCCCCCAAUUCAUUGGUCGACAUGGCAAUAUCUCUAUUGCAAGACAUUUUUUAAAAAGCCCCAUGGAGGCCUUGCCAAGAGCAGAACUUCAUUUUCCUGUAGAAUGAGGCAGAAUCUUCCCUUUUAUCCAGCCUCUCAAAGUUCUCAUUCCUGUGGCAUUUGGAAGGAGAGCUUGGGAAAUACAUGAAAAGAAGACCUUGCCCAAGAAAUUAAGAUUUGGUUUAACUGGCAUAUAAAAACACAAGUAUUGCUAACACAGCAACUUUUUGCCAUGUAUGUGUGGUAGCUCAAUGGGCGAGAGUGCUGUUCACAUCACGAGUGUAAUCCAUGACAAUGCAGCACCCCUCCUCUAGCGUAACAACUUUUCUAAUUCUGACAAAAUCUGCAGGCUGAAUGUGGAAAGGGAUUUCAAUAUACACUUUAGUGCCAGUAUUAAGGGUUUUCUCUCUUCAUAACACGCACAAGCUGCAUGCGGUUUUCAGUCUUUGAUAAAUAUACAUAUAUGUCUUUGUGUGAUCGUAGUAUUCUAACUGCUGUCUUUGUUUGGAAAAAGAAGAAGGGGGAAGGAUGACCCAGAUCCUUGUAUAAAAUUAGAAUGAUUUAGAUUCAAUCCUUCAAAUUUCAAUCUUUUGUAAGUUGUGGAACCAAUUCAGGCACAAUGUUUUGCAUUCAUAGGAAGGCUCAUGGAAUUAGUCCUCUGAGUGUGUGCAUGUGUACAUAAAUGCACACAUACACAUGGAGGAAAGGGUUGGUUUUUUUCUUUUUCUUUUUUGCAAAUUCACACAGCUUGCUAGAUAAUCUCACAACUCAUGAUUGGGCUCCUGGAUGUUUCCUGUUUAUAAGAUUGUUUAGAUGUCUGGACAAACCAUUGCCCUGCACACCAAAAAUGAAUGCGUAAGACAAGUUUUGGAAUGGCGGGUCAUAACUUUAUUAAAAUCAAGGACCUGCAAGGGAAGAACUAGAAAACAGUGCAGGCCAGCUAUCUUGAUGAAGUGGACAAGGCGAGCCUCUGAAGUCUGUUGGAGGUAGCCUCAAUAGUCCCAUCAGAGGCCACACACAAAAUUCCUACUCAGUUCCUAAAAUUCAACGGGCAAAUCCUAUAUCACAAAAAAGGGAGAGCAGGGUGCCAUGCUGGCCAGAGAAAGAGUUCAGAGAAGGAGGGGUUGGGUUACUAAGCCAGUCAGAUGUCAUGGAUUAAUAGAAUUGUAGAGUUGGGAUGGACUCCAAGGGUGAUGCAGUCCAACCCAUGCAAUGCAAGAAUGUCCCCAUGUGACAUGAUGAUGUCACAGGACAGUAAACUCUUAUGAUGCCAUUUCCAGUGGGAUAGAGGCAAAUGUAGCCCUGCAAUAAUGUGGAGGACUGAGGUGCUGGGCGGCGGCGGGGGGUUGUCCAAGAGCCAACACAGUGAUACAAAACAUUAUGCUAGAAUUGGACCACGUGUAAGAGUUCUGUGGUCUUUGUGUGCUUUCUGUUGCUUCAGAAAGAGAAUACUCCUACAGCAAUAGUAAAAACCAGUACAAUUUUUAUUCUUGUUUUCAAAUUUCCCAUCGUGUUAUCAGUGGCAACCCUGAGUUUCAUGGCGAUCUAUUGUGGAUAAAUUGGCAUCGGUCAAAGCCUUAAUCAGGGCUAUUUUCAAAUGUCAGAUCCACCUCAUGACAAAACAGUGGCAUGCCACCCAGGGGUACCCCAGUAGUUUCCAGGCUAUUCCUGCUGCUUGCUCAGACAUCUUUGUUUUAUCAGGUGGCAAUAUUUCUGUAGCUUUUCUUGGGUUUCUGGCAUUAAAAGUGGUAUCUGCAGUGCUAGCUUUUGCGAGCACAGGGGGCCUAUGAAACAUACUUACAUGCUAACAGAGGCUACUACAUGGCAGAAGGAAACACAUGAUUUGAAAUGAUAGUAGCAUGUUGGUGAUCUAGUCCAGAAACCUCAUGCCCACACCACAAGUUAAAUGUAAGUUGCGAAAACUUUUCAGUGGUUGGGGAUUAGAAAUGUGGGCUAUGUUCAGAACUGAGUGAUCAGAGGAGCAGAAGGCCACGGAAGAAGGUUUCAGUAAGUUGGGUUCAGGAGAUCACUCAACAUAGAGUGAGGUACAGGUAGAGGUGGAACAGGGAACAAGGUAAAAUAGAACAGGCUUGCAGAUCCUACUUGGAACCAACAUAACUUCAUUAAUUCAUGGACUUUCAGAAGGAAGACCAUGCAUAGCCAAGUAGGUCAGAGAAGAGAAAUUGGUGGCUCUUAUGAGGGAGAGAUUGCGGUCUGUCCGUCAGCCUCAAUGACAGCAUAUGGAAUAAUAACCUACAGUGAUGGCUAUCCAUCAGAUCAUUAGUUAUCUAAGUUUAGUCAUGCCACUGGAACCUGUGCUAGAAAAUUAAUUUAUGUUGCUGCAUCUUAUUGUGCAACAAAGCAGAAAGUUGGAGGAAUGCAGCCUAUUCAACACAAUGUGAUUCCCUGAUGCAAGGGCACACAUAUCCCACGAGGUUUUGAAAACCAAGCUCUGUACUUAUCAAUAACCGGCUGUAAACUUGCGAAAAGCAACACUUGGUGGGUAACAUACACAUUAAACAGCAAGAAAUCAAUUCCAUUGAAUUAAUACAUAUCCUCAGAAAUAUGUUCUGCCCUGUAUUUCUGAAUGUCUGAAUAUAAGCAACCUGGCCAUUGGUCUCCUUGUGCUUGCAAACGCUAUCACAGGAAACACACCGCUGUCCCGUUCACUUCAAAGGAAGGGAGCGACUGUGUGUGUAUCCCUCUACAAAUAUAUGAAGUUUCCUGCCUUGCUGCUGAAUGGGGCAAAACAUCAGAGCCCACAUAGGGAGUUGAACCAAAGCUGAACUCUGUGGAUUAUGCACAGUGCUAUUUCCUCGGACUGCUCUGUUGUGAAAACCCUCCUGAACUGAAGGUACAAGGGUUGGGUUGCCAUUUGGUAUCCAUUGCAAAUGAACGCCAUGGGUUAUAUCCAGUUGUGCCUAUCCAUUCAUAGAAGGCUCUUUACGACAGCGGAAAGUGGUUAGGAAGCAAUGUUGGCAGUCUCCCACUUUCUCCUGCAGAUUUGAGGGCGCUGCAGAAGGAGAGGAGGAAUCAAUGAAAAUUGGUCCCCUUCCCAUACAUUCACAAAAGCCACCACUGGAUCGAAGAGGUUUCUAUCAAUGGAGGCACACAAACAAGUACAACCAGUGCUUUUUUUCCCCUUAAUUUUUUUUUUUAGGGGUACUCUCAUUUUGACUCAAGAAAAUCACCAUUUUAUAGUUCAAAUCGGGAAAAAUAAAUACAGUAAAUGGACAAAAGUACAAAGAUUCACAAAAUGUUUAGGGGUAUGCGUCCCCCCAGAAAAAAGCAGCCCCAUGUUUUUGCAAGCUAGGCACAACUUCUACAAGGAAAAUAACUUUUAUUUUGUAAGUUCUUGGGUAAGGAGCAAAAGAAAGCAAACUUGGCUUUUAGGAUCCCACAGAACAGUGUAGUAAUCCUGACAGUGUUCAGUUUCUUUACACUAAUCCCUAAGUGAGAUUGACAGGUAUUUCACAGUCAGGUGUAACAGUCUGAUGCAACUAAACGCUUGUUUGUCGCUAUGUACAAUGCACUGCAUACAAUAUGUUGAAAGAGAUGAAAAAUGCCACCUGUAAAUAAUGCUUUCAACAGUCGCAAUUUCAAAACAGUUGUAAUCAUGGUAUCAUAUUCAAGGAACCUUUUCUUGACUAUUAAGAUUAUAUUAAAGUAAUACUUGAUCAACUAGAAGAUAACUACUUCUACAAGACUCAUAUAAAUUAUUAUUCUAUAUUUAUUGCACUUUGAACAGCAUGCUUUUAACUCCACUUGGCUUUUUUAUUUUAUAAACGAUAUAACCACAGUUUGUUCUCUUCAGGUUUUUUGUGUGUGUGUGUGUUUCACAACACAGUUUUUCUGAUUUUAUACCAGGCUAAUCAAAGAGAGUGAGUGUGUAACUGUAUGUGUGUUUUUGCUUAUCUGUACGGUAUUUUGUUUUUAAGAGUUUUAGAAACUGUGAAUUGCCAUGUUUGAGAGCAGGUUGCUUGAGGAGGGCACUUUACAAGCUGUAGUUAUUGCCUUCAGCUGUUCAUUCACAGAUGGGCAGAGGUGACUUACAGCUAUUGCUUUUGCAACUAGGGAACAGAACAGACGUUUCUCCUAAUAAACGUGUCAAGAUUCAGAAUCCAGUGGGGUGUAAUUCCAAAACAAUUGGAUAUUUAGUGUGACACAAAUACAGCCCACAUAAACUGCAAACUGCUAUGGAUUGGGUGUACUUUUAGUGAUAGUUAGGCCUUAAUCACUUCGCAGUGGCUUCCUGCCUCUAUUUUGUUCUCUCUCAUUUGUGUCACUGCACUGAUUGGUGCACUACACAGUCAUUCUUAUAUUAAGGCUCUUCUGGGCUUAGCUCAUUCUGAGAAUUUAUGGAUUGAAAUGGUAUAAAGGUUUGCGCAGAUUGUCUCUUUCUCAUUUAUAGGAAUGAGCCAUUCUACACACACACAGCUGUGAUUGGAGGAAAGGGCUUUCAGGUCAAAAUAUACUAUUUCUGUGUAGACAUAUAUGAGUUUUAUUAGCUCAGCAUCUCUCAACUAAGCACUCCACACAUUCAAAAAUGCCCAUAACAGAAGGUAUCAAUUUUUUACAGCAUACUACACUUGUGAUUAAGGGACGCUGGUGGCGCUGUGGGUUAUACCACAGAGCCUAGGACUUGCUGAUCAGAAGGUCGGCGGUUCGAAUCCUCGUGAUGGGGUGAGCUCCUGUUGCUCGGUCCCUGCUCCUACCAACCUAGCACGUCAAAGUACAAGUAGAUGAAUAGGUACCGCUCCAGCGGGAAGGUAAACGGCGUUUCCGUGCGCUGCUCUGGUUCGCCAGAAGAGGCUUAGUCAUGCUGGCCACAUGACCUGGAAGCUGUACGCCGGCUCCCUCGGCCAAUAAAGCGAGAUGAGCGCCGCAACCCCAGAGUCGGUCACAAUUGGACCUAAUGGUCAGGGCUCCCUUUACCUUUACCUUUACACUUGUGAUUAACCUUGGAUUGCCAAGAAUUAACAUGAGAUUUCAGUUGUUGUUGUUGCUGUUGUGAGGCCUGCAGAUUUUGGAUGCGCCAAAAUCGCAGUCAACAAUCUACAAGGUCCCUAAGAAAGCUCACAUAUUUCAGAGAAUAAUUCAUGAGAACUUCAGGUUUUGCUUCUGGUUCGAUGGUGACAAAAAGCUGAAAUGACUUCUAGAGUCUUGUGGCAUCUUAAAGACUAACAGAUGUUUUGUUCCAUUUCAUCAGACAGAAGGCGGGCGGGCAGGCAGGGUUUAGUAUUUGCACCAAUUUCUGCAGCAGCAAAGCAGCUCAUGCCAUGGAGUUUUAAGAUCUCCUUCCUCUCUCCACCCAAUCAAUUCUACAUCAGUUUCAUAUUGCAGAAGAAAAGCUGGUUGCUGCCUGUAGGGUGCCUAAAAAUGUGUGUGUCAAUUUCCACUGAAUAGCAACAAGACUUUUAGCUACAUACCUCUGACCCUAAUAUGGUUUUAAAUAUAAAUAAUAUCGGGUGAACAAAAUGCAAGGUUUCAGUUAUGAUUCAGAAGCUGACAGUGAUGACUAGUCCACAGCAGUCUUGCAAAGACCUUUAAAAAAUGUUUUGCUCUCAGAAAGGAUGCUGUAUCUUAAUGCAUUAUUUUUUUUAUUAGUAUAAUGCUAUGUGAUUAUGCCCAGUGUAAGUGAGGCUUAAUAUUGCAUGAAUCCACAGUAGGAACAUUAAGGGUUUAUGUGCACUUAACUUUCGCCCCAUGUCUUCCAGGAACAGUUGUGCACUUGAAAGCUCUGUAUCUGAGUGCUCUGUUGUUGUUUUUACCCCAGAGCUUUCCCUGUGAAAUUUGGGUCUUCUGCAGAUUGCUGUUUGCUCUGAUUCCGCAGUAAAGAGUGGAUUUUCACAGGGAAAGAUGAGGGGGAGAGAAAGCACUCACACAUGGUGCUUUAAAAUCCAGGCUGUGUUUGGAAAGCAUUGACGAAAGGUAAGCGUGGAUAAGCCCUUAGACCAGAGGCUCUCAAAGUGUGUGACAGGAUACGAUUUCCUCCAGUGUUUCAUCCUACCAAGGAAUCACAACCAAGGAAGUGACAUACUUGGUUGCACAACCUUUCUCAAUGACAACUAAUUAAAUUAAAGAAUGGGGAUUGAGUCUACAUGGAUCUAACCAUAUACUAAGACCAGUGCCAGAUUUACAUAUAAGCUAAACAAGCUAUAGCUUAGGGCCCCACUCUCUUGGGGCCCCCCAAAAAAUUAAAAGAAAAAAAACCUGGAUGUACAUUUCCAAAAUAUAAGAUUAAAAACAAAUAAAAUAAAACCUACAUACAGCAACAGUGGCAAAUGGCUUUAGAUACCUAUCAGGUCCAUAAAUUACCAUAUAGCAUAUAUUCAACACAAAAAACAGUGACAAAUUGUUGUUGACAAAGGACAGCUGGACAUACAAAGGGCCCCAUUACCUUCAGUAGCUUAGGGCCUCAUCAAACCUAAAUCCGGCCCUGACUGAGACUUACACAGGUAGCAAAGUCCAGAGAAAUUAAAAUCCCAGCAACUAAAUAAUAAUAAAAAAGAGUGUUAAUUCAUUGGCCCCACAGACUUCUCCAUCAAUUCAAGUGGCGGGUGGAAACAAAGAUCUAAUGCAUAGAAAGGGGACGAGUUUGGAGGAACUCGGUAUGCCUCUCUUAUCAAUUAUCACACGUUUUAAAUGAGAGCCAGCUCCCACUUUGAGAAUCCUGGAUUUAGGCUGACAUAUUCACCUUCCAUGAAGGCUAAUAGUUCAACAAUUAACUACCUAUAUAUAAUGUUAGAUGAAAUAUGCAUCAAGGUUAACAGUUUGUAAAUAUGCUGUUCAGGUCUAGGUUUAAGAUUUUGAAAGCCAUUAGCCUUCCAAGUACGUAUAACAUGGUACUUAAUACCUGUUCUGUGUUCUACGAUAUCAUAUUCUUGACAGUAACAAAUGGCUUGAAUAGACUUUAAACUAUAAAAAUAUGCAGAAGUUUGUGUAAUAAAUGCAUCUUUUUUAAAAGAUGGUUUUUGUAGAUUAACACAUCCUCUUGUAUUAUUAAAAUGUAAGACAUAGCAAUUGUGCGCACAAGUCAUUGUAGAAUAAACCAUUACUUUAUUUACUUGGAA